Messenger RNA from Oncorhynchus masou masou (cherry salmon), 92912 nucleotides. Its product is annotated as titin-like. NCBI's taxonomy places the organism in Eukaryota, Metazoa, Chordata, Actinopteri, Salmoniformes, Salmonidae. The record is from RefSeq and is a predicted model, not a curated record. Gene Ontology annotation, biological process: protein phosphorylation. Gene Ontology annotation, molecular function: protein kinase activity; ATP binding; protein binding.
AUGUCAACACAGGCGCCAACAUUUACACAGCCGCUGCAGAGCGUUGUGGCACUAGAGGGUAGUGCCGCAACGUUCGAGGCGCAAGUUAGUGGUAAUCCAGUUCCCGAGGUGAGCUGGUUCCGUGAUGGCCAGGUUCUUUCCGCUGCCGCUCUGCCCGGCGCACAGAUCUCGUUCAGCGAUGGCCGCGCUGUUCUGAUGAUCCCUGCUGUGACAGCCGCGCACAGUGGAAGAUUUUCUGUGAGAGCCACCAAUGGUGCUGGACAAGCCACUAGCACCGCUGAACUUCUUGUUACAGUGGAGACCGCACCACCCAACUUUAUUCAGAGACUUCAGAGUAUGACCGUGAGACAAGGAAGCCAAGUGAGACUGGAUGUUCGUGUUGCAGGAAUCCCUACACCUGUGGUAAAGUUCUACAGAGAGGGAGCUGAGAUACAGAGCUCUGCUGACUUUCAGAUUGUUCAAGAAGGAGACCUUUACAGUUUGUUGAUUGCCGAAGCCUUCCCAGAGGAUUCUGGAACUUACUCUGUAAAUGCUUCAAACAGCAGUGGACGGGCUACCUCCACUGCUGAACUACUGGUUCAAGGUGAAGAGGUAGCAGUCCCUGCUAAGAAGACAAAGACUAUUAUGUCAACAUCUUCUCAGAUGGCGUCUUCUCAGACCCGCCAGACCAGAGAGACCAGAAGAGUGGAGUCACAUUUCCAGUCCAGCUCUAUGAUGGAAAUGCGCGUUGAAGGUGGUGUAGUGACCCAGACAUUGGCACACAAGACCCCACCACGUGUGCCUCCAAAGCCAACCUCAACCUCCAAGUCCCCAACACCACCUUCUCUUGCAGCCAGGGUUGCAGGGGGACGUCAUCAGUCACCAUCACCUGUGAGACAUGUCAAGGCGCCCACUCCGGCCCCUGUCAGGUCUGCUUCUCCCACUUCUGCCUCAAGACUGUCUGUGUCACCAAUCAGACCAGUCAAAUCCCCACUGACCACACGCAAACAAGUAUCCCAUAGUCCAGAUGUGCCUCCACCAUGGAAGCAGGGAGAGGGAUUUGUGGCGGAGUCCAGCUACAGCAUGACCGCUGCCUCUAGUGCCAGUCAUGUCCAGUCUUCUGCCACCCAUGCUCACAUGGAGCAGCACUGGGAGGGCUCUUAUGGAUUGAAAACGACUGGUGCCGCUGUAUCUGGUGUCGCUGUGAGAGAGCGCCAGCAUCAUGAUACGGAUGAUAAAGUGAUUGCUGUAGUUACCGUGGUAGCAGCGGUGGACCAGGCACGUAGCUGCAACUCCCAGUCUGUAGACAGAUCCUGCACACAGACACACUCUGCUGCUGUGUUUAUUGCACAAAUACAGGAGCAGGUUGAGGGUGGGAAAAAAGCGGAGGCAAAGGCUACAGUUGUUGCUGCUGUUGACCAAGCACGUGUUCGGAAGCCAAUGCAUGGAGAGAAGGGUCAUGCUGGAGAGGAAACUUAUGAAUCUGAUUUAAAACAGCAGUCAAUGCUGUCUACCACUGAGCAACAAUUCUCAACGAGGACUGAGGCUGGGCAAAUGCAAACAACAAUUCAAACACUUGCUCCUGAACAGAGUAUUCAUGUCUCCCAGAUGCAAAGAACUACCACUCAAGUGGAUACUGGCCUUGCACCAUCCCCAAUUCCACAUUUCACAGUUUCAAAAGUUAUGGUUCCUAAACCUGACCAUAGCUAUGAGGUUUCGAUAGCAGGUUCUGCUAUUGCCACACUGCAGAAAGAGUUAUCCUCUACCUCUUCACAUGCUGCUCAAAAGAUCAUCAAGCCAGUGAAACCUCCAUCUCAUAAGAUUGUGGUGGCGACAAGAGUGACGCCAGAGCCGACCCCGCCUCCGUUUAAAGAUAUCGCAGACAGAUAUCAGACACAUUUCGACACUCAGUCACAGCAGAAACAGAUAGGCACUUCGUUUUCAGGGGGCAUGGAGCAAAUUUAUGAGGACUGGGAACAACAGGUUGUUGAAACAGCAGUUGUUCCAUCAGCAAUGGAGGAGCCAACUGUGCCACCUACUCUUGUGGCUGGCUUGAACAACGUGACUGUGACUGAGGGUGAAUCUGUGACUCUGGAAUGUCAGAUCACUGGUCACCCUGCCCCUGGCAUCAUGUGGUUCAGAGAGGACUACAGAAUUGAGAGCUCCAUUGACUUCCAGAUCACUUAUGAGAGUAAAUGUGCCCGUCUGGUCAUCCGCGAGGCCUUCGCAGAAGACAGCGGUCGCUUCACUUGCACUGCUACUAGCGAGGCUGGAACCAUCAGUACAUCCUGCUACCUGCUUGUCAAAGUGUCAGAGGAGAUUGAGAGCAGAGAGGACACUACUGUGUCUGAAUAUGUUGAAACUUCUGCAGAGCAUCAGAUUAGCAUUGGAGCCAAGGAGGAGACCAUGUCGGAGGUGAGCGCUGUUGCAGAGACUGUGGAAGCAGCUCCCUUCUUUGUCAAGAAGCCAACUGUGCAGAAGUUGGUGGAGGGCGGAAGAGUUGUCUUUGAGUGCCAGAUCGGAGGCAGCCACAAGCCCAACAUUAUCUGGAAGAAGACUGGAGUGCCCCUUACUACUGGAUACAGAUAUAAAGUGCACUACAAUAAGGAGAGUGGAGUGUGUAAAUUGGAGAUCUCCAUGACGUUUGCUGAUGAUGCUGGAGAGUACUCCAUCUUUGUCAAGAACCCUCUUGGAGAAGAGUCUGCCUCAGCCAGUCUGCUGGAGGAAGAGGAAUAUGAAGAAUACAUGAAGAAACAUGAAGUGACAUAUAAGACUGAAGUGACUACAAUGGUGCAGGAGUCUAGAGUGGCAGAAGUACCAACUGUUGCUGUUAGUGGCUAUGAGGCAGAACAGAGGAUGUACAUGCAAAACAGAAUGGCUCAGCAGGCCCAAGCGACACGCACCUUCAUCUCCGAACAGGAACUCAAGAUUACUGUCGUUGAGGAGAGGAUCAUCCACGAGAUUGAGGUCCGCAUCAUGCAGAUUACAUACCAACAGAUUGUGACUGAGGAUCGGGAAGAGAUGGUGACUUGUGCAGACCGUGAGGCUGUACAGUCAGCCUUUGCCACUCCAGUUAAAAACUACAGAAUCAUGGAAGGAAUGGGGGUCACUUUCCACUGCAAAAUGGCAGGAACUCCAUUGCCCAAGAUUGUGUGGUACAAAGAUGGCAAGCGUAUCCAUCAUGGUGGCCGUUACCAGAUGGAGAGUCUUCAGGAUGGUAGAGCCAGCCUGCGUCUUCCUGUGGUGUUGCCAGAGGAUGAAGGUGUUUACACAGCAUUAGCCAGCAACAUGAAGGGCAACUCUGUAAGCUCUGGGAAACUGUACGUGGUGCCCACUGCAGGAGCAGAAGCUCCACAGAUGCCUGAGUCACCGGCAAUGCAGAGAAUGAGGUCCACAUCCCCACGCUCUACAAGCCGCUCUCCCGGUCGUUCUCCCGGACGCUCUCCUGCUCGCAGACUUGAUGACACUGAUGAGAGUCAGCUGGAAAGACUAUACAAGCCUGUGUUUGUCUUGAAGCCACAGUCAUUCAAGUGUGCUGAAGGGCAGACUGCCAGAUUUGACCUGAAAGUAGUUGGUAGACCCAUGCCUGACACUUUCUGGUUCCACAAUGGACAACAAGUUGUCAAUGAUUACACCCACAAGAUAGUGGUGAAGGAAGAUGGAACUACGUCACUGAUUGUGGUUCCAGCCAUGCCUCAUGACUCUGGAGAGUGGACCGUGGUCGCUCAGAACAGAGCUGGAAGGACCUCUGUCUCCAUGACACUUACAGUUGACGCCAAAGAAAACUUGAUCAGACCCCAGUUUAUUGAAAAGCUGAAGAACAUCAGUGUUAAGCAAGGCACUCUGGUUGAGUUGGCUGUCAAAGCCAUCGGAAACCCCCUGCCUGAUAUUGUUUGGCUGAAAAACAGUGACAUCGUCUCCCCAAUGAAGCACCCAAAUAUCAAGAUUGAAGGCACCAAAGGAGAGGCCAAAUUCCAGAUCCCCCAAACAGUAGGCACUGAUAGUGCUUGGUACACAGCCACAGCCAUUAACAAAGCUGGAAGAGAUACCACUCGCUGCAGGGUCAACAUUGAGGUGGAAACUGCUGAACCUGCACCAGAGAGGAGACUCAUUAUUCCCAAGGGAACAUACAAGGCCAAGGAAAUUGCAGCUCCUGAGUUGGAAUCCCUGCAUCUACGUUAUGGCCAAGAGCAGUGGGAGGAGGCUGACCUAUAUGACAAGGACAAGCAGCAGAAACCACAGUUCAAGAAGAAGCUGACUUCCGUCAGGCUGAAGCAUUCUGGUGCUGUCCACUUUGAAUGCAGACUGACCCCUAUUGGUGACCCCACUAUGGUUGUUGAGUGGUUACUUGAUGGCAAACCCCUUGCAGCUGCUAACAGAUUGCGCAUGGUUAAUGAAUUUGGCUACUGUAGUCUUGACUUUGAAGUUGCCUAUGCCAGAGACAGUGGUGUCAUCACCUGCAGAGCCACUAACACGUUUGGUGCCGAUCAGACCUCGGCUACACUGAUUGUAAAGGAGGAGAAGAGCAUGGUGGAGGAAACUCAGUUACCUGAGGGCAGGAGGGGACUACACAGAAUUGAUGAGAUGGAGCGCAUGGCUCACGAAGGAGGUCCUUCUGGAGUCACUGCAGAUGAAGGUGCUGAGAAGACAAAGCCUGAAAUUGUCCUUCUUCCUGAGAAUGCAAAUGUGCAGGAAGGUGAAAUUGCAAGGUUCCGUUGCAGAGUAACUGGUUAUCCUACACCUAAGGUCAACUGGUACCUCAAUGGGCAGCUCAUUCGCAAGAGCAAGAGAAUGAGACUUCGCUAUGAUGGCAUUUACUAUCUUGAGAUUAUCGAUAUCAAGUCAUACGAUGCAGGAGAUGUCAAAGUCUUAGCAGAGAACCCUGAGGGCACAGCUGAGCAUCUGGUGAAGCUGGAGAUCACACAGAAAGAGGACUUCAGAUCUAUUCUUCGUCGUGCACCAGAGCAUAAGGCCCCAGAGCCUAGCACCAUGGCUGAACAUGGCAGAGUUUCCUUUGAUGUGGUUAAGGUUGAAAAACCAACUGCCAUCAAAGAGACCAAAGAGGUAGUGCAACUAAAGAAGACCGAACGAGUCAUCCAUUCAAAAGCCACAGAGGAGACAGACGAGUUGAAGGGCAAAUUUAAGCGCAGGACAGAGGAAGGUUAUUAUGAAGCCAUCACUGCUGUGGAGCUCAAGUCUCGUAAGAAGGAUGAGUCCUAUGAGGACAUGCUUAGGAAGAGGAAGGAAGAACUGCUUCACCAUCAGAAAAUGUUGUCUGAGGCUGAUAAGAAAAAAGAGGAGGAACGCAAAGUUCAUGUUCCCUCAAUUAAACCAGAGAGAGUAAAGCUCUCUCCCAGCAUGGAAGCUCCAAAAAUCAUUGAACGCAUUGCUAGUCAGACCGUGUCUCAGAUGGAAGAAGUUCACUUCAGAGUCAGAGUUACCGGUAGACCAGACCCUGAGUGCCAGUGGUUCAAGAAUGGAAUUCUGCUGGAGAAAACAGAUCGCAUUUACUCGUUCUGGCCUGAAGACAAUGUAUGUGAAUUAGUGAUCAAAAAGGUCACAGCAGAAGACUCUGCUAGCAUCAUGGUCAAAGCCAUGAACAUUGCUGGAGAGACUUCAAGCCAUGCAUUCUUAUUGGUGCAAGCAAAGACAGUCAUCACCUUCACACAAGAGCUAGAAGAAACCAACGUGAAAGAGAAAGACACCAUGGCGACCUUUGAGUGUGAGACCAAUGAGCCUUUUGUUAAAGUCAAAUGGCUGAUGAACAACGCAGAGAUUUUCUCUGGAGACAAAUACAGGAUGCACUCAGACAGAAAGGUUCAUUUCCUUUCUGUACUGACCAUCAACAUGAAGGACGAUGCAGAAUACAGUUGUGCUGUUAUUGAAGAUGACCACAUCAAGACCACUGCCAGACUCAAUGUGGAAGGUGCCCCACUGUCAAUUGUAAAGAGGCUGGAGAACAUUGAGGUGCCUGAGACCUACUCUGGGGAGUUUGAGUGUGAAGUGUCUCGAGAGGAUGCCGAAGGUGUAUGGCAUUUUGAGAACAAGGAGCUCACUCCCAGCAGCAAGCAUACCAUCUCCUCCCGCCGAGGACGCCACAGUUUAUCUGUGAAAGAUGUAAAGAAAGAAGACCAGGGGAAAUAUACAUUCACCACGGGUGAAUUCAAGACUAGUGCCUCCCUGAAAAUGAAACUGCGCCCUGUGACCCUGUUGCACCCCCUCUCUGAUAUGACAAUCUGUGAGGGUGACAUAAGCCAGUUUGAGGUGCGAUUCUCUCAAGAGGAUGUUGAGGGCACUUGGAUGAAGAAUGGUGUUGUCAUUGAAGCUUCAGAUCGCAUCCACAUUGUUAUUGACAAGCUCAUCCAUAAACUUCUCAUAGAGGAUACAGGCAGGCUUGAUGGAGGAAUGUACUCCUUUGUAGUUCCUGCUCAGGACAUUUCCACCACUGCAAAGCUGACUGUUCAAACGAUUAGCAUCUUGGCCCCACUCAAGGAUAUUACAUCAGUUGAGGGCACCAAGGCUGUUAUGGAGGCUAAAAUCUCUGCUGCAGAUAUUAGCUCAAUUAAGUGGUUCCACAAUGACAAGCUUGUGAUACCCAGCGAGAGAAUCCAGAUUGUUCCAAAGGGAUCCAAACAGCGUCUGGUGUUCAAUAGGACCUUCGCCUCUGAUGAAGGAACCUACAAGCUAUGUGUUGGCAAAGCUGACUCUAGCUGUAAACUGAUAGUCCAAAAAAUUUCAAUUGUGAAGCAAAUGGAGGAUCAAGUUUGCACAGAGACACAGCACGUCACAUUUAAUGUGGAGGUGUCCCACCCUGGCAUUGAUGGUAUCUGGACCUUCAAGAAACAACAUCUGAAAAAUGAUUCCAAGUACAAGAUUGAGGCCAAGGGCAAGAAUUACAGCCUGACUGUCAUUAAUGCCAUGAAGGAUGAAGAAGGGCAAUACACAUUCGCUGCUGGUGAACAGACAUCCAGCGCAAAGCUUACUGUGUCAGGUGGCGCUAUAUCCAGACCGCUGCAUGACAUCAUUGUGGCUGAGUCUCAGACAGCUGAAUUUGAGUGUGAGGUGGCCAACCCAACUGCUGAGGGCAAGUGGCUGAAGGAUGGACAACCUUGUGACUUUGGUGAAAAUAUCAGGAGUGAGAAAAAUGGAGCUGUCAGACGUCUUGUUAUUGUCAUCACCAGACCCCAGGACAUCGGUGAAUACACCUACCAGAUUGCAAACUCCAAGACAACAGCCAACCUGAGAGUUGAAGCUGUGAAAGUCAAGAAGACCCUGAAGAACCAAACUGUCACUGAGACACAAGAAGCAGCAUUCAUUCUGGAGCUCACCCAUGAGAAUGUGAAGGGCUCACAAUGGAUUAAGAAUGGUGUGGAGAUCCAGUCUAGUGAGAAAUAUGAAGUCACCGUUGAUGGCAUGAUCCACACCUUGAAGAUCAAAAACUGCACCAUACACGAUGAAUCAGUUUAUGGAUUCAAACUUGGAAAACUAUCUGCUAAUGCCAGACUGAACGUUGAGGCAAUUACUAUAACGAAGAAGCCUAAAGAUGUGACAUCACUAUUGGAUGCCACUGCCUCUUUUGAGCUGAGCCUGUCUCAUGAUGACAUCCCUAUCAAAUGGAUGUUCAAUAACGUUGAGCUUAAACCAAGUGAAAACAUCAAAAUGCUGUCUGAGAGAAAAUCUCACAAGCUGAUCAUCCAGAAUGUGGAUGACCACAAGGCAGGAGAGUACACUGCUAUGGUCGGACAUGUGCAGUGCAGCACUCAUUUAUAUGUUGAAUCUCUGCGUGUCACAAAACCCAUCAAGAACAUUGAAGUCCCAGAGACCCAGGUGGCCACUUUUGAAUGCGAAGUGUCACAUUUCAAUGUCCCAUCCACCUGGCUGAAGAAUGGAGUGGAGAUAGAAAUGAGUGACAAGUUCAGGAUUGUGGUGCAGGGCAAACUUCACCAGCUCAAGAUCAUGAACACUGGCAGUGAAGACUCUGCAGAAUACACCUUUGUCUGUGGAAAUGACAGAGUCUCUGCAACUCUGAAAGUUAGCCCCAUUUUGAUCACCUCCAUGCUGGAAGACCUCAAUGCACAGGAGAAAGACACCAUCACAUUUGAAGUGAAUGUCAACUAUGAGGGCAUCACCUACAAGUGGCUGAAGAAUGGUGUUGAGAUUCGCUCCACUGACAGAUGCCAGAGCCGCACCAAACACCUAACUCACUCUCUCACCAUCCGAAAUGUUCAUUUUGGUGAUGGUGCAGAGUACAAGUUUGCUGCUGGCUCUGCUGCAACUACAGCCAGCCUAUAUGUUGAUGCACGUGUUAUUGAAUUCACCAAGCACAUCAAAGAUAUCAAGAUCACAGAGAAGAAGAGGGCCACAUUUGAAUGUGAGAUCUCUGAGCCUAAUGCUCAGGUGACGUGGAUGAAGGAUGGACAGGAGCUGGAAAUGUCUGAAAGAUACAAGGUCUCCACUGAGAAAUUCUUGCACCGUCUAAUGAUCCAGUCAGUCCGCCUGUCUGAUGCUGCAGAGUACUCUGUGGUCGCUGGUGCAAGCAUGUCAAAGGCUCAUCUCACCGUGGAGGGGCGUGACAUCCACAUCACAGAACCCGAGGAGAAAGAAUUCACGGUUGUUGAGAAACAAAAAGUGUCGUUUGAGUUUGAAGUCAGUGAGGACGACGUUGAAGGUCGUUGGCUGAGGAACGGUGCUGAGAUGCAGUUCAACCUUGACGAUAGGCUCAACUACAUUGCCAUUAGAAAGGUCCAUCGCAUGACCAUCUCUGAAACCUAUAGAAGUGAUGCAGGGGAGUACACCUUCAUCGCUGGCAAGAACAGGGUCGUGGUGACUCUACAUGUCAAUAUCCCUGAGCCACCUCAGAUAAUUCGCGGCAUGCAGGCCCUGUCUGUGGAGGCUGGCAAACCUGCUAGAUUUUCUGUGGAAGUGACUGGCAUCCCCCAGCCCCAGGUGUUAUGGUACAAGAACUCCCAGGCUCUCUCCCCUGGCUUCAAGUGCAAGUUCCUGCGUGAAGGAAAUGAGCACACUCUGCUUCUCAUCGAAGUGUUCCCAGAGGACGCAGCCUUGUACAACUGUGAGGCCAAGAAUGACGUUGGGCUUGCCACCAGCUCAGCACCACUCAAUGUGGAAGUUUCAGAAGUCGUUUCUCCUGACACUGGAUCUCCACUCUCCAAGCCUGUGAUCAUAACACCAAUGAACAACACCUCAGUCAAUGAGGGAGAGGCUGCUAGGUUCCAGUGCAGAAUCUCUGGUGAAGAUCUAAAGAUAUCUUGGUACGUCCAUAAGAAAGAGAUCGGCCAGUCCGAUGCCUUCAGGAUGUCUCAGUUCGAUGACACCUGCCAGCUGGAGAUUUCCAGAGUGUACCCCGAGGAUGAAGGGGAAUACACCUGUGUUGCCAGAAACUCGGCAGGAAUGGUCACUUGCGCAGGAUAUCUGGCACUUGAAGUAUUGACAGUGGUUGAAAAGGAGGUGGAGAUAAAGGAAAAGGAAGUUAAAGCUUUUUCUAGCUUCACUGUCUCAGCUGAAGAGGAAAAACAGGAUUCUUACUUCACUGGUCUACAAUUAGGCAAAAGAAAAACACUUGAACUCAAGCCAGAGUCCAAACUUUAUUCUAGUACAACAGAGAAGAAAAAAGAAAAGCCAGUUUUUGUGACCCAACUCUCACCAGUAGCUGUCACUAUUGGGGACAUAGCUAGAUUUACUGUCACAAUAUCUUGUCUUCCAAAGCCUAAUGUCCAGUGGUUCCACAAUGGUCGGGUUAUAACAAGUUCAUCAGUUUACACAUUUGUUCAAGAGCGAGACGAAUAUACCCUCGUCAUUAACAAAGUAGAGAAGGAAUUUGAAGGAGAAUACUCAUGUACUGCAAGCAACAGGUUUGGCCAAUCAACCUGUACUACUUUCUUGAACAUCCAAAUAAGUGACACAAAGAAACCAGAGAGGCAGGUUGAGAAAAUGUUCAAACCCACUGGCCAACCACCUGAAUUUAUUAAAACUAUUGAGCCUGUACAAUGCUCUGAAGGUGGUCUAGCUCUCUUCAAGUAUAUUGUCACUGGGAAUCCUCUUCCAGAGGUUCAGUGGCUUAAAGGUAGUUAUCAAAUUCAGCCCAGUAAGUAUUGUAUUGUGGUGAACAACCCAAAUGGCUCUGGCUUCAUCAACAUGAAGGGCAUCCAAAAGGAGGACAGUGGUCUCUACACAUGUAGGGCUUCCAACCCAUCUGGGGAGGCCUCUUGUAGUGCUGAGCUAAUCGUGUUCAGAGAGUCUGUCUCUAUAUCUCAGCACCAGGAACAACAUGUGGUUGUUCAGAAACAAAAAGGUUAUAAAGUAUCCAUGACUGAACAGGCUACAGAGUCACGCUUGUACAUGGUCAACCUUCCUGGAGAAGCCAGGGCCAGAGAUCAGAUGGUGUACACCAUAGGUACUGAGGAGAGACAGGUUAUUUCCAGCGAGCAAGUGGACACCCUUAGAGAGUUGGAUAUCUCUGCUGCUACCCUUCAUAGAGAGCGAGUCACCCACCAGGCUGCAGUGCUGCAGUCACAUGAGGUAGAAGAGAGAGUGUCUGUGACUCCCACCAGACCACCUCCAGCCUCAGCUGCGCCUAUUAAACAACUGCAUAUGGCCGCUUUUACAUCUGCUGUCCAAGAGAGCCAAAAGCUCAUAGAGCAACAUUCUGACCGUAUCCAAAGUCCGGAAAUCUUAGAGCUUGAGCCUGCAAGGGAGCAUCAUUCAAACAUAAUGUCUGCCACAUCAGAAGAAGUUAUUCCUCUAAUCACAGUGAGAACUGAGGUUUUAGGAGACAGAAAACCAGAACAGAUCAAGUCAUCUAAGGAACCAAAACAGGUUGUCAGUAGUCAUCUAGUUGAAACCAGUUUACCAAUUCUGAAAGAGAAAUUAGGUAUAACCACUAGGCCUGAGGAAGAGAGAAGCUUCAGAGUUACAGAGGGUGUUAAGAUUUUAUAUACCGCUACAUUGACUGGGCAACUGCCACUAUCAGAGGGCCAUUGUGAUACGCUAUCAACAUCGGAUAAACCCACUCAGUCCCUGCUAGAGAAGGAACGUCCUACCCCAGUGGUCGCACCGGUCAGUGAGACUCAACAUACUUUAUCCAAAGAGCAGAGAUUUGAAAUACACAAACCUAAACAAGAGAGCGCUUUGGUAAGUAAAGAUAGGUUAUUGAAAUCAGCCAUGAGUGCUGAAGAAAAACAUCUGCUCCAGACUGAACACUCAAAAGCUAUUCCAGGUUUGGAAAGCGCAAUGUCUUUGCAAUUUGAAAAAGAAGAGGAACAGCUCUUACAUCUACAGACGAUUAGUAAGCCAGAUAUAUUGCAGUCUGAAGGUAGAUUUACUUGCGAGAAGCCAUUGCCAGAGAGUGCAGAUGCAAGAAAAAGCCCUACUUUGUUGCACACAGUCACCCACAAUGAAUGGAAAUCUGUCACUUGUGAGAAGAUAUCUGAGUUUUCAGCUCAGCUGGACACAAUUUCAAUUGAACCAAGAAAAGAAGCCAAAGCUCCUUUACAUCUUCAGUCUAUUCAGUCAGAAAGUGUAUUACCUAAAGAAGGUAUACUUAGUCCUGAGAAGCCAGAUCAGCAGACUGCAGUACAGAAACAGGAAAGAGCCCGCAAACAUGCAGCAACCUCAGAGGAUAAAAGGGAGUUUAGUGCAGAUUAUUCCAAAGAUCUUGAUGUGUCCGUGACAGGAGUUCAGUCAGAGCUUAGAACAGAACACAGACCUCAGAACAUUCUUCAGGUCACAUCAAUGCCCAUGCAGAUAUCCAAAGAAACACCAUUUACUAGUGAUGUCAAACAGCAGCGUGCAUUAAUCGAAAAGGAGGAUCGCUGGAACAUUAUGCACUCAGUAACUGUGGUUGACUCUCAAAGUAUAGAAGAGGGGCAUACCAUAAAUUUGAAAGCAAAUGAUGCAUUCAAACCUGUAGUGAAAAUUGAACCAAAGAUCCCGACAAAGCCUGUCUAUAUUGAAGAGAAGGCAAUAGCAACUGAAGGUUGUGCCAUUUUACAUGCAGCUGAACAGGAUUUUGCUGUUCAGAUCCACGAAGGUCAGUCAGUGAGACAAUCAAUAUUAUUGGAGGAGAAACACAUCAUUGUUGGUGAGCAAUCAAGUGAAAUUGGAAAAUCUGCUGGAUUGGUUGUCAGUGUAAAGACUCAGCCUAAAGGGGUAUUAUUUGUGCACGAGUCUCAGGAGAGCCAAGUUCUUCCAAAGGAACUUACCUUUGUGAUCCCAAUGCCAAAACCAACAAGUUUGGGCAUCAGACAUCAGUUGAAAACUGCGCUUCAGUCUGCUGUGGCUUGUGACCAGCCACUUAUACUAGCAGACGUUGUUGAGAGAUUGGAGGCUGUCGAGGUACAGGAAGUGAAGGUAGGCAGGGAAACUAAGGGUGCAAUGUUCACCUACCUUAUCACAACACCAGGUGCCUCCAUGGAAAUAACAAUUGCUUUUGAAGGAGAAUACCCUCAGACUGCUGAUCUGAGGACAGAACUCCAAGCAGCUUUCCAUGCUAUAGUUUAUAGAGAGCAACAGACCCUCAUUUUGGACCAACCUGGCACAAUGCAAAUAGUCAAGCCUCAGAAAACAAAUGUUAGCAGUGCAAAAUCCAACGAAAUGCUGUCAUCGGUGGUGGAAACUGUCAGAGUAACAGAGAGUGCAGCGGGUUUCGAAUCCCCUGUAACCCAGUCUGCUGCUCAGAAGACUGAAACAAUGGCUUCGUUCCAAAGCAUAACAGCUCAGGAUCGCACUGUGGUGCAUGAAUCCAGGCAGACUACUAGGCAGGAGACCAGAACUGUGACAGUAAAAAGCCAUGAUGAGAGAGAUGUAGGUGCUGCAGAUUUAACCACAGCAGUACCCUUCGCCUCUGUCCCUGUCGAACAGUCUCAUGUGUUUAUACAGAGAGAAACGAUGGAGGAGUUUCUGUCAGAGGCAGUUAUGAUUAGUAAACUUCCUGAGCAAUUCACUAAAGCUUAUCCCAUUAUUGUAACUCCCCUGGAGGAUAUUUGUUCAGAGAACAAUAGCAUGGUUACUUUUAGUGUGACCAUAAUGUGUGUCACAAAAGUUAACUGGCUUUUCAAUGGAAAGUUGGUCAAAUCUGGCAAAGAAUUUAAGUGUUCAAAAGACCAUGACACAUACACACUAGUAAUCUGCAAGAUUGUCAAGGAGAAGCACGAAGGAGAAUAUGUCUGUGAGGCUGAGAAUGAAGCUGGCAAGGCUACAACAACAUCAAGACUCACUGUUGUCUCGAGAGUGCCACCGGUUUUCAGGUACAAAAUCCAGCCCCUGGAGAUCAAUGUUGGCAGCGGAGCCAAGUUCGAAUGUGAGAUUGAAGAUGCACCAAAUGUGCAGUUCAAGUGGUUCAAGUCUGGCACUCCUAUCAAAGAGAGUUCAAAUUGCAGGAUCAUCAGUCGGCAACUGACAUCUUCAUUGGAUCUUCUGAGCCCAACCAAAGCUGACAGUGGUGAAUAUACCUGCAAGGCUACAAACCAGCAUGGCAGUGACACCUGUGCCGCCAAACUCAACGUAACUGAACUUUUCCCACCUGCCUUUAUUACUAAGCCUGAUCCAUUGACAUUGUAUGUUGGGAAAAAGGCAAACAUUCAGUGUGUAGUCACUGGAUCUUCACCGAUGACUAUUGUCUGGCAUAAAGACAACAAUGCCAUUUCUUCGGGGGGAAACUACAAAAUCUCCUCAGAAAAGAAUAAAUAUAUUCUUGAAAUAUCAAAACUUGAACUUACGGAUCAAGGUGUUUACCUGUGUAAAGCGUUCAACAGUGUUGGAACUGCUGUGUGCAGCAUGGAGAUGAAGGUCAUCAACAAACCCUAUUUUGUGAAAACACUUGAAUCAGUGUCAGUCGCUGUUGGAAAUCCACUGCACCUUGAGUGUCAGUUGGAUGAGGAUACCGGAGUGUCCAUCACCUGGAUAAAAGAUGGCAAAAAGCUCCAUCAAACAAUGGAUUGUAAACAGUCUUUUGAAGAUAAGAUGGUCACUCUUGAUAUUCCAAAAGGAAAACUUAAAGACACUGGAAACUAUGUCUGUACAGCUGCCAAUGAUGCUGGAAGCACAAGUUGCUCCACUUCAAUAAAGGUUCAAGAACCCCCAGUCUUUGUAAAGAGACUGGAACCCAACUUGGUUUGGAAGCAAGGCAUAAGUGCACGUUUACAGUGCACAAUCAAAGGGUCACCUGAACUCCAUGUCACCUGGUUUCUGAAUGACAAAGAGCUCUCGGCUGGCGAGAAAUACAAAAUCACUUUCAAGGAUGGUUUUGCUACUUUGGAGAUCGUUGAAAUUGCUUUAGUAGACAGUGGAAAUUACACAUGUGAAGUCCUGAAUGAAGCUGGCUGUGAGAGCUGUAGCACCAAGUUAACUAUAAAAGAACCACCAUCCUUCAAAAAGGAAUUGCAAAUGGUUGAAGCAGUCAGGGGCACUGUUGCUCUCUUCCAAUGUGAAGUUGCAGGCACUGCCCCAUUUGAAUUCAAUUGGUUUAGGAGUAAGAAAUCACUCACUUCCGAUAGGAAAUACAAGAUUGUUUCUCAGGACUCGAUUGCUUCUUUGGAGAUCUGCUCAUUUGAAAGUGCAGAUGUUGGGGAAUAUCAAUGUGUUGUGUCAAAUGAUGUUGGUUCAAUCACUGCAAAGACAAUUGCCAAACAGAAAGAACCACCAUCAUUCGCAAAGAAGAUUGAGAACACUACAGCAGUUUUGGGCAAUGCUGUUAAACUGCAGGGUACUAUAAAAGGCUCUGCCCCUAUUACUGUCAAGUGGAUGAAGGAUGCUGAAUGGCUUAGGGAUGAUGACCCUAAUAUCACCAUGGCAUUUCAGAAUAAUAUCGCCAUUUUGACAAUAGCAGCUGUUGACAUUUGCCAUGGUGGAAAGUAUACUUGCCAAGCAGAGAAUGAGGCUGGUCAACAAAAAUGUGAAACCUCUUUAGCAGUUCAAGAACCCGCUAGAAUCUUAGAGAAAGCCGCAUCCAUCAACGUGACUUCAGGGGAAUCAGCAACCUUGGAAUGCACAAUUGCAGGAAGCCCAGAUCUUAAAGUGAAAUGGCUCCAAAAUGGAAAGGAGAUUACAGGAGGUCGAAAAUAUAAAAUCACUCUUAAAGACAAUGUAGCCAUCUUAAAGAUUGUUGCGGCAGAGAAAGGAGGCACAUGUGAAUACACGAUGGAAGUGUCCAACCGCGUCGGAAAAGAUCAGUGCUCUUGUUCAGUCACAGUGCUAGAUCGUGUUCUUCCACCAUCUUUCACAAAAAAUCUUAAGAAAGUUGAUGGAAAUAUUGGUAACAACAUUACUAUGGAGAGCAAAGUAUCUGGAUCUCAGCCCAUGUCCAUCUCUUGGUACAAAGACGAUAAAGAAAUAACGUCUGGACAGAAAUAUCAACUUGAAAUGAAAGAAACCACGGCUACAUUGGGAAUAACCCAAAUAGAAAAGUGUGAUGAGGGAGUAUAUACAUGUCGGGCAACAAAUUCUGCUGGAUUUAAAGAGAGCAGUGGAACCUUAUGUGUUAAAGAACCUCCGAUCUUCACAUUAAAACCUGACAACCAAGAUGUCGUACCAGGAUCUACUGUUGUCUUGAAGUCUGCUUUCACUGGAUCAGCUCCUCUUACUGUUAAGUGGUUCAGAGAGGACAAGGAGAUAACCACUAGAGGCGCAAGUUUUAUCAAGAAAGACGCUUCUUCAAGUUUCUUGGAACUUCACUCAGUGAAACCCAGUGACUCGGCUAACUACACUUGCCAAGUGGCCAAUGAUGCCGGGAAGGUGGCAUGCUCUGCAGUCUUGUUUGUGAAAGAACCUCCUCAGUUUUCAAUGAGGCUUGAGCCAUUAAAACUGGUGAAAAAUGGACAACCACUUACAUUGACGUGCAAAGUCACUGGCAGUCCUGUGAUCAAUGUUAAGUGGCUUAAGAAUGAGACUGAAAUCACUUCAAAUGAUAAAUGCAGACUGUCCUUCACUGACUCAGUUGCUUCACUUGAUAUUGUGAACUGCUCUGUUGAUGAUAGUGGAGAUUAUGUUUGUGUGGCAUCAAGUGAUGCUGGUAGUGACCACUGCGGCAGCACAGUUACAGUCAAAGAACCUCCCAUGUUUGUGACAGCUUUUGAGUCCAAAGAAGUUGUGAAAGGGUCUGAUGUUAUAUUCGAAGGAGUUAUUUCAGGCUCAGCUCCAUUUGAAAUAUCUUGUUAUCGGGACACCAAGCAGAUCAGAAAUGACAAAAGGCAUAAGAUAAAUAUACAAGAUGGUGUAGUCACUCUUCAGAUUCUUAAAUGUGAGUCUGGGGAUGCUGGAAAAUACCAAUGUAACAUAGAAAAUGAAGUUGGGAAGACAACAUGUGAUUGCCAAAUUACAUUAAAAGAACCACCCUCGUUUGUACAGAAAAUAGAGAACAUCAGUUCUUUAGUUGGCUCAGAGAUUUCUAUGCAGUGCACUUUAAAGGGAUCACUGCCCAUGACUGUAUCAUGGAUAAAGGAGGAUCAUGAAGUUAAAGAAGGCGAACAUAUAAAGAUAUCUUAUGAGACCAGAACGGCAGUGUUAACUUUAAGAAACACUCAGAUGAAACAUGGUGGAAAAUAUAUUUGUCAGGCACAGAAUGAGGCUGGAAGUCAGAAAUGUCUUGCCACGCUUACAGUCAAAGAACCUGCAAAUAUUACUGAGCAAGCCAAGUCUAUCAGUGUAACAACAGGAGAUCCAGCUACUCUUGAAUGCAGGUUCUCAGGAUCUAAAGUCCUCAAAGCCAUGUGGCUGAAGGGUGGAAGAGAGCUGACAUCAGGUCAAAGAUACAAAGUACAGAGCAGAGAUAAGAGCUCUGUUCUGAAGAUACUCUCUACAGAGAAAAGUGAUAGUGGUGAAUACACCUUUGAGGUUUCAAAUGAUGUUGGAAGCAGCACCUGUGAGGCUUCAAUCACUGUUCUAGAUCAAACUAUUAAACCAUCUUUCACAAGAAGACUGGAGAAAAUGGAGAGUAUCAAAGGAUCUUUUGCCCACUUGGAGUGUCUUGUGUCUGGAUCCCUGCCAAUAUCUGUACUCUGGUACAAAGAUGAGAAGGAGAUCAAGAGCGAUGAGAAACACAAAUGCACAUUCUUUGAGAACUCGGCAUUUCUAGAAAUUAGUCGUCUUGAUAGUGCUGACAGUGGCGGCUAUACCUGCAUUGCUAGUAAUAAGGCAGGCAAAGACCAGUGUUCUGGUGCCUUGCUUGUGAAAGAACCGCCAUCUAUUCUAGAAAAACCUGAAUCAAUGGAUGUUUUGCCUGGAUCAAAGGUUCAGUUUAAUGUCCUUUCGUCUGGCACGCCACCCUUGACCAUGAAAUGGUUUAAAGACAAGAAGGAGAUCUUAUCAAGCUCGGAUUGCUCUGUGAUUAAAGAUUACAACUCUACCUCACUGGAGCUCUUCUUUGCCAAAACGUCAGACUGUGGAAACUAUGUCUGUGAAAUACAUAAUGACGUCGGCUCUGAUGUUUGCCAGGCAACGCUCUUUGUCAAAGAACCUCCCAGUUUCCUUGAAAAACCUGACAAAUUAUCAGUUGUGAAACUUAGAGAAAAUAAACACUUUGAGUGCCAUAUUGGUGGCACUCCAGAAAUACAAGUGCACUGGUUCAGAGAUGGGAAGGAGAUAAGUCGUAGUGACAAAUACAAAAUGUUCUUCGUUAAGUCUGUGGCGAGCUUAGAGAUAAUUGGUGCUGAUGCCAAUGACAGUGGAGUAUACUUCUGUGAGGCCCGUAAUGAGGCAGGCAGUGAGAGCUGCAGCAUGGAGUUAGCCGUGAAAGAGCCCCCAGCAUUUAUUGGAGAGUUAACGCCUGUUGAAGUCGUGAAGGGCUCUAUGACUGUCUUUGAAUGCCAAGUGGCAGGAACUGGUCCAUUUGAGGUUACAUGGCACAAAGAUAAAAAGCAGAUCAAAACCAAUAAGAAGCAUGCAAUUUAUGAAUAUGGUAAUGUCAUGAGCCUGAAAAUACAGGAAUGUGAUGCUUUAGAUGUUGGUGGUUAUCAGUGCACAGUUUCAAAUGAGGUGGGAAGCUGUUCGUGUAGCACCACAAUGUCUAUGAAAGUGCGACCGUCUUUCGUAAAGAAGAUGGAAAAUGCUUCCUCUGUUUUGGGGAGUGUCGCUACAUUUCAGUGUGUUGUGAUGGGAUCGCCAUCUCUGUCUGUACAAUGGAAAAAAGAUGAGAACUGGAUCUUGGUAGAUCCUAAAACUGAAAGGAUCUUUGAAAAUAAUGUGGCAACUCUAAGGAUUCCGAUCUGUGAGGCCUGUCACAGUGGAAAAUAUACCUGCCAGGUUGCAAAUGAGGCUGGACAGGACAAGUGCUUUGCAACCCUGAUGGUGCAAGAACCACCUAAGAUUAUAGAAAAACCAGAGGUGAUAAAUGUCACUCUAGGUGAUGCAGUCAGUUUGGAGUGCAAAGUCUCUGGCACCCCUGAGAUCAAAGUAAAGUGGACAAAAGAUGGAAUAGAACUCACACCCAGCAGGCAAAAUAAACUUAACUUUGAGAAUAACCUCAGUAGUUUGAAGAUUCAGUCUGCACAACUGGAAGAUGCAGGGGAUUACCUGUUUGAGGCGACAAACUCUGUUGAUACCUGCAGCUGCAAGGUUAAAUUGAUUGUCGUAGAACAAGUCAUUGCGCCUACAUUCAUCAAGAAAUUAAUGGAGACUCAGGAGGUUUUGGGCUCUGUAGUUUAUAUGGAAUGCAAAGUCGCUGGUUCUUUGCCAAUAUCAGUGCAAUGGACCAAAGACGGCAGUGUCCUUGCAAGUAAAACCAAGUAUCAGUUAGAGCAGAAAGACAACACUGUGUCUUUGGAAAUUAAGAAUUUUGAGGAAGAGGAUACAGGGGAGUACUUGUGUAAAAUCACAAACAAAGCUGGAAGUAGUGAUUGCAGUGGUGCAUUAAAAGCAAAAGUGCCACCAAGCUUUGUAUCUGAACCUGAGUCCCAGGCUGUCAUUCCCAAAGCCACUGUACACUUACAGGGUGUAUUUCAAGGAACACCUCCUUUUACAGUCAAAUGGUUCAAGGAUGACACUGAACUGAUAACUGGACCGUCAUGUUCAGUUGGACUGGAAGGAUUAUCUUCCUUCUUAGAUCUUUACUCAGUUGGAUUUUUGCAAAGUGGAACGUACUCUUGCCAAGUUAGCAAUGACGCUGGCACUGUGAAGUGUACAACCAAUGUAUUGGUGAAAGAACCUCCUGAAUUCGUACUGAAAUUGCCACAUACAACGUUCGUGAAGCAGGGCGAGCCACUCCAUCUUGAAUGCAAAGUUACAAGUGCGCCCUCUCUGCGAAUGCAGUGGUACAAAAAUGACAAUAAGAUAACAGAUGGUGACAACUGUAGAACUUCAUUUGUUGACUCAAUGGCAGUCCUUGAGCUGUGCUCCACAAGAUCUGCUGAUGAUGGAGUAUACACCUGUGAGGCACAGAAUGAUGCUGGGGCUGUAAACUGCAGCACCAUCAUCACAGUGCAAGAUCCACCAAGUUUCAUGAAAGUACCGAAACCUGUAGAGGGGAUCAAGGGAAAAGAUGCUAUGCUAUACUGUGAACUGAAUGGCACAGAACCCUUUAAGAUAAUCUGGUACAAAGACAAAAAGCCACUUAAGGAAAGCAGGAAAUAUAAGAUGAUGAAUGAGAGUAGCUCUGCCACUCUCCAUAUUCUUGCAGUGGACCCCUCAGAUGUUGGUGAAUAUGAGUGCGGGGUCACAAACAAAGUAGGAUAUGAAACAUGCCAUACAACAGUUACGCUCAGAGAAGCACCUGUUUUCGUGAAGAAACUGGUAAACCAGUCAGUCAAAUUGGGUGAAGAAGUCACUCUGAUGGCCACCGUCAAAGGCUCUCAGCCUAUAACUGUGUCUUGGGUGCAAGAUAAGGAUCAUGUUCUUAGGGAUGGAGACAACCGGAAAAUCACAUUUGAGAACAGCGUGGUCACCCUGAAGGUCUUUAAGGCUGACCAAACCACAGGUGGCAAAUAUACCUGCCAACUCAAAAAUGAUUCCGGAGUUGUGGAAUGUGUUUCCAACCUCACUGUUUUAGAACCGGCUACCAUUGUGGAUAGCCCAGAGUCAUUCAAUGUCAAGGCAGGUGAUUCAGCAACUCUUGAAGUCACCGUAGCCGGAACACCAGAAUUGAAAUCUAAGUGGUUCAAGGACGGUGUCGAGCUCUCCUCUGGCACCAAGCAUAAGAUAACCUUCUCAAAGAAUAUCUCCAGCCUGAAAGUCCUGUCGACAGAGAGCGUUGAUACAGGAGAAUACAAAUGUGAGGUCAAAAAUGAGGUUGGCAGUGUUUCCUGCAAGACAACCCUCACUGUCCUAGAUAAAAAGAUUCCACCCACAUUCAUCAGGAAACUGAGAGACACCCAUACUAUUGUUGGUAAACCUGGUGAAAUGGAAUGCAAAGUUGCAGGUUCUCCACCUUUCACUAUCUCUUGGCACCACAUUGAUCAGGAGAUCAAGAGUGGACCAAAUCACGAGAUUAUUUGCAGUGACAACACCUGCAAAGUUAAACUGCCAACUCUUAAGUUGUCAGACUCUGGAAAAUACACAUGCAAAGCCGUUAACACAGCAGGAGCCAGUGAAACAAGUGCUUCUAUGAUUGUACAAGAACCUCCAUCCUUUGUGGAAAAACCUCAGGCAAAGGAAGCUCUGCCUGGUGCAAAUGUAACAUUUUCAGCAACAGUCCAUGGAAGUGCCCCACUGAAACUUAAAUGGUUCAGGGGCACCAGGGAAAUUGUGUCUGGAAAGGGCUGUGAAAUUGCUCUCCAGGGCAAUGCAGCUACUUUGGAGCUAUACAAAGUGGCCAAAUCAGAUGCUGGAGAGUAUACAUGCCAGAUUAUUAAUGAUGCUGGGAAGGAAAGUUGCCCAGUUAAUCUGUUCAUGAAAGAACCAGUACAGUUUGUGAAGAAGCUGAAGGACAUGUCUUCUGAAAAGGGGAAACCUUUGAAACUUGAAUGCACAUACAAUGGAACUCCCAAAAUAUUUGUUACUUGGUUGAAAGAUGGGAAACAGCUCUAUGCCUCUUAUCAGUAUAACGUGUUGACCACAGAGACUUCCUGCGUCUUGGAAGUACUCAAUAGCGAUAGCAUGACUGCAAGUGGGAAAUACUCUUGCGAAGUUACCAAUGGAGUUGGAACUGAUAUCUGCCAUGCUCAAGUGACCUUAUUAGAACGACCAUUCUUUGUUGAGGAACUGGAACCAAUGGAAGUCACUUCUGGUGAUCCAGUUUGCUUGAAAUGCCGCAUUGGAGGAACCCCUGAUAUUAGUGUGUCCUGGUUCAAAGCUGACGGAAAGCUUUGUGCUACCAAUACUUGCCAAAUGGCAUUUUCAAAUGGCAUUGCGACUUUGAUACUAAGCAAACCGUCAAAGGUUGAUACUGGUGAAUACACAUGCAAAGCUGAGAACAGAAUUGGAUCUGCCUCAAACAGCUGCCGCUUAUCAGUGAAAGAUGUCAAAACACCACCUUCCUUCCCCAAGAAACUUACUAGUCUUGAACAGGCUGUAGGACAGCCAGUCAUAUUUGAGUGUCGUGUUGUAGGAUCCUCUCCUUUAGAAGUCUCCUGGCUAAAAGACAAUGGAUCUUUAAAAAAUGAUGGAGAAUACUUAAUGUCUUAUGAUGAUAACACUGCUGCCCUAAAAAUUGCACGAGGUGAAAUGAAACACUCUGGGGAAUACACUUGUAUAGCUACAAAUAGUGUUGGAACUGCAUCUUGUAAAGCUAAACUCGAGCUUCAAAUUCAAGAACCAGUACACUUCAUCAAGAAGCUGGCAGACAUUUCAGUUGUCAAGGGCAAACAUUUGAAACUCGAAUGCACAUACUCUGGAACGCCCAGCAUAUUUGUCACCUGGCUGAAGGAUGGGAAACAACUCUAUGCCUCUUAUCAGUAUACUGUGACAACCACAGACACCCACUCUAUGUUGGACGUCCUUAACAGUGACAGUUUUGAGGCAGCUGGGAAAUACUCUUGCGAAGUUACCAAUGGAGCCGGAACUGAUAUCUGUCAUUGUCAAGUAAAAAUAGAGCGCAAAAUCUCCCCCAACUUCACCAAGAAGCCUGCAGAGACAAUGGAAGAUACAGAGGGUCAUUUGGUGAAGAUUGAGGGUCGUUUAUCUGGAUCUCAACCCAUUGACAUCGUUUGGUCCAAGAAUCACAGUGAAAUUCACGCCUCUGAUAAGUACAAAAUGGAAUUCAAGAGCAACAUGGCCAUGCUGUAUAUCAAGAGCUCCCAACUCUCAGACAGUGGUGCUUAUACCUGCACAGCCACCAAUGAAGCUGGUAGUGCCUCCUACCAAGUGUCACUUAACAUUUCAGAACACAAGAAGGGCCCAGUAUUCGACAUCCCUCUCAAACCUGUGACUGUAAACGAGGGUGAGAACCUGAAGCUUAGCUGCCAUGUCCAUGGAGCCCCUCCUCUGAAGAUUAAUUGGUUGAAGGAAAGGAAGGAGAUAAAAUCCUCCACAAACUGUAGAGUUGUUUUUUCUGAUGGCACUGCCUCUUUGGAGGUCCUCCGCACAUCGAAAACAGAUGCAGGGGACUAUCUCUGCAAGGCUACCAACGAUGUUGGAAGUGAAUUUGCAAGGUCCAGAGUGACAAUUAGAGAAAAAGAAGUCAAACCUGAGGCCACUGCUGCAGCCCCAGCUCCAGCUCCAGCAAAGACUCCAACAAAGAGAUUUGACAACUUGUUCUUUGUAGAUGAGCCCCAGAGUGUCAAUGUAACAGAGAAGGGCACUGCAACUUUCAUUGCCAAAGUUGGAGGUGAUCCUAUUCCUAACGUGAAAUGGAUGAAGGGCAAGUGGAGACAGAUCACUCAUGGUGGUCGCAUCACUAUUGAGCAGAAAGGCCCAGAUGCCAAGUUGGAGAUCAGAGAAAUAACCAAAUCUGACUCCGGACAGUACAGAUGUGUUGCAACUAACAAAGCAGGAGAAAUAGAAUGCAGCACCGACCUGAAUGUUGACGAAAGGAAAGACACUGGGGGAGGAGAUGGAGACUUCAGAGCAAAACUGAAGAAGACACCAUCCAAACAGAAAAGUCCAAAGAAGGAGGGAGAGAUUGACCUCGUGGAGAUUCUUAGGGGUGUGGACCCCAAAGACUAUGAAAAAGUUGUUAGAGAAUACGGAAUCACUGACUACCGUUGUCUUCUUCAGGCCAUUGAGCAGCUGAAGAGGGAGAAAGAAGCGGAAAGUGGAACACCGGAAACUGAGCAUGGAGGAGAAUCUAAGGAUACGGCCAGGUUUAUGGCUGAGUUGCAAUCAAGAAUGCAGGCCGAGCCUGUCACUCUGAUGAGUGACAUCGAAGACCAAGAUACCACUCCAUUAAGCACAGCAACCUUUGAGUGUGACAUCAAGAUCAACUACCCUGAGAUCACCCUGUCCUGGUACAAGGGAACUCAGAAGCUUGACAACAAUGACAAAUAUGAAAUCAGCAUUGUUGGUGACCGUCACAUCUUGAAGAUCAAGCAGUGUCAAACCAAAGACCAGGGCAACUACCGUGUUGUAUGUGGCCCACAUAUCUCCAGCGCCAAAUUGACCGUUGGGGGUAGUGAUUCCCAUGAUCUGCUUUUAGCUGGCAUAAUUCACUUCACCAAACGCAUCCGGAGCAUUGAAGUGAAUGAGAACCAAUCUGCUACCUUCGAAUGCGAGUUGUCCUUCGACAAUGCUAUCGUUACAUGGUACAAAGACACGUGGGGACUUAAAGAGAGCCCAAAGUAUAACUUCAGAAGUGAAGGCCGACGACACUUUAUGACCAUCCGCAAUAUAACCUCUGAUGAUGAAGGCGUUUACUCGGUGAUUGCGCGGUUGGAACCCAACGGUGAAGCUAAAAGCACAGCUGAACUUUACCUUUCAGGCAAAGAAAUUGAAUUAGGAAGGGUUCCUUUUGAUGUCCCAGAUUCAUCAAUACAAGCAUACAAAGGUAAGAUUGGCACAUGUUAAUUGUUAUAAGAAUCAGCUGAAUACUAUUAUGAAGAGAGGACAGAAAUGAGAGAUAAGGGCCCUGUAACAGCACCCGGGGGAGCUGGCAAAGGUAAGAUUGCAACAAUACAUCAAAGGGAAGAAAAACUUGAAAUGCCAACUUUGAAGAAAGUGACCAGAAUUUCAAAGGACACUGAGGAAGAGCAGGAUAUCAUUAAGCUGAAAAGGGUUCCACAGAUACCCUCAGAAGAAGAGACAGUUGAACCGGAGGUUCCGACCCAGGAAGCCUCAAGGACCAUAGUUGUUGAAAGUUACGAGAGAGAGGAGUAUAUGUUUGAAACAACAGAAAUAGCUGAGAGAACCUCAGUAUACGUUAAGAAGCCAAUUGAACAGGUGGAGUUUCACAAACCUGAAGAAGUUGCAUCAAAAGAUUCUACUGAGGAAUCUUUGGUUCACCUUAAAAAAUCCCAAAAGGUUCUGAAAGAUGUCCAAGUAGAGGAGAAAAUGGGUUUGAAGAAAACACCAAAGUUGCUGAAAGAAGAAUCACCUGGCCAACCUAGUUUAUCUCUGAAGAAGGUAUCGAAAUUGCCAUCAGACGAGAAAGAGCAAGAAACUGUUAAGCUUAAACCAUUUGAAAAACCUGCUAAACCGGGAACUGUUGAGCCAGAGAAAGACAAAAAAGACACUGAACCCAGAGCUGCUUAUGAUAGAAGUGAGAGACCACAAAGAGAUGAAGCAGUUAAAGAAUCUGUUUCUGCUCCUAUGAAGAAAUCUGAAACCAUCUCAAAGGAUACGAAAGAGCCACAGGCAGCCAAAUUUAAACCAGUGGCCAAAGCUCCUGAAGAUGAACACGUCGAAGAGUUUGUCAAACCACUGGCAAAGGUGAAGACAAUUCCUUCGCAGGAGCAAGAGAAGGAAGAAGUUAAAUUGAAGCCAUUUUCUAAGUCACCAAAAGCUGAAGCUGUGAAGCCUGAGAAGGAGCCUGAGAAGAAUAAAGAGGCUGAAAAACCUCUUCAUCAAAAGCCAAGUCCUCCAAAACCAGUACCUGUAAAGAAAAUUGAAAAGAGUCCUCAAGAGGAAAAGCCAACACAGUUAAAAAAGGUGGAGCUUGUGCCUAAAGAACCAGAGGAAAAAGAAAAAGACAAACCCUUAAAGCAUGAAGAGACACUUAAGAAAAAGGUGGAACUGAAAAAGACUCCUUCACCUAAGGUUGAAAAACCAAAGCCAAAAGAAAUUGAAAAAAUUAUUAUGGAGAGGAAGCCCAGUGCAGAACGCACCAAAAAGCUGCCUAGACAGGUUUCACCUAAAGAUUCAUUUGAAGGUGUUACCCUAAAAAAGGUUCCAAAGAAAAUAUCACCAGAAGAGGAAGCACCACAUAAAACUGUUAAAGAGAAGGUGCCAGCAAUGAAGGAACUGUCCCCUGUACAGUUACGAAAGAUUUCAACUCAGUUGGAGGAGGAAGUCUUUGAGGAGGAGCCAGAGAAGGAGCUGGAAUCUGACAAUGAAGGUUGGGGAUGGGAACUUGUCCCUCGAGAUAGUUCUGGGUCCACAGAAGACUGGGGAGAGGAACCUUUGGAAGGUGAUGCACGUGAGACCCCUGGAAUGCCAGGUGCCAGCAGAGAUGGGAAACCAAAAGAGGAUGCUGCCGGUAGAGGUAGAGGUAGAGGCAUUCAAGCGAAGCAAACCCCCUCACCUGGUGGUGGUCGGGGUAGAGGACUGAAGCCCGGUGCUGGAGGAGACAAACCCCCAGAUGCUAAUCCUUUUGGAUUCCAGCUCAAAGCAGUUCCACUGAAGUUUACGAGACCACUCAAAGACAUAGUGUUACAGGAGGCUGAAUCAGUCGGUGCUUCUGCUACGUUUGAGUGCGAGGUUUCGCCUUCUACUGCAAUUACUACAUGGAUGAAAGAUGACGCCAACAUAAGAGAGAGCCCAAAACACAAGUACUACUCGGAUGGCAAAGAUCGCAAACUGCUCAUCAUUGAUGUGCAAGUUUCUGACACUGGUGAAUAUACUUGUGUUGCCAAGCUGGGCAACAAGGAAAAGACAACAACCGCCAAACUAAUAGUAGAAGAAUUGCCUGUGAAGUGGGUAAAGACUCUGGAAGAGGAUGGUAUGUCAGUCCUCAAGAGUCAGCCUAUGUACCUGACCUGUGAGUUGAACAAAGAGAGAGAUGUGGUCUGGAAGAAGAGUGGUGUCCCUCUUAAAAACAUCCCUGGAAAAGUGGCUAUCAAUGUCAUUGGAAUGCAGCAUGCCAUUACAAUCCAGGACACAGGAGAUGACGACGCUGGCAUUUACGCUUGCGAGUGUGAUGACCUCAGGACUAAAACAGAUGUCAAAAUCAUUGAAAUUAUCAGAGACUGGUUGCAGAAACCAUUGAGAGAUCAGCAUGUGAAACCCAAGGCCACUGCCACUUUCAAAUGUGAGCUCUUCAAAGAAACCCCCAACUGGAAGUGGUUCCAUGGCGACAAGGAGAUUCCUAAUGAUCCCACUGACAAGACUGAGGUCAAGAAAGAAGGAAAACAACUGACUCUCAUAGUUAAGAAUGUAUCACCUGAUGAUAUUGGGCAAUAUGCCAUGGAGGUUGAAGGCCGCAGAUACACAGCUAACCUGACUCUUGGAGAACGUGAAGCUCAGAUCUUGAAGCCUAUCUCCAGUAUGGAGGUUGUUGAGAAAGAGGAGGUUACGUUUGAAACUGAAAUAUCUGAAGAGGAUGUGGCUGGAGAAUGGAAACUUAAAGGGCAAGUCCUGCAAAGAUCACCGAUGGUUGAAAUCAAAUCUGAGGGCCAGAAACGUUUCCUCACUCUGAAAAAUGCUCAGCUUGACCAGUGUGGUGAAGUGUCUUAUCAAGCUCUGAACGCUAUCACGAGUGGGGUGCUCACAGUCACAGAACUGGAAAUGGACUUCACAGUCCCCUUGAAGGACGUGUCUGUACCUGAAAAGAAACAGGCUAUGUUUGAGUGUACUAUCACAAAGGAUGUGCCUAAAGUCAUGUGGUUAAAGGGGUCAGACAUCCUGUCGACAGGCGAUAAAUAUGACAUUAUUGAUGAUGGAAAGAAACAUAUAUUGGUCAUAAACAACAGUGAAUUUGAUGAUGAGGGACAAUACACUAUUGAAGUCUUGGGCAAAAAGUCAACAGCCCAGUUGACUGUGGAGGGUAUGAGGCUCAAAUUCAUAACACCACUAAAGGACCAAACUGCCAAGGAAGGUCAAACAGCUCGGUUUGAGGUUGAGCUCUCUCAUGAGAAGGUACCCCUGACAUGGUACAAAAAUGAAAUCAAACUCCAUGUGAGCAGGACCGUGCUCAUCCAUUUUGAAGGAAAGAAACACACGUUAGAAAUCAAGGAGUUGACUCUAGAUGAUACCUGCCAGAUUAAAGCAGAGGCUAAAGGAAUUCCCUCAACGGCAAACUUGACGGUGCUAGAGGGUGACGCAUACUUCACAGUGAAGUUGCAGGAUUACACCGCAGUCGAGAAGGACGAGGUCAUUCUGGACUGUGAACUCAGCAAAGAUGUCCCUGUGAGGUGGUACCAUAAUGAGACUGAAAUUAAGGCCUCUAAGAUGGUAACCAUAAAGGCUGAUGGCAACAAAAGAACAUUGUCUAUCAAGAAAGUGGAAGGAAAAGAUAAGGGACAAUACCUAUGUGAUUGUGAUACGGACAAGACCAUGGCAACCAUUAGCAUUGAAGCUCGUGAUAUCAAGGUAUCUCGCCCAAUGUAUGGUGUUGAGCUCUUCGAUGGCGAGACCGCUCGUUUUGAAGUGGAAAUCUCUGAAGAUGAUGUCCAUGGCCAGUGGAAACUGAAGGGAGAAACCCUUUCACCUUCCCCAGAUAUUGAAAUCAUUGAGGAUGGUGCCAAGCACACUUUCACAUUAUACAACUGCAAGGUCUCCCAGACAGGAGAGGUUGGAUUCACAGCUGCCAAUGCUAAGUGUACAGCCAACCUGAAAGUGAAAGAACUGCCACUGACCUUUAUCACACCUUUGAGUGAUGUGCAAGUGUAUGAGAAAGAUGAGGGAAGAUUUGAGGUUGAGAUUUCAAGACCAACAAAGACCUUCCGUUGGCUCAAGGGAUCUCAGGAGUUGGAAAAUGAUGACAAGUUUGAGAUUAUCCAUGAAGGAAAGAUACACACUCUGGUGGUCAAAAAGGCUGCAUAUGAGGAUGAAGCUAAAUACAUAUUUGAGGCUGAGGACAAGAGGACCACAGGAAAACUAGUUAUCCAAGGUAUACGCCUUGAGUUUGUCAAGCCCAUCAAGGAUGUCACAGUGAAGGAGCGUGAAACAGCAGAGUUCAGUAUUGAACUGUCACAUGACAAAAUCUCUGUCGUCUGGUACAAGAACGACGUCCGUCUGCACCCCAGCAAGGUUGUGCACAUGUCAGACAAUGGCAAAAUGCACACCUUGACUUUCAAGCAGGUGUCCAUUGAUGACACAUCCAUGAUCAAAGUGGAAGCCUUGGGCAAGAGCUCUGAGGCCAUGCUCACUGUUCUUGAGGGAGAACCUUACUUUGUCACAAAACUGCAAGACUACACUGCUGUUGAGAAGGACGAAGUGAUGCUGGUUUGUGAACUUAGCAAGACCUCUGCUGAGGUGAAAUGGUUCAAGGACGGCCAGGAGAUCAUGCCUAGCAAGAAUCUGAUCAUUAAAACCGAUGGAAAGAGGCGUUUGCUGACAGUGAAGAAAGCAGAGAAGGGCAACAUUGGAGAGUACACUUGCGAUUGUGGUUCUGAUAAAACCACAGCCAGGCUGGACAUUGAGGAGCGUGACAUUAAGGUUGUUCGUCCACUGUACAGCGUGGAAGUGACAGAAACUGAAAUUGCCAAGUUUGAGACUGAGAUCUCUGCCGAUGAUGUCCACGGUCACUGGAAACUCAAAGGAGAGGCCCUUCAUCAGUCUCCUGACUGUGAGAUUAAGGAGGAGGGUACAAAGCAUGUCCUCAUCCUAUACAACGUUCGCAUGGAUCAGGCCGGAGGUGUCGACUUCCAGGCUGCCAAUGCUAAAUCCAAUGCUCAGCUUAGAGUUAAAGCGCGGAGUAUAGGGCUUAUGCGGCCUCUCAAGGAUGUUACUGUUACUGCCGGGGAGACCGCCACUUUCGACUGUGAACUUACUUAUGAAGGAAUCGUUGUAGAAUGGUUCUUGGGAAGCACCAAGAUGGAGCUAGGUGAAAGGGUGGUCACCAGAGCAGAAGGCAAAGGACACAGUCUAACUAUCAGAAAUGUCAAGCUGACAGAGGCUGGGGAAGUCAGGCUCACUGCAAAGGACUUCAAAACCCAGGCCAAACUCAUUGUCAGGGAGCCACCAGUUGAGUUUACCAAACCUCUGGAGGACCAGACAGUUGAGGAAGAGGCCACUGCUACAUUGGAGUGUGAAGUCUCCAGGGAAAACGCUGAGGUCAGGUGGUUCAGAGACACACAGGAGAUCCGCAAAACGAAGAAAUAUGACCUUAUUGUUGAUGGCCGAAAGAGAAGACUCAUCAUUCAUGGCUGUACUCUAGAUGACUCAAAGACAUAUACAUGUGAUGCUAAAGAAUUCAAAACCUCUGCUUUCCUGAAUGUUGAACCUCCACAUGUUGAGUUCUCUAAGCCACUCCAUGAUGUUGAGGUCAAAGAAAAGGAAAAUGCCAGAUUUGAGUGUGAGGUGUCUCGUGAGAAUGCCAAGGUCAAAUGGUACAAGGAUGGCAGCGAGAUCAGAAAGGGAAAGAAAUACGAGAUCAUUGCCAGUGGUGUCAAACGUAUCCUUGUGGUCACCAAGACAGUCUUCGAUGAUGAAGCAGAGUACGAAUGUGACGCUAAGACCUCCAAGUCCUCUGGCAUGCUGACAGUUAUUGAGGAAGAGGCUAAGUUUACCAAGAACCUGUCUAACGUGGAGGGAACAGAAACAGACAGUGUGAAGAUGAUUUGUGAAGUGUCAAAGGCCAGCGCUGAGGUCACCUGGUGGAAGGGAGACCAGGAACUGCCAGAAGGAGGAAGAUAUGAACAGGUCACGGAUGGAAGGAAGAGAAUCUUCAUUAUUCAAGAUCUCAAGAUGGAGGACGCUGGAGAGUUUAACUGCAGACUGCAUAACGCCAAGACAUCUGCAACAUUAACACUGAAUGAACUGGCUGCGGAGUUCAUUGCCAGGCCUCAGAGUCUUGAGGUGGUUGAGGGAGAAAAGGCUGAAUUUGUCUGCUCAGUCUCUAAAGAUACCUAUGAAGUCAAAUGGCUCAAGGGUGACAAGGAGAUUGUAUCCGGAGAUAAGUAUGACGUUGUCUGUGAUGGCAAGAGAAGAGCACUGAUAGUGAAGAAUUGUACACCACAUGAUGAAGGAGGCUAUAUCGCCUUCAUUGGGACUACCAAAGCCUCAGCUGACUUGUUUGUCAUUGAAAAACUCAGAAUCAUCACACCCAUCAAGGAUAUGCAAGUGAAGGAAGGACAGGAGAUCAUUUUCAACUGUGAGGUGAACACUGAGGGAGCUAAAGCUAAGUGGCUGAAGAACGAGGAGACCAUGUUUGAGAGCAGCAAGUUUGUCAUGAUCCAGAAAGACAACGUGUUCUCUCUGAGGAUCAAGGGUGCUCAGAAGGCAGAUGAAGCCACGUAUACUAUUACAUUGACAAAUCAUCGUGGUGAACAUGCCAAGAGCGAUGCCAAUGCCAAAGUACAAGAGGAGAAGCUCAAGAUUAUUGAGCCUCUUGAGGACUGUGAGACACAAGAGAAGAAGACCAUCAGCUUCACUUGCAAGGUGAACAGACCUGAUAUCACCAUCAAAUGGAUGAAGGCUGGUCAGGAGAUCACCAUGAGCAAACGAAUCCUGUACCGUGUGGAGAAAGAUAAGCACACACUGACCAUCAAGGACUGUGUCAUGGACGAUGAGGGUGAAUACACCGCCAUGGCUGGUGAUGACAAGUGCACUGCUGAGCUGAUCCUCAACGAAGCUCCCACUGACUUCUCCACACCACUCAAAGACCAGACCAUCACUGAGUUUGAGGAUGCUGAGUUUUCUUGCAAGCUGUCUAAAGAGAAGGCUGUUGUUAAAUGGUACCGGAAUGGUCGUGAGAUCAGAGAGGGACCCAGAUACUCAUUUGAGAAAGAUGGCAGGAUUUGCAAACUCAAGAUCAAGAAGUGCAGACCAGACGAUGAGUGUGAAUAUGCCUGCGGCGUGGAAGACAGGCGAUCCAGGGCCCGCCUCUUUGUUGAAGAGACCCCAGUUGAGAUCGUCAGACCACCUCAGGAUGUGUUUGAGCCUCCAGGCUCAGAUAUUGUGUUUGAGGUGGAGCUCAACAAAGACAGAGUUGAGGUCAAAUGGAUGAGGAACAACAUGAUCAUCGUCCAGGGUGACAAGUACCAGAUGAUGAGCGAGGGCAAGGUCCACAGACUCCAGGUGUGUGAGGUCAGGCCUCGGGACCAAGGAGAGUACAGAGUCGUUGCCAAGGAGAAGGAUGCCAGAGCCAAGCUGGAACUGGCAGCUGUGCCAAAGAUCAAGACAACUGAUCAGAACCUGGUCACAGACGCUGGAAAGCCUUUUGUCAUGGCGAUUCCAUACGAUGCCUAUCCUCGUGCAGAGGCUGAGUGGUUCUUUGACAUAGUUAGCCUGCCUGUGCAGAACAUUGACACCUCCGCGGACAAGACAGAAUACAGGCUGAAGAGCCCCAAAAAGACAGAUCAGGGCAGGUACAAGAUCGUCAUCAAGAACAAACAUGGACAGGGAGAGGCAUUCAUCAAUCUGGAUGUUAUUGAUGUCCCAGGACCUGUGAAGAACCUCAAAGUGGUUGACACCGCCGACGGUGAGGUCAGCCUGGCCUGGGAAGAGCCAGAGAGUGAUGGUGGCAGCAAGAUCAUUGCAUAUGUGGUGGAGAGGCGUGAUAUCAAGCGCAAGACAUGGACCCUUGCCACUGACCGUGCUGACGCUCCAGAAUACUCUGUUAGCGGUCUCCAGAGGGACAACAAGUACCUCUUCAGAGUAUGUGCUCGCAACAGGGUGGGCAGUGGUCCCACUGUGGAGACAGACGAAGCUGUCCAGGCCAAGAAUAAGUUUGAUGUGCCAGAGGCACCUGAGGACGUUGUGGUUGGCAUCGUGAACAGGUUUGGAGCCACAGUCUCCUGGGAAAAACCAAAGUCUGAUGGCGGAUCUGAGAUCACCUCCUACAUCAUUGAGUUCCGUGACAGGACCUCUGUGAGCUGGGAGGUAGCUAUGAUUGCCAAGGCUCUGGACCGCACAGCCACUCUCACUGAUGUCGUUGAGAACAAGGAAUACAUCUUCCGUGUCAAAGCCGAAAACAAGGCUGGCAUUGGCAAACCAAGUGCUGCCACCGAUCCAGUUAAGAUCAUGGACCCCAUUGAGAAACCAAGCCCACCAUUGAACUUCAACUACACUGACCAGACAAAGAACUCUGUCCAGCUGACAUGGGAGACCCCCGCCAGCAAUGGAGGAAGCAUGAUCACUGGCUACAUUAUUCAGAAGUGUGAGGAUGGAACAGACAAGUGGCUCAGAUGCAAUGCCAGGCUCUGUCAGGACCUUAACUACAAGGUAUCUGGACUGAAGCAGGGGAUGCAGUACCACUACAGAGUGUGUGCAGAGAACGCAGCCGGAGUUUCAGAUCCAGCUGAUAAGCUUGGACCUCUCUUGGCAGAUGAUUGUCAUGUUGGACCUUCCAUGGAUCUCAGUGGAUUUAAGGAUGGCCUGGAGGUCAUUGUUCCUCAUCCACUUGUUAUCCGCGUCCCUCUUCUUGGAUAUCCCACACCCACCGCCAAGUGGAGCUGUGGUGAUAAAGAGCUCACUGCUGGUGACCGUGUGUCCAUGGUUACAAGGAGCACCUACACAGAACUGACAGUGGCUCCAAGUGUACGUCCAGACAAAGGCACAUACACUCUGCACCUGGAGAAUGAUGUGACCAGUGCCUUUGGAGAGAUUGAAGUCAAUGUUAUUGCAUCACCAAGUGCACCCAAAGACUUCAAGGUUUCCGAGGUGACAAGACACCAUGUCCACCUGAUGUGGGAGGCACCAGAGCAUGAUGGAGGAAGCCCAGUUAUUGGCUACCAAAUUGAAAAGAAGGAAGUGUCCCGCAAGACCUGGGUCAAGGUUUGCAUGGGUGUACAGGACCUGGAGUUCACUGUGGCAGAUGUCAUUGAAGGCAAAGAGUAUUUGUUCAGUGUUACUGCAAUCAACAAGUGUGGCCCAGGAGAGCCUGCCUACAUUGACGAGCCAGUCAAUGUGUCCUCGCCUGCCACUGUGCCGGAUCCACCUGAGAACCUGAAAUGGAGAGACAAGUCAGGAAAGGGCAUCUUCCUGUACUGGGAGCCACCCAAGUAUGACGGCGGAGCUUCAAUCAAGAGCUACGUUGUAGACAAAUGCCAGCGUGGCACAGACAAGUGGGAGCCAUGUGGAGACCCACUGCCUGAGCUGAAAUUCCAGGUGACAGGUCUGAUUGAGGGACAGUGGUAUGCCUACCGUGUGAGGGCCAUCAACAGGCUGGGAGCAGGCAAACCCUGCAGGGCUACAGAUGAGAUCCUGGCUGUUGAUCCCAAAGAGCCUCCAGAAAUUCAACUGGACGUGAAGUUGCUGGCUGGUUUGACCGCCAGAGCUGGAACCAAGAUUGAGCUACCAGCUGAUAUUGUCGGAAAGCCCGAACCCAAGGUAAAAUGGACCAAGGCUGACCUGGUCCUGAAGGGAGAUGAUCGCAUCACCAUCGAUACCAAGACAGGAAACUCCACUUUGUCUAUCGCCAAAACUGUCAGAGAAGACACAUCUACCUACAUCAUUGAGGCAGUCAACAGCAGUGGUCGUGCUACCGCAACUGUUGAUGUCAACAUUCUUGAUAAGCCUGGUCCUCCAGCUGCGUUUGAUAUUUCUGAGAUCACCAACCACUCCUGCUACCUGGCCUGGAACCCUCCCAGAGACGAUGGAGGUUCUGUCGUCACCAACUACAUUGUGGAGCUUAGACCCUUCGACAAAGAGGAGUGGACCAAACUGUCAUCCACUGUGAAACAAACCACUUUCAAUGCCACCAAACUCACCCCUGAAAAGGAAUACGUCUUCAGAGUACAGGCUGAGAACCAGUACGGCAUCGGCGCCCCUAAUGAGCAUGUGCCAAUCAUCGCCAAAUACUCCUUUGAUCCUCCUGGUGCUCCAUCCAGAUUGCAGCCUUCUGAUAUUGCUAAGGACUCUCUGACUCUGACAUGGUACGAGCCUGAUGAGGAUGGUGGCAGUCCUAUCACUGGGUACUGGAUCGAGAGGUUCGACCCAGAAAAUGACAAAUGGAUCAGAUGCAACAAGCUGCCCAUCAAGGACAUCACCUUUAGGGUGAAGGGCCUGCCUACCAAGAAGAAGUACAAGUUCCGUGUCUUGGCUGAGAAUCUUGCAGGACCAGGAAAACCAAGCACUGAGACUGAUCCAGUCUUGGUCAAGGAUCCAAUUGAUCCUCCAUGGGCUCCUGGCAAACCCUUCAUCCGAGAAAUAGCUAAGACAUCUGCCUCCCUGCAAUGGACCAGGCCAGAGCACGACGGCGGGGCCAAGAUCGAGGGUUACAUCAUUGAGUUCCUGAAGACUGGUACCGAAGCAUGGAUCAGAGCAGCAGAGGACGUGCCCCAGACUGAGCACUUCCUGAAGGGUUUGAUGGAGAAACAGGAGUACUCAUUCAGAGUCAAGGCCGUCAACUGUGCAGGAGAGAGUGAGCCCAGUGACCCAAGCGAUCCUGUGGUCUGCAAGGAAAGACUCUUUCCUCCAUCACCUCCUCAAUGGCUUGAGGUGGCUAACAUCACAAAGAUCAACGCUGAGCUGAAGUGGCAGGCUCCUGACAACGACGGUGGCUCUCCAAUCACCAACUACGUUGUUGAGAAGAGGGAUGUCAGGCGUAAGACCUGGACUGCAGUGGACACCACUGUGAAGGAGCUGAAGUACACUGUCACUCCACUGAACGAGGGCUCUCUCUAUGUGUUCCGUGUGGCUGCUGAGAACGCAGUCGGACAGAGUGAUUACUGUGAACUGGAAGACUCUGUUCUAGCUAAAGAUACUUUCACCACUCCUGGGCCACCCUAUGCCUUGACUAUUGUGGAGGUGUCCAAGAGACACGUUGAACUGAAAUGGGAAGCUCCAAAGAGUGAUGGUGGGAGACCCAUUACAAAGUAUGUCAUUGAGAAGAAAGAGAAACUUGGAACCCGCUGGGUGAAGUCUGGAAAGACCCCUGACGCUCUGUGCACCUACAAAGUCACAGACGUGGAUGAGGGCACUGAGGUUCAGUUCCAGGUCCGUGCUGAGAAUGAGGCUGGUGUUGGACACCCUAGUGAACCAACAGAAGUAGUCACCAUUGAGGAUGCUACAAGUCCACCAUCUCCUCCUGUUGACGUGGUCAUAGUUGAUGCCAGUAGAGAACAUAUCAACAUUACCUGGAAGGUACCAUUGAAGAAUGGAGGUAGCCCCAUCACAGGAUACCAUGUUGAGCUCCGAGAGGCUAAAGCUGAGAAGUGGAUGAGAAUCAACACUCGCCCAGUCAAGGAGCUCAAAUACAAAGCAGAGGAAAGCAUCAAGCCAGAGAAACAAUAUGUCCUGAGAGUCCGUGCCAUCAACUCUGUUGGUGUCAGCGAUCCUUCUGCCAUUUCUGAGAAGGUCUUUGCCAAGGAUCCAGACAGUAUUCCUACUAUGGAUAUGGAGGCCCUAGACAUUGUGGUGGUUGAGGGUGACAAGCUGCAUAUCAACAUCCCAUACAAUGCCGUCCCCAAACCAGAGAUGGUCUGGAGCAAAAUCAUCCACACAGAUACUGCCUCUGACACAAAGUUACAGAAUGACGACAGACGGUUGAUGACUUGUGAGCUCAACAGUGUUCACCUGGAAGUGAUGAAGUGUGUGCAUGAUGAUGCUGGAGAAUACUCCGUCACUCUGGAGAAUGCGAUUGGAACAGCCACCAGAAUCAUCAACGUUAAAGUUAUUGGUCUGCCCGGCCAAUGCAAGGACAUCAAUGCAGAUGAGAUCACUAAGAACUCCUGCAAGCUGACAUGGGAGGCUCCAGAGAGUGAUGGUGGUACUCCAAUUCUCCACUACGUUCUGGAGCGUAGAGGGGCUUCUAAUAAGACUUUCAGGCCUCUGAUGUCAGGAGAAAACAUCCUGACCUACCAGGUCAACGAUCUCAAGCUGAACGAAGAAUAUCACUUCCGGGUCAAGGCUGUCAACAAGGUCGGCUCUGGGCCAUUCCUGGAGCUCCGCAACCCUGUCAUCACUAUGGAAGUGAAACAGAAACCAGAUCCACCCAUUGAUGUUGAGGCUCAUGAUCCAACCGCCAACUCUAUCACACUGACCUGGAAACCACCAGUGUCUGACGGUGGUUGCGCCAUCACUGGCUACAUCCUGGAAUGCAUUGAGAAGGAUGGUGAUAGAUUCCAGAGAAUCAACCCAUCCCUGGUGCCUGGUUUCACCUAUGUGGUGAAAGAUAUGACAGAAGGCAAAGAGUAUCAGUUCCGUGUUCGCGCUGAGAACGCUGCUGGAGUCAGCGAGCCGUCUCGCAGCACUCCACUGACCAUGAUCGCUGCUCCCGUUGAAAAACCCAAGGUGUCCCUCCAUGCUCGCCUGCAGCACGGCCUGUGCAUCAGGAAGGGUGAAGAGAUCCGCCUGGACGCCUACAUCUCUGGCGCUCCAUACCCAACUGUCACCUGGCUCAGGAACAACGAAGACGUCAAGAAUGUACCAGAGAAGAAGCCAGUACUGCCUAUUCUGAAGAAGAAGGGGGGCAAGGUUGAACCUGAAGUACCUGAGGUGUUUGUAACCCCUCUUCAUGAGCGUCUUUCUUAUGCUGUAAAGAAGGGCGAGACCUCAAUCAUGGUGCGAGACUCCAUCAGAGCUGACCACGGUCACUUCUGCAUCCAGGCCGAGAACUCUCAUGGUGUUGCAACUGCGUACUGUGACGUCAACGUCCUUGAUAAGCCUGGACCUCCAGUGAACUUUGUCUUUGAGGAGAUCAGGGACACCUCUGUCAUCUGCAAGUUCGACCCUCCUCUUGACGAUGGUGGUAGUGAGAUCCUGAACUACAUCCUUGAAAAGAAAGACAACAAGAAUGAAGAUAUUGGAUGGAUCACGGUAACUUCAACCCUCAAGGUUUGCAACUAUCCUGUUACCAAACUGAUUGAAGGAAAGGAGUACAUCUUCCGUAUUACCGCUGAGAACAAGUUUGGCUGCGGACCUUCAUGUCUCUCUGAGCCAGUCGUUGCCAAGAACCAAUUCGAUCCACCCGAUGCUCCAAACACACCCCGAAUUGGAGAGGUGACUGCCAACAGUGUGUUCAUCUCCUGGCAUGAGCCCAAGGACAACGGUAGUCCCAUCCUGGGCUACUGGAUCGAGAGGAAGGAAAUGAACAGCAAACACUGGACUAGGGUGAACCGAUUCCUGCUCAAUACCCUCUCUGUGAAGAUUGAGGGUCUUAUGGAAGGCCUGGUAUACAUAUUCAGAGUCUGUGCAGAGAAUCUGGCUGGCCCCGGACCCUUCAGUGUCCCAACUGAUCCCCAGAUUGCUAUGGAUCCAAUCUUGCCACCUGGCCCACCCACUCCAAGAGUUAUCGAUACCUCUGCGACAACAGUUGAUAUCGCCUGGGUUCCCCCCCUGUACAAUGGAGGAGGGGAUAUACUUGGCUACCAUGUUGAGAGUGUUCUGGCUGGAGAGAAGGAAUGGAAACGUAGUACAGAGUUCAGAUGCAAGGAGCUGAAGUAUACAGUGACUGGGCUGACAGAGGGUGCUGACUAUUACAUCCGGGUUAUUGCUGUCAAUGACGCCGGACCGGGAGCACCUGGCAUGACUGAACCAGUCACUGUGAAGGAGCCUCAAGAGCCCCCAGUGGUUGACUUUGAUGCUUCUGUGAAGAAUGGAGUCAUCAUCAAAGCCGGCGAGGCACUGAGACUGCCAGCGUUCGCCAUCGGCAGACCACAACCAGAAGUGAAAUGGAUGAAGGAUGAGGCUGAAACUGACAAAGAGCAUGUUGUGAUCGAAACUGAAGGAAAGAACAGCCUUCUGUUCAUCAAGUAUGCCAAGAGAACUGAUCACGGAAAGUACCAGAUCUCUGGAACCAACAGCAGUGGAACCAAGUCUGCUGUCACGAGAGUUGACGUCAUGGAUGUCCCUGGGCCUGUGGUUAAUCUGAAGACUACUCAUGUCACCAAGAAGAACAUCAGCUUGAGCUGGGCAGAUCCUCUAGAUAACGGUGGCAGCGAUGUCAUCGGCUACGUAGUGGAGAAAAAGGAUGCGAAAAUGAAGCUAUUCAGACAACCUAUCGAGAUUGCUUCAUGCAAGUGUGACAUUCAGGGUUUGCUUUCAGAGGAAGAGUACGAUUUCCGUGUUUUUGCAAGGAACAAGUACGGUGAUGGCCCUCCAACGGACAUUGGGCCUAUUCUGGCUUCGGAUCCCAAAGCUGUUCCAUCUCCACCAUUGAAACUGCACUACACCGAAAGGUGGACUACUGCUAUUGCUCUUGCUUGGGAGCCACCUCGCAGCGAUGGAGGUAGCCCAAUCACGGGUUACUAUGUUGAGAAGAUGAGAGCAGAUGGAACUGAGUUUGACGUGGCCAAUCGCAAGCUCUGCAAAGACUUACACAUCAAAUUGGAAAACCUAUCAGAGAACCACGUGUAUCAGUUCCGUGUGUUUGCCGUGACUGAGGUGGGAGAGGGCGAACGCUCCAAACCCAUCAGUGCUAACAUACAGGAUGAUGAAAUUCCCCCCGAAAUCUCAAUCUUGGAGCAUUUCAAGAGAGAUACAAUCAUUGUGAGGAAGGGAGCAGCAAUUGAGAUCCCUGCUGAGGUGGUGGGUCUGCCAAUGCCAGAGGUUCAGUGGUCUAAGGAUGAUGUCAUCAUCCCCAUGGCUACUGAGACACUGUUGAUGGAGUUUGAGGAGGUGGCCCGCACCAAAUGCACCACCAAGAUCAGCAUCCCUGAGACUAUCAGAGGAGACAAGGGAGACUACAAACUGGCUGCCACCAACUGCCAUGGCAAAGCACACCGCAUCAUCCAUGUGGAGGUUCUAGACCGCCCUCUGCCACCACGUGACAUUGUGGUGUCUGACAUCCAAGCUGAGUCUUGCUAUCUGACUUGGGCGGUCCCAGAGGACGAUGGGGGAAGUGAGAUCACCAACUACAUCAUCGAAAGGAGGGACGCCAGCAGGAAGAAGUCUGACUUUGAGCAGCUCACCUGCAAUAUCAUUGAUAGGAGAUAUGGGGUGUACAAAAUGGACAGAAUGGGCCAGUACCAAUUCAAAAUCAAAGCUGAGAACAAGUUCGGAAUCAGUGACGGUUGUGAAUCCGAGAAGGUCGUUCUCAAGGAUCCAUUCGGUCUUCCUGGUCCACCUCGCAAACCAAAGGUCAUCGCAGCAACUUCCACUACUAUGACGAUCACCUGGGAGCCUCCACUGCAGAAUGGUGGCUCCUCCAUUCAGGGAUACUGGCUGGAGAAAAGAGAGAGAGGAGCUGGGAUCUGGGGUCGUGUGAACAGAGCUCCAGUCACCAAGCCUGCAGUGAAGGGUUUGGAAUACACAGUCCUCCGCCUUAAUGAAGGGGCUGAGUACCAGUUCAGAAUUAGGGCUCAGAAUGCUGCUGGAAUCGGACCUCCCAGUGAAGCAUCUCCAUGUCAAUUCGCUGUUGAUCCACGCAAUCCCCCGAGUGCACCAGGAGUGCCAGUUGUUAAGGACAAGACCAAGACCAGUGUCACUCUCACCUGGACCCCACCAGAGAAAGAUGGCGGCAGCCCAGUCAAGGGCUACAUCGUUGAGGUUCAGGACACAGACUCCCUGGAUUGGAAGAGAGUCAGUGACCCUGAGAAGCUGCACCCUACCACUGAGAUCACUGUUCCAGACCUGAAAGAAGGCCAGAAGAUCAGAUUCAGAGUCACUGCUGUCAACGCUGCUGGCAAAUCUGAACCAAGCGCACGUUCUGCUGACAUCACUGUCCAGGACAUCUUAACUGAACCAAACAUUACUCUGGAGGUCAGCGCCCAUGAGCUGUUGUCCUGCAGAGCUGGAACUACCAUUAAAAUACCAGCUCUCAUCACCGGCCGUCCCACUCCUAAAGUUACAUGGGAGUUCAAGGAUGGAACAGCAGAGACCGAGAAGAAGAAUGACAUCCAUAUCCUUCCAAUCGAUUCAAAGAUCGUGUCAACUGAUACAACAUCAGUCAUUACCAUCCCUGAGAGCCACCUCAAACAUGCCGGACGUUACAUCAUCACAGCGGAAAACGCAGCUGGACACAAGAACAUGAAAGUCAGAGUCAAUGUCCUUGAUCUGCCUGGCCCACCCAAAGACCUCAAAGUCACAGACAUCACAAGAGGCACAUGUAGACUUACAUGGAAGGCUCCAGAUAGUGACGGUGGUGAGAGGAUCAAGAGUUACUUCAUUGAGAAGAAGACUGUGGAAGGAAAAGCUUGGACCAAGUGCAACCCAGCCUGUGCCGCCCAGUCCUUUAUUGUGCCCGACCUCAUUGAGGGACAGGAUUACCUGUUCCGUAUCCGGGCGGAGAACCGCUUUGGAUUUGGACCACUAGUUGAGACCAUUGAAUGUUCAAAGGCUAGAGAUCCUAUCCAUCCUCCUGAUGCUCCCACAAGGGUAAAGAUUCAAGAAGUGACUAAGGGCACAGCAACCCUGACUUGGAAGCCACCCAGGAAUGACGGUGGAGCUCCAGUGACACACUACACUGUUGAACGUCUGUGCUGGGACAGUAGUGGAUCUCAGAAGCAGUCCUGGAGACAGUGCAACAGACGUGAUAUUGAAGACCUCACCUUCAAGGUUGAGGAUCUGACUGAAGGAGAAGAGUAUGAGUUCCGUGUCAAGGCCGUGAACGAAGCCGGCCCCAGCAGACCAUCAUCUACUGUUGGACCAGUUGUCAUCCAAGACCAGACACGUGCUCCUGCUAUUGACCUGGAGGAGUUCAUGGAGGUUGAACAAGGAGCUGAUAUCAGCAUCAAGGCAAAGAUCAGGGGCUGUCCAUUCCCCACUCUCACCUGGCUCAAGGCUCCAGCACACAAGGGUGACGACAAGGUUGAGGUUGCGUAUGACGAGCACAUCAACAAGAUUGUGUCUGAUGAUAGCUGUGUACUGCUGAUCCAGCAGGGAAAGCGCUCAGAUACAGGCCUCUACACUAUCACAGCCAGUAACAGCCUAGGAAAGGCCUCCAAGGAGAUGAGACUCAACGUCUUGGGACGUCCUGGACCACCAUCCGGUCCUGUGAAGUUUGAGGAGGUCGACGCUGAGAAGAUUACCCUGUCAUGGCUGCCACCUAAGGAUGACGGUGGCUCCAAAGUGACCAACUACGUCAUUGAGAGGCGUGUAGCCAACAGGAAGACAUGGAUCCCUGUAACCAAUGAACCCAAGGAGCGUAUCUGGACGGUGGAGGGCCUGAUGGAAGGGCAUGAGUAUGUGUUCCGAAUUUGUGCUCAGAACAAAUAUGGAGUUGGAGAGCCUCUGGACAGUGAACCUGAAGAAGCCAGGAAACUCUAUGCUGUUCCCGGCCAAUGUGAAAAGCCAACCAUUUCAGCCGUUGACCAUGAUUCCAUGAUGGUCAACUGGGAAGAGCCAGAAGAUGAUGGAGGCAGUCCAGUGACUGGCUAUUGGCUGGAGCGUAAGGAAACCACCUCGAAGCGCUGGAACAGGGUGACGCGCGACCCCAUCCGGGCCAUGGCUUUCGGGGUGUCCCAUAAUGUGACUGGACUCAUUGAGGGGUCACAGUACCUCUUCCGGGUCACAGCUAUCAACGCAGCAGGAUGUGGACCUCCUAGCGCAUGCACCGACCCGAUCUUCGCCAGAGAUCCUAUCUCUGUCCCUGGACCUCCAACACCAAAGGUCACAGACUGGACCAAGUCAUCAGUGGAUCUAGUCUGGAUCCCACCUCUGAAGGAUGGUGGAUCUAAGAUCACGGGAUACAUUGUUGAAUACUCAGAGGAUGGAACAGACAAAUGGGUUAAAGCUAAAGACAAGGAACACAGAAGCACCAAGUUGGUCAUUACUGGAUUGAAGACCGGUGGAUUCUACAAGUUUAGAGUGACAGCGUUGAAUGCUGCAGGCCCCAGCGAACCCGGUGAAGUCCCAGACGCUAUUAAGGUUGAAGACAGGACAAUUGCUCCUGAGGUUGACCUUGAUGCCACAGUGAAGGAAAGGAUGGUGGUCCAUGCCGGUGGUGUGAUCCGCAUCCUGGCCUUUGUGUCUGGCCAGCCUGCUCCAAAGAUCACAUGGAGCCGUGAUGACGGUGCUCUACCACCAGAAAGUGCAGUUGAGACCACCGCCAUCAGCUCAUCGCUGGUCAUCAAGCCCUGCACCAGAAGACACCAAGGAGUCUAUACUCUGACUGCUGCUAACUCAGGAGGAGAAAAGAAGAGAUCUAUCAUUGUUGAUGUCCUGGAUGUCCCUGGUCCAGUUGGCGUACCCUUCACCUCAGAGAACCUCACUAGCGACUCCUGCAAGCUGAACUGGUUUUGUCCUGAGGAUGAUGGUGGUUCUGCCAUCACCAACUACAUCAUUGAGAAGCGCGAUGCGGAGAGGAAGGCUUGGACUGCCCUGUCCUACACAGUCACCAGACACAAUGCUGUGGCCCACGGACUGCAGAAUGGAAAAGCUUACUUCUUUAGAAUCGCAGCUGAGAACUCCAUUGGAGUUGGACCUUUUGUUAACACCGCAUGUGAAAUCAUCAUAAAGGAUCCCAUCACCGUUCCAGACCGCCCAGAGGACCUUGAAGUAACAGCAGUUCAUAAAGACUAUAUCAGCUUAACAUGGAAACCUCCUGUGUCUGACGGAGGGUCAGAGGUCACCAAGUACAUCCUGGAGGCCCGUAUGAUCGGCAAGGACAAGUUCACACGUCUGACAAAGGAGAAACUGAUGGAGAGGAGAUUCACCUACGACGGUCUGAGAGAUGGGGACACCUAUGAGUUCAGAGUUAGCGCUGUGAAUGAAAUUGGGCCCAGCAAGCCAUCGUUCUGCACCAAACCAAUCACCUGCAAAGAUGAACUUGAACCCCCAACCAUUGAGCUUGACUUCCGUGACAAGAUCAUCAUCCAUGUUGGGGAGAGCAUGGCUCUCCAGGGUCGCUACACCGGAAAGCCCUCUCCAUCUAUCAUGUGGUACAGAGAUGACGAAGAGCUGAAAGCAGAUCAGCACAUCAAGUUCAAAAACUCACUGACCACCAUGACUUUAGGCCUUAUGAAAGCCAAGCGCGAGCACAGCGGCAGAUACUGCGUGCUGGUUGAAAACAGCACCGGCUCUCGAAAGGGCAUUUGCAAUGUGACCGUUGUAGAUCGCCCAACACCACCAGUGGGUCCAGUCAUCUUUGAUGAAGUUCACAGAGAGUUCAUGGUGAUCUCUUGGAAACCUCCUAUUGAUUCUGGCGGAGUGGACGUGUCCAACUACAUCAUUGACCAGAGAGACGUCAAUAGUGACAUCUGGAGGAAUGUAACAUCUGCUUCGACGAAGUUGACGUGCAAAAUCCCCAGGUUGAUUGAGGGAAGAGAGUACAUCAUGAGAAUCUGUGCUGAGAACAUGUAUGGAAUCAGUGACCCACUGGAUUCAGAGGAGAUGAGAGCCAAAGAUCUCUUCAGAGUGCCUGAGGCACCAGAGAUGCCCAACGUGAGGGAGGUGUAUGCUGACAACUGCCUUGUGCUUUGGAGCAGACCUCGUGAUGGCGGCAAGCCCAUCACUAACUACAUAUUGGAGAAGAAGGAGCCAGCUGCAAAGAGAUGGUCUCGUGCCACCAGAGAACCCCUCUACCCAACUACUCAGUUCAGGGUGCUUGACCUUAUUGAAGGCUGUCAAUAUCAAUUCCGGGUUAUGGCAGAGAAUGAAAUCGGCACUGGUGACCCUAGUCCCCCAUCAAACACAAUUCUUGCCAAAGAUCCAAUUGUUCCUCCCAGCCCCCCUGUACUGCCAGAGGCAAUCGACAAGACCAAGGAUACCGUAAGCCUGAAAUGGCAGCUACCUCGCCAUGAUGGCAAAGGCAAAAUCUUUGGUUACCUUGUUGAGUACCAGAAGGUUGGUGCAGUAGAAUGGUCACAGGGCAAUGAGACUCCCGAAGAGUGCCCAGAAUGCAACUAUGUUCUAAAGGGCCUGGAAGACGGAGCAGAGUACAACAUCAGGGUCUUCACUGUGAAUGCUGCUGGACGCUCUGAGCCUGCCCCUUGUAAGCAAACAGUGAAAGUACAUGACAGACUGGAGAUACCAGAGUUGCUGCUUGAUGCCAAUAUGUCCCGUGACCAUCUUGCGAUGGUAGGAACUAAUAUUACUCUCAGUUCAGUGAUCAAGGGCAUGCCACCUCCCACUGUAGCAUGGCAGAAGAACGGAGAAGAGGUUCCCGCAGAUCGUUGUACCAUUGCUGCCACUGCCAAUGGCAGCAAACUUGUUAUGCUCAACUGUGUCCGCUCAGACAGCGGCAACUACACACUCACUAUUGAAAAUGCAGCUGGAAAGAAGUCCGCUACAUGCACAGUGCUCACCUUAGAUAAACCCGGACCUCCUCGGGAUCUGAAAAUCUCUGAGAUCACCAGUGAGUCAGCCUACCUGACCUGGAAGGUUCCUGAGGAUGAUGGAGGGGCUGUCAUCUCUCACUACGUUGUGGAAAAGAAAGACGUGGCGGCUGAGAAAUGGGUGCCCGUCGCUGCAUCAAACAAGAAGCCUAGUCUGAUGGCUCUGUAUCUUAUGGAAGGAGUCCAGUAUCUGUUCCGUGUUGCUGCUGAGAACCAGUUUGGCAGAGGUUCCUACAUCAUGACUAAGACGCCGAUCAAGGCUGUUGAUCCUCUUUAUCCACCCGGUCCACCAAAGAAUCUACACCACAUCGACGUAGAUAAGACUGAAGUCUGGCUCCAAUGGGAUUGGCCAGACCGCGACGGAGGAAGUGAGAUCACUGGAUUCAUCGUUGAGCACCAGGAGGGAGAGGGAAAAGACUGGGUCACCUUCAAGACUGUCAACAAUCCUCAUAGCCAUGUCACUGGACUGGAGGAGGGAAAGACAUACAGGUUCCGUGUGAAGUCCCAGAAUGCUGUUGGCGUGAGCCGUCCUGACACCAGUGUCCCUGUAACCUGCCAGGAGAAACUCUUGCCACCAACUAUUUCAGUGGAUGUGAAGCUUAUUGAAGGUUUGAUUGUCAAGGCUGGAAGCACUAUCGUACUCCCAGCAGUCAUGAAAGGAAUUCCUACUCCCACAGCCAAGUGGGUGAGUGACGGAAAGGAACUGGCAACAAAGGGCAACGUCAAGAUUGACACUGAGGGCAUGAACACAUCUCUCACCAUCACUGGAUGUGUCAGAGGUGACACUGGAGAGUAUCUCCUCACCGUGGCAAACACUGCUGGAAGCAAGACUGUUGCUCUGCACGUCACUGUGCUCGAUGUCCCAGGUGCCCCCAUUGGCCCGAUCAACAUCCUUGAAGUUACCCCUGACCACAUGGUCAUCAACUGGAGACCACCUAAAGAUGAUGGUGGCACUCCUUUGACGUGUUACAUUGUUGAAAAGAAGGAUACCAAAAAGGCAUGGGAACCAUGGUCAGUUGUGUGUUCAGGAUGCACUGGUACAAAGGCUAAAAUUUCUCGAUUGGAGAAAGGUCGUGAAUAUAUUCUGCGUGUCCGUGCAGAAAACAAGGUGGGCAUUGGUGCUGGACUUGAGAGUCCUCCCACUAUUGCCAAACAUAUGUUUGAUCCACCUGGCCCUCCAGGCCAGCCAACCUGCUCUGAUAUCACAGAGAAUGCUGUGACCAUAGAAUGGACUCUGCCUGAAUUUGAUGGUGGCAGUCCAGUCAGUGGCUAUGUAGUAGAGCGCAGAGAAAUGACAGGGAAAUGGAUCCGCGUCAACAAGACACCUGUAUUGGAUCUCCGAUACAGAGCAUCAGGUCUGUUUGAGAACAACAGCUAUGAGUUCAGAAUCUUUGCUGAGAACGUUGCUGGCGUCAGCGAGCCCUCUCCUGUAUCAGAUCCAGUGAAGUGCACCCGUCCUAUUACUAAGCCAGGACCCCCAUUAAACCCUAAGCUGAGGGACUGGAGCAAGUCAUAUGCUGACUUGGUGUGGACCAAGCCAACAAGAGAUGGAGGCAGCCCCAUCUUAGGUUAUAUAGUUGAAUGUCAGAAAUCAGCCAGCGCCAAAUGGGAGAAAGUUCAUAAGGAUCUCAUCCCGAUGUGCGCAUUUAGAGCAAUGGGACUUACUGAGGGCAUGGAAUACAGGUUCCGCAUUAGCGCUUCCAAUAUUAUUGGAGAUGGAAAACCUACAGAGCUCUCAGAAACAGUCCUUGCCAAGGACAUUCUGGUUCCCCCAGAGCUGACAGUUGAUGUUGCUUGCCGUGACCUUCUGACAGUUAGGGUGGGACAGAGUAUCAAUCUUGUUACUAGAGUUAAAGGUAGACCAGAUCCUGAUAUCACUUGGUCUAAGGAUGCUAAGAUUCUAGGCAUAGACAGGCGUACUGAGAUGAACAACAACUUCCCUCUGGUUGAGCUGGUGAUUUCAGAUGCAGUAAGGCAAGAUUAUGGAAAGUAUGCUAUCCUUGCUAAAAACAGCAGUGGUCAAGCACAGGCUACCAUUAUUGUGAAUGUGCUUGACACUCCAGGCGUCUGUCAGAAUCUGAAGACCACUUACGUGACAAAAGAAUCCUGCAUGGUUUCCUGGGAGAACCCAGAGGAUAAUGGAGGAACUGAAAUAACACAGUACAUUAUUGAGAGCCGUCAACCUAGUCAAAGGAAUUGGACAGUGGUAUCAAAUGAUUGCACCAAACGCCUUAUGAAGGCACCACUCCAUGAGGGUUGUGAAUACUUCUUCCGUGUGAGUGCAGAGAACAAAAUUGGUGCUGGACCUUCAACAGAGACCAAAACAGCCAUCCUUGCUGUUGAUCCCAUUGAGAAGCCUGGUGACCCUAUUGACUUCAUUAUCUCUGAGAUCGGCAAGACAUUCGUCUUCCUGAAAUGGAAGAGACCAGACUAUGAUGGUGGCAGCCGUAACCUGGGCUACCAUGUUGAAAAGAAACCUAAAGUGGCAGAGGAAUGGGAGAGACUGCACAAGGGUGCGAUUAAGGAAACUUACUUCAUGGCAGACAAGUGCAUUGAAAACGAAAUUUACCAGUUCAGGGUACAGACAAAGAAUGAAGGAGGUGAGAGCAACUGGGUGACAACUGCUGAGGUUGAGGUUAAAGAACAGUUAGUGGUGCCAGAGAUCAAGAUGAAGUUGCAAUGGACUCUAGUGGUUAAUGCCGGUGACGCCAUUCCAAUUGAAGCUGAUGUCAAGGGAAAACCAGCUCCGGAAGUAAAGUGGACAAAGGAGAAAGACACAGGGGACAUCACCAAGAGCCCAAGGCUCCAAAUAGAGGCCGGUGUAGAAUUCUCUAAAUUCCUGUUGACAAACUCAAGACGUGGAGAUACUGGAAAAUAUAACAUCACUGCUACCAAUAGUGCUGGAACAGCCACUGGAUGGGCGAAUGUGUGUGUGCUUGAUAGACCUGGUCCUAUCAGCAACCUAGUUGUAAAUGGUGUUACAGUGGAUAGGUGCAUGUUGACAUGGGAUAUGCCAGAUGAUGAUGGUGGAUGUGAAAUUUAUAACUACAUCAUAGAAAAGUGUGAGAAGAAGAGAAUGGUGUGGUCCAUACAUUCUUCUGCUGUGAUCACCAACUCUGCUAAAGUAACCCGCCUUGUAGAAGGAAAUGAAUAUAUAUUCAGGGUGCGUGCAGAAAACAAGAUGGGGGCAGGUCCUGCAGUGGAGAGCGCACCUAUUGUGGCAAGGACCGAAUUCAGUAAACCUGGCAUUCCAGAAGCACCAGAAGUUAUCAAGAUCUCCAAGGAGGAGAUGACCGUUACAUGGAACCCUCCUGAGAAUAACGGUGGAAAGGAAAUCUCUGGUUACAUUCUGGAGAAAAAGGAAGAAUUCGGAGUACGAUGGUCUCCUUGCACAAAGCAUUCCAUUGAUUCGACCCAACUGACUGUCACUGGUUUGCUGCGUGAUCAUGAAUAUCAGUUCCGCGUCAGGGCUGAGAAUGAAAUAGGACUUGGUGAACCAAGCAAACCCUCAAGAUCACUCGCCGCCAGGGAUUCUCUUGAUGUACCAGCCCCUCCAACAAAUCUGAAGGUUGGUGAUAGUACAAGGACCUCUGUAGCACUGAAGUGGACAAAGCCUGUUUCUGAUGGUGGAGCUCCUAUCAUUGGUUAUGUGGUGGAAAUGAGGAUCAAGGGAAACAAGGAUGCGGCAUGGAAGAGGUGUAAUGUCGCAGCCCAGCUAAUUGUAUGUGAAUUCACUGUCUCCAGUCUGGAUGAUCAUGAAUGGUAUGAAUUCCGCGUUUCUGCUCAAAAUCAAUGCGGUAUGAGCUUAACGGCGGAUCUUACGAUGCCCGUCCAACCAAAGGAUAUCCUUGAGGCACCUGAAAUUGACAUGGAUGCUAGUCUGAAGGACGGUCUGACAGUCAGGGCCGGAUGUCCCAUCCGACUGGUGGCAACCAUCAAGGGAAGACCAGCUCCCAAAGUCUGCUGGAGAAGAAUGGGUGUCGAUAACGUUGUCAGGAAGGGCCAUGUGGACAUCAUUGACACAAUGACCUUCCUGGUUAUCCCUGAAAGUACACGGGAUGAUUCAGGCAAAUACUCCCUGACCCUGUCCAGCCCAGCUGGGGAGAAGGCAGUGUUUGUCAAUGUCAAAGUACUGGAUACCCCAGGGCCUGUAGUGGGUCUGGAUGCCACAGAUAUUAAACAGACGUCCGCCAAACUGGCAUGGUCCCCCCCUGAGAACGAUGGUGGCAGUGCAGUCACUCAUUACAUUAUUGAGAAGCGUGAAAUCGAUCGCAAGACCUGGGGACCAGUCGCAAACAAUAUUGAACAGACUGAAACCUACGUCAAGAAACUUGUUUCAGGCACAGAGUAUUUCUUUAGAGUCACUGCUGUGAAUGAAUAUGGUCCUGGAGUUGCGAAGGUCUCGCCAAAGUCCUACAUGGCAUCUGAUCCUGUCAGCAAACCUGAACCAUGCCCAAAGAUUGAUGUAUUGGAAAUUACAAAGAACAGUGCACUUCUGGGAUGGCUGAAACCAUUGGGUGAUGGAGGAGCUAAGAUAGAUGGUUAUAUAGUUGAAUACACAGCGGAAGAGAAGCCAGAACCACAAUGGAUGGCAUACACAACUGUUAAAAAUUUAACCCUUUCAGUUAGUGGACUCAAGGAGGGUAUGAAGUAUAGAUUCCGGGUGGCCGCAAGAAAUAUCAUGGGUCGCAGUUCGUACACUGAAACUAGGGACGCUUAUGAGAUCAAGGAACAGAUGCUGGAACCCAAGAUUAUGAUGGCGGAGGCUGUGUCUGCCAAAGCAGGAGCGAAACUCAGGGUGGAAGCUCUUGUGUCUGGAAAGCCAGCACCAACCUGCACAUGGAUGCGAGGAGAUGACAACGUUGUUUCCUCUAGUCGUCUUGCUGUGCACAAAUCUGCAAACAUGUGUGUGCUCAUCAUCAAAGACGUGUCCAGAACCGACAGUGGAAUAUACAGUUUGGUUGCUGAGAACAGCUGUGCUAAAGUAGAUCAGCAUAUUAAAAUCAUCAUCAGAGAUAUCCCCGGAGCGCCUGAGCCUCCAUUUGAGAUCAGUGACAUUGACGCUGAUGCCUGCACACUCUCUUGGAAAGCACCAAUUGAAGAUGGCGGAAGCCAGAUUACAAACUACGUAGUGGAGAAGUGUGACGUGAUCAGAGGCGACUGGGUAAACGCUGUAUCGUCCUGUGGCAAGACUGGCUGCAGACUGGGAAAGCUCAUCCCUGGAAAGGAAUACAUCUUCCGUGUCCGUUCUGAGAAUCGCUAUGGAAUCUCAGACCCCCUAACAUCGGACAGGAUGAUUGCCAAAUUCCCCUUCGAUGUGCCCAGUGAGCCUUUAAACUGCCACAUCACCAAGGUCAACAAGGACUGUAUGUUUGUAGCCUGGGACAGACCUGAGAGCGAUGGUGGCAGCCCUAUUACUGGCUUCUACAUUGAACGCAAAGAGAGGAACAGUCUCCUUUGGGUCAAAGCUAACGACUCAGUUGUCAGAUCAUUGGAAUAUCCCUGUGCAGGCCUUAUUGAGGGCUUGGAAUACAACUUCAGAGUAUCUGCCAUCAAUCGUGCUGGACAGAGUAAGCCAAGCAAGAAGUCUGACUUCGUCACAGCAAGGACACCAGUUGACACACCAGGCAAACCAGAGGUUCUUGAUGUUACCAAGAAUGCAGUCACCUUGGUCUGGACUAGACCAAAGAAUGACGGUGGAAGCAAGAUAAUUGGAUAUUAUGUUGAGGCCCUGAGGCUCCCUGGAGACAAAUGGGUCCGUUGCAACACCAGCAGUCAGAAUGUACCCAGAGAAGAGUACACUGCAACUGGACUGGAGGAAGACAUGGAGUACCAGUUCAGAGUCAUCGCAAAGACCGCUGUCAACAUGAGCCGGCCAUCAGACAUCACGGACCCAGUUCUGGUCUCUGCAGAGAAGGUGCCACCAAGAGUAGAAAUUGGAAUCCCAAUGAAGAGGCUUAAGCCAGUGAAGGCUGGGGUAAAUGUACUUCUUGAGGCAGAGGUGUUUGGAAAACCGAUGCCCAAGGUUACAUGGAAGAGGGGAGAGGAAGUAUUGAGAGCUUCUGAGACGUUGAAGAUGUCCCAGUUGAGACAUCUCUUCAGCAUAGAGCUUCUUGGAGUAACAAAGGAACACACAGGAGAGUAUACUAUUUUGGCAGAAAAUGCAAGUGGAUCCAAAACUGGAGAAAUUAAGUUAACUGUUUUCGAUGUCCCCGGUCCACCAGUCUCUGUCAAGUUUGGUGACGUGUUUGCCAAUAGUGUCCAGAUUAGUUGGGAGGCGCCUCUUGCCGAUGGAGGCUCGGACAUCACAAACUACAUUGUUGACAAACGUGAGACCAGUAGAGCUGAAUGGGCUCAGGUCGCAGCCCAUAUUCAGGGUGAUGUGUUUGAACUCACCACAAAGAAACUGAUUGAGGGACGAGAGUACCAGUUCCGCGUCCGCGCAGAGAAUAGAUUUGGGGUUGGAGAAGCCAUUGUGACGGAUCCCGUCUAUGCCAGGAAUCCAUUCACUGUCCCUGGGGCAUGUGAGGCACCAGUCAUCACAAACAUCACCAAAGAGCACAUGACCGUUAGCUGGAAGGAACCUGCCGAUGAUGGCAAGUCAACCAUCUUAGGAUACAUAGUGGAGAAGAAGGGAACCAAGGAAGUCAACUGGACUAAACUGAACAGGAAAGCAUUGAUAGAGAGAACCCUGGAAGUUGCUGGUCUGUCAGAGGGAGCAGAGUAUGAAUUCAGAGUAAUUGCCCUGAACAACGCUGGCCUUGGCAAACCCAGUGAGCCAUCCACUGUGGCUUCAGCCCACGAUCCUAUCAAUCCUCCUGGACCCCCUGUGAACCCGAUGGUCACUGACGUCAGCCGCAGCACGAUUAGCCUGACCUGGACUAAACCAGCCAAUAACGGAGGCAGUGACAUCCUGGGAUACCUUGUUGAAUGCAAGAGAACAGACGCAACAGACUGGAUCAGAUGCAACGUGCCCAAGAACCUCCAAGACACAUUCUACCUUGUUCAGAACCUCAUUGAUAAAUCUGAAUAUCAACUGCGUGUGUCUGCCGUGAACAAAGUGGGCUUCAGUGAAACAUGCGAAGUGCCAGAUAAACAUGUAGCAAAGGACAUUUUGGUUGCUCCUGAGGCAGAACUCAGUGCUGACCUGAAGGAGGUUCUAGAGCUCCGUGCUGGGUCCCAAAUGAGACUUUUCGCCACAAUAAAGGGUCGUCCCACUCCCAAGGUGAUCUGGGCAAAAAUGAACAGCAACAUCAAGGAAAGACAAGACAUUGUUAUCAAGAGCACCGACACUGACACUGUGGUGUUAGUCCAGAGUUGCAACAGAUAUGAUGCGGGCAAAUACAUCCUGAGCCUUGAAAGUCGCAGCGGAAUGAAGAUGUAUACAAUUGUUGUCAAGGUUUACGAUACCCCUGGGCCACCAGUCAAUCUCAUGGUAAAGGGGACAACAAAGGACAGUGCAAAGAUCCUUUGGGAUACUCCUCUUAUUGAUGGUGGAAGCGAAGUGACCAGUUACAUUAUUGAAAAGCGUGAUGCAGAGAGAAAAGCUUGGUCUCUAGUUAAAGAUAACUAUGCCAAAAACACUCUCAAGAUCCCUGAUUUGGAGGCUGGUAGAUCUUACUGUUUUAGAGUCAAGGCUGUGAAUGAAUAUGGUGUUGGCGAGGCAUGUGAAACCGCAGAUUCAGUUAGAGCGUCUGAGGAACCUGGGCCGGUCAUGGACUUCAAGCCCUUGUUGAUCACAAAGCAAGGAUGCACCCUUGGAUGGAAGAAACCUCUCAGUGAUGGCGGUAGCCGCAUCAUUGUGUAUGUGCUUGAGGUUAUGAAUGGAGAUGAUAACUGGAAGGAGCUAAUGAGUUCCAAGAACAUGCAGUACAGUGCCAAGGAUCUGGUGGAAGGAAAAGAAUAUAAGUACAGAGUCAAAGCAGUAAAUGACUCUGGUGACAGUCCGUACAAGGAGCUGGAUGUGGUGGCUAAAGACCAGAUCAUUCAUCCUGGAGUUGACUUGCGGGGCAUUCCCAAUCUGUGCUACAUUGCAAAGGAGGGAAGUAUAGUCCGCAUCAAGCUCCCACUCUACGGCAAACCUACUCCUAAAUGCUCCUGGAAGAAGGGCGAGGAUGAGGAUUUGACCGAUACUGGAAGAGUGUGUGCAGAAUCCACAGCAGUCAACACUACCCUCCUGAUCCGUGACUGCCAGAGGAGCGAUGCCUCUAAGUACACAGUCACACUGAAAAACAUUUCUGGAGUAAAGGAAUCCACCAUCUUCAUUAGGGUGGUUGGCAAACCAGGAAUGCCUGUCGCACCAAUGAAGUUUAAGGAUGUCACUGCAGAUGGGUGCACCCUGAGAUGGACUGCACCUAAGGAUGAUGGUGGAUCAGAGAUAACCAACUAUACUCUUGAGAAGAGGGAUUCUGUAACCAACAUGUGGGUUAGCAUUGCUACCGAUAUUGAAGCAGUUUCCAAUACUACCACCUUCAGAGUGACAGGUCUUCAUGAGGAGACGGAAUACAUCUUCAGAGUCUGUGCACAGAACAAGCAUGGUGCUAGUGAAGGACUCAAAUCCGAGCCUAUUGUUGCCAAGCAUCCAUUCAAUGUACCUGAGGCACCACCUGCACCUGUGAUCAUGAGUAUGCGUCAUGAUUCAUCAUUUUUGGCCUGGUCUGACCCAAGGAAGACCGGAGGCUCUCCAAUUACUGGCUACCAUGUUGAGUUCAAGGAGAGGAACAGCAUGCUGUGGAAGAGGUCAGGGGGAGCCAUUAAGAUGAAGGAACACAAGGUCACCGGCUUAACUGAAGGACUGGAAUAUGAAUUCAGAGUCAUGGCCACGAAUCUGGCCGGUGUUGGCAGAGCAAGUCCACCAACUGAGGCGCAUGUUGCCUUGGAUCCAAUUGAUGCCCCUGGGAAACCUGAUGUGAUCAGCAUCACAAGAAGUACUGUAACACUUCAGUGGACUGAGCCCAAGUACGAUGGUGGACACAGACUGACUGGCUACAUCGUUGAAAAACGUGAUUUGCCUUCCAAGAUCUGGCAAAAGGCUAACAAUGUGAAUGUUGUGGACACAGCAUACACUGUGAAAGAGCUGCAAGAGGGAUGCAAGUUUGAGUUCAGAAUCAGGGCAAAAAAUGCCGCUGGAGCAUUGAGCCCUCCCUCUGAACAAACAGAUACACUUGUGUGCAAGGAUGAAUACGAGGCACCAACCAUCACUAUUGAUUCCACUGUAAAGGAGGGACUCACAGUCAGAGCGGGUGACCACAUCGUCAUAACUGCAACAAGUAUUGUAGGCAAACCCUCACCAACAUCAGUGUGGUCUAAGGGUGGAAAAUACUUCAAGCCUUCAGAUAUCUGCCAGAUUGAGUCCACUGCAACAUCCUCGACAUUGACGGUCAAAUAUGCCGGGAGAUCGGAUUCUGGAGAAUACACAAUUACAGCCAGCAAUCCAUUUGGUGUCACAGAAGAAGUUGUGAAAGUGAAGGUUUUGGAUGUACCCGCAGCUCCGGGUCCUAUUGAGGUCAGUGGAGUUUCGUCUGAGAAGGUCACACUGACAUGGACACCACCAACUGAAGAUGGUGGAUGUCCAGUUAAAUAUUACACCCUGGAGAAGAGAGAAACAAGCCGCCUCCUUUGGACCAUUCUGUCAGAAAAAGUACUUGACUGCCACUAUAUUGCCACGAAGCUAAUCCAGGGAAAUGAAUACAUCUUCCGUGUGAAGGCAGUUAAUCACUAUGGUCCUGGAGAAGCAGCAGUGUCUGGGCCAGCUAAGAUGGUGGACCAAUUUGGUCCCCCUGGUCCUCCAUCAAAACCAGAGAUUGAAGAGAUUGGAGGACACCAUGUCAAAAUCAACUGGAAAAGACCGAUUGAUGAUGGUGGUAGCGACAUCACAGGCUACAUGGUUGAAAAGAAAGAAAGAAAGGGCAUGAGAUGGGUUCGGGCAGCGAAGAAAUCCAUUGCUGAACUCUCAUAUGAAGUAACAGGACUCACAGAGAAAGUCGAAUAUGAAUUCAGGGUGGUUGCAGAGAACAAAGCAGGCUUCGGAGAGCCAAGUGAACCAUCAUUAUCUGUUACGACCAAAACUGUUAAAUAUGCACCUGGACCUCCAAUCAACCCAAGAAUUACAGAUACAACAAAGACUUCUGCAACAUUCUUCUGGGGGAAACCACUUGAAGAUGGUGGGCUUGAAGUCACAGGGUACUUUGUUGAGCAUAAAAAAGAUGGAGAAGAGGAAUGGUUCAAGGACACACCAACUGCUCCACUGAGAAUUACAGAAUUUGUUGUUCCUAACUUGACAGUGGGAGCAAAAUACCACUUCAGAGUCAGUGCAAUGAAUGCAGAGGGAGUUGGUGAACCAGCUCAAACUGAAGAACUGGUUGAAAUUAUUGAACGUGAAGAAGAGCCAGACCUUGAACUGGAUGUUGAGCUGAGAAGAACCCUUGUUGUCAGGGCGGGAUGUUCCAUCCGCAUAUUUGUGCCCAUUAAAGGUCGCCCAGCUCCUGUAGUAGCUUGGACGAAGGGCGAAGACACACCACUCAAAGGACGUGCUAACAUUGACAGCACAGAGUCAUACACUAUGCUUGUCAUCCCUGACUGCACAAGAAAUGAUGCAGGAAGAUACAACUUGAUCCUUACGAAUGCUGCAGGAGAGAAGACUGCUCAUGUCAAUGUGAGAGUUCUGGAUUCACCUGGACCACCAAUUAAUCUGAAGCCAAAGCACAUUGACAAAGAGAGCAUCACUCUUCAAUGGGAACUGCCGCUUAUCGAUGGUGGUUCAAAGAUAACAAACUAUAUAAUUGAAAAGAGAGAGUCAACACGCAAAGCAUAUUCCACCAUAAUAUCAGUGUGUCCAAAUAGCACAGUUAGAAUUCCUGAUCUAGCAGAAGGGUCAGAAUAUUACUUCAGAGUGUCGGCUGAAAAUGAGUACGGAAUUGGCGAGUCGGUUGAGACUACAGAUCCAAUUCGAGCAUCUCAAGCACCAACACCCCCUGAGAGCGUUUAUGCUACAGAUGUCACCAAGACCUCUGUCAGUCUUGCAUGGACAAAGCCAAAACAUGACGGUGGUAGUAGAGUUACUGGAUAUGUCCUUGAAGCUCAAAAGAAGGGAGGAGACCAGUGGUCCCAUGUGACAACUGUCAAGACAAUGGACUUCAUAGUGAAGAACCUGAACGAAAAUGAACAGUAUAUAUUCCGUGUCAUGGCUGUAAACCACUCUGGAAGAAGUGGUCCUUGUGACAGCAAGCCUGUUACUAUCAAGGAAACAAUAACAAUGCCAGAAUUUGACCUGCGUGGAAUAUGCCAGAAAAUUGUAAUUGCCAGGGCAGGAGAUGAGAUUAAAGUUGAGAUACCAGUUAUGGGACGUCCAAAACCAACUGUUUCAUGGACGAAAGAUGGUCAGCACCUCAAGAUAACCCCAAGAAUAAUCACUGAACGUACUGCAACCACAAGUAUACUGAAUAUAACAGAAUGCAUAAGGAGUGACACAGGACAUUAUGGCAUGACAGGGAAGAACAUAGUUGGCUCAGUGACAGAUACCAUCAUAGUAAAAGUGCACGAUGUCCCUGGACCUCCAAAGGGACCAAUAAAAAUAGAUGAAAUCUCCCGUACCUAUGCUGUCAUCUCUUGGGGAACGCCUGAGAAUGAUGGAGGUGUACCAAUCAACAAUUACAUUGUUGAAUUAAGGGAAACUACAGGAACGUCAUGGAUAGAAUUGACAUCAUCUGUAAUCCGUACAAUAUUUAAAGCUACUCGUCUGAAGACUGGUGCGGAAUACCAGUUCAGAGUCAAAGCUAAAAACAGAUAUGGUGCUGGUCAACCAAUCAUCUCAGAGUCAGUGGUUGCUGCAUAUCCAUUCAAACCCCCUGGGCCACCUAGUACUCCAAAGGUUGUGGCCUUUACCAAAGACACAAUGACAAUUGGCUGGAAUGAACCUGUUUAUGAUGGUGGAAGUGAAGUCAUUGGAUAUCACAUUGAGAGGAAAGAGAGAAGCAGCAUCCUUUGGCAAAAGAUCAGCAAAUCCACGGUGAAAGAUAAUCAAUUCAAAUCAAGUGGACUGGAAGAUGGAGUUGCAUAUGAAUUCCGCGUCACUGCUGAAAACAUGGCGGGAAUUGGUAAACCAAGCAAGGCUUCAGAAGCAAUGCUAGCCCUUGAUCCAGUGGAUCCACCAGGUCAACCAGAGCCAAUCUUUGUUUCCAAGAAUAUCGUAACAAUUCAAUGGACAAAGCCUGAAUAUGAUGGUGGGUUCAAGAUUACUGGCUACGUAGUGGAAAAGAGAGACUUACCAGCUGGUCGUUGGAUGAGGGCCAACUUCACAAACAUCAUUGAGACCACUUUCACUGUAAGUGGGUUAACUCAGAAUGAGGCCUAUGAAUUCCGUGUACUUGCCAAAAAUGCAGCUGGUUCAGUAAGUGAACCAUCUGAGCCAUCGGAUCCCAUCACCUGCACAGAUGAUAUUGUGGAACCACGAAUCAUGGUUGAUGCCAAAUUCAAGGAUGUGAUUCUACUGAAAGCAGGGGAAAACUUCAAACUUGAGGCAGAUGUUGCAGGCCAACCACUACCAUCCAUGGUGUGGACCAAGGGUGGAAAGGACAUUGAAAAUACGAUGAAAUUGACAAUUAAAAUGACUGAUUUAACAACAACUCUGAUUAACAAAGACUCGUUAAGAAGAGAUGGAGGUGAAUUUGUUCUGACUGCCACAAAUGUUGGAGGGUUUGCCAAGCAUAUCUUUAAUGUCAAAGUCCUUGACAGGCCAGGUCCACCUGGAGGACCCCUGGUGGUGUCAGAUAUCACAUCUGACAACUGUAUUUUGGAAUGGGCUCCACCCGCAGAUGAUGGUGGUGCAGAGAUUGACCAUUACGUGAUUGAAAAGCGUGAAUCAAGCAGGCUUGCAUGGACAAAUUCGGCCUCAGGCUUAACUGAUACCCAAUUUAAGGUGAACAAGUUACUCAAAGGAAAUGAGUACAUAUUCAGAGUAAUGGCAGUCAACAAAUAUGGAGUCGGAGAGCCUCUAGAAUCUGCUCCAACUAUUGCAAACAAUCCAUGGGUGCCAGCAGAUCCUCCAAAGGAUCCUGAAGUAACAAUAAUCACUAAGGAUUCAAUGAUUCUUAUGUGGAAGGCUCCUGAGUAUGAUGGUGGAACUCCAAUCACAAACUAUAAUAUUGAAAGGAAAGACAAGAUUGGUCUUCGCUGGGUAAAAUGCAACAAGAAGAAAGUAAAAGACUUGCAGUUCAAGGUAACUGGGCUUCUAGUAACACAUGAAUAUGAAUUCAGAAUUCUUGCAGAGAAUGCAGCUGGAUUAAGCUUACCAAGCAAUUCAAGUCCUUUCUACAAGGCUACUGACACCCUCUACGAACCAGGCCCUCCAGGAAACCCAAGAGUCGUGGACACAAACAAGUCGUCCAUUACGAUUGCAUGGAACAAGCCAAAUUAUGAUGGUGGUUCUGAAAUCACAGGAUACAUUGUGGAGACCUGCAUUCCUGGGGAGGAGGAAUGGACAAUUGUUACUCCGCCAGGAGGACUAAUGGGUACAUCGUUUACCCUUAUGAACUUAGAGGAGGACAAAGAGUACAUGAUUCAAGUUUCUGCCGUAAACAGUGAGGGUAUUGGAGAGGAAGCAACUAUUCCUGGCACACCGAGAGCUCAAGACAGGCUGCUUCCACCGGAAUUUGACCUGGAUGCAGAGCUAAAGAAGGUUGUGAAUAUCAGAGCCUGUAACACAUUGAGACUUUUUGUACCUAUCAGAGGAAGACCAUCACCCGAGGCAAAAUGGACCAAAGAAGAUGGUGAACCUAUUACGAGAGCAACCAUUGAAAGCACAACUUCUUACACAUCACUGGUGGUGGAAAAUGUCAACCGAUUUGACAGUGGCAAGUACGUGCUCACAAUAGAAAACAGUUCUGGAUCCAAUACAGCUGCUGUGAAUGUCAGAGUGCUAGAUACCCCAGGUGCCCCGCAAAAUCUCAAGAUCAACAGCGUCACUAAAGAAUCUGUCACUCUUAUCUGGGAUGCUCCAGUAAAUGACGGUGGAGCAAAGAUUAAGAACUACAUUGUUGAAAAACGUGAAUCAACAAGGAAAGCAUAUGCCACUGUAAAUUCUAACUGUCAUAAGAACACCUGGAAAGUUGACCAGCUGCAGGAGGGGUGUAACUACUACUUCAGAGUUUUAGCUGAAAAUGAAUAUGGAAUUGGCCUACCAAUUGAAACCCGUGAAUCAGUUAAAGUUUCUGAAAAACCACAGCCUCCUGCCAAAAUCACCCUCGCCGAUGUUACCAAGACUAGUGCCACCCUGUCUUGGGAGAAACCAGAGCAUGAUGGAGGAAGUAGAGUGGUAUGCUAUGUUAUUGAGAUGCUGAGCAAAGGUGCCGAGAAAUGGGUCCAGUCUUCCAUUGUCAAAACAUUAGAAGCAGUUGUCCCUGGACUGACACCAGGUGAAGAGUACAUGUUCCGUGUAGCAGCAAGAAAUGAAAAAGGAACAAGUGAUCCACGUCAAAUUGGUGUGCCAGUGAUUGCUAAAGAUCUUGUGAUUGUCCCAUCAGCUAAAAUGUUGUUCAACACAUUCAGUGUUCUAGCAGGAGAGGAUUUGACAGUACAGAUUCCGUUUAUUGCUCGUCCCCGAGCAACUAUUUCAUUCAUAAAGGACAAUCUACCUAUGAAGCGUACCACCAGAGUUAACUUUGGAGGAUCAGAUAAACUGAUCAAUCUUCAAAUCAAAGAGGCAUGCAGAGAAGAUGUUGGUCAGUACCGAAUCAUACUCGCAAACACUGCUGGGGAUACAUCUUUAUACAUCUCAGUAGUUGUUCUUGACAAACCUGGACCACCAAAGGGCCCAAUUAAAGUUGAGGCUGUUACUACUGACAGUGUGCUUUUCUCCUGGACUCCUCCAGAGUAUGAUGGUGGUGCAACAAUCAACAGCUACCUUGUAGAAAAGAGAGACACGUCCACACAAACUUGGUUGGUCGUGUCUCCAAAUCAUGCAAGAACAACGAUUAAAGCUUCGAGGCUGAAAAACGGUUCAGAGUACCAGUUCAGGGUGACAGCUCAGAACAGGUAUGGAAAGGGCCCAUCUCUGACCUCAGGGUCUGUUGUUGCUGAGUAUCCAUUCAAAUUACCAGGCCCUCCAGGAACACCAUCUGUACAGUCUUCCACAAAGGAUAGCAUGGUAGUUGUGUGGAAUGAGCCUGUUAAUGAUGGUGGAAGCACUGUGCUGGGAUAUCAUCUUGAGCGCAAAGAGAGAAACAGUAUUCUCUGGGUGAAGCUCAAUAAGUCUCUCAUCCAGGAUACAUCUUACAAGACCACUGGUCUGGAACCAGGACAAGAAUAUGAAUUCAGAGUUUACGCUGAAAACAUUGUGGGAAUUGGAAAAGUUAGCAAACUUUCCGAAGGUCACAUUUCUAGGGAUCCUUGCGAUCCCCCCGGAGAUCCUGAGGCUACUAAGAUAACAAAGGAUUCUGUAACAAUCACAUGGACAAAGCCAGAGUAUGAUGGUGGUGCCAAUGUCACCGGCUAUAUUGUAGAGAAGAAAGAGUUGCCAGAGGGCCGCUGGAACAAAACCAACUUCACAAAUAUCAUUGAAACCGAGUAUGUGGCAACCAGCCUUGUGGAGAACCAGAAAUAUGAGUUCCGAGUUAUUGCAAGAAACGCAGCAGGUGUUUUCAGCCUUCCCUCAUACAGCACUGGACCAAUUACUGCUAAAGAUGAAAUCGACCCUCCUCGUAUUAGCAUUGACCCACAGUUCACACAAACUGUUUAUGUUAAUGCUGGAGAUGGCUUCAAAAUCGAUGCCGAUGUUCAUGGUAGUCCAAUACCCGAAAUCCUCUGGAUGAAGAGUGGCCACGAGGCACCCCUUGCAAACACUAUCACCAGAGACAUAAAAAAUACAGACAGCACCACUUUGUUGACUGUCAAAGAGGCUAAACUUGAAGAUGGAGGCAAGUACACUUUACUUCUAAAAAAUCCAGGAGGCGAGAAGUCAGUGAAGAUCAAUGUGGUUGUUCUGGAUAAACCUGGGGCACCACAAGGUCCUAUCUCUGUCACUGGCAUCACAAAUGAUCAAUGUUGCCUUGCUUGGAAAUCCCCACUCUAUGAUGGCGGCAGUAAAAUCACUCAUUACAUUGUGGAGAGAAGGGAGACAAGCAGAUUAAUUUGGACUGUUGUUGAUAAUAAGUGUGAGUCAAAUUAUCUGAAGGUUACAAAACUCUUGGAGGGAAAUGAGUACAUUUUCAAAGUCCAGGCAGUAAACAAAUUUGGACUUAGUGUGGGUCUGGAAUCAAUUGCUGUGACUGUCAAAGACCCAUUCGUUCCCCCAGAUUCACCAAGUAGGUUGGAGGUUUCCGAUGUCAAAAAGGAUUCAAUGGUGAUUACCUGGGAGGCUCCUGGAUAUGAUGGUGGCAGUAAUAUUAUUGGAUACAUUAUUGAGAAGCACGAUAAGGAGGGCGUGAGAUGGACCAGAUGCAAUAGGAAGACAGUUACUGACUUAACCUACAAAGUCACCGGACUUAUGGAAAGUCAUAUUUAUGAAUUUAGAGUUCUGGCUGAGAAUGUCUCUGGAGUUGGAGAGCCAAGCUCCCCAACAGUUUUCUACAAGGCUUUGGAUCCAAUCUUCAGACCAGGUGCACCAAUUAAUCCUAAAGUAACUGACAUAAGCAAAACUUCGGUUUUCCUGUCAUGGGGCAAACCUAUAUAUGACGGAGGAUGUGAGAUUCAAGGAUACAUUGUGGAGAAAUGCGAAGUGCCAUCUCCUAUGUGGACAAUCUGUACUCCACCAAGUGGCAUCAAACAAACAAGAUUUGAAGUUAGAAAAUUGGAGGAAAUGCAUUUGUACAAGUUCAGAGUUUGUGCUGUCAACAAGCUUGGUGUUGGAGACCAUUCAGAUGUCUCUGGAAUCAUUCUUGUCGAGGAGAGGGUUGAGGAACCAGAUCUGGACAUUGACCCAGACCUGAGAAAGGUUGUGAACAUUAAGGCUGGAUGUUCCCUCAGACUGUUCAUUCCUAUCAGAGGGCGACCCCAACCUGAAGUCAAAUGGGGAAAGGAUGAAGGUCCUAUUAAGGAGAAUGCACAAGUUGAAGUGACAAGUAGUUACACGUCCCUUGUGAUUGAUAAUGUCAACAGAUUUGACAGUGGAAAAUACACUGUUUCUGCAGAGAACGCCAGUGGUGAAAAAUCUGCUUUAAUUACUGUUAGAGUUCUUGACACACCUAGUGCCCCAGUCAACCUCAAAGUGAAAGAUAUCACUGGUGAAUCAGUGACACUUACAUGGGAUGCCCCUGUGUUAGAUGGAGGAGCUAAAAUCAGAAACUAUAUUGUUGAGAAGCGGGAAAGCACCAGGAAAGCCUAUGCAGCUGUGGUGACAAACUGCCACAAAUUAUCAUACAAGGUUGAGAACCUUCAAGAGGGUUGCAAUUAUUAUUUCAGAGUCCUUGCUGAAAACGAACAUGGUGUUGGCUUGCCUACAGCAACCGUUGAUCCCAUCAAAGCCUCAGAAGUACCCCAAAUCCCACGAAAACUGAGUGUUGUUGACCAAACCAAGACAAGCAUAUCUCUUGCCUGGGAGAAGCCAGAGCAUGAUGGUGGAAGUAGAAUCAUUCAUUACCUGCUAGAGAUACAACCUAAAGGCUCUGAGAAAUGGUCAGGUGUUGCAACUGUCAGAGCAAUGGAGUCUGUUGUCAACAAUCUAAAUCCGGGUGAAGAAUAUAUUUUCAGAGUGUUCGCUAUCAAUGACAAAGGAAAGAGUGACCCAAGAGAACUUGCACUUCCAGUGACAGCAAAGGACCUUGUUAUCGAGCCUGAUGUUAGACCUGCAUUUAGCAAUUACAGUGUUCGGGUUGGUAAAGACUUCAAGGUUGAAAUCCCGAUCGCAGGACGUCCUAAACCAGCAGUUAAAUGGACAAAGGAUGGAUCAAUCCUACUCCACACCUCAAGGGUUAAAAUCACUAACACACCAGAUAGUACAAAUCUAAGUAUCACAGAGGCUACAGGAGAAGAUGGCGGAAUGUAUGGCAUUAAUGUUACUAAUGUAGUUGGGGAAAAGAACGCAACAAUUGAAAUCAUUGCUCUUGAUAAACCUGGCCCACCAAGUGGACCUGUAAAGUUUGAUGAAGUUACUAUUAACACUGCAACUAUUUCUUGGGGUCCACCAAAGCAUUCUGGUGGCUGCCAGAUUUCAAAUUACAUUGUUCAGAAAAGAGACACAACCACCACAACUUGGGAGAAUGUUGCUGCCUCCGUGGCAAGAACUACGCUCAAGGUGCAAAGGCUGAAAACUGGGGCUGAAUAUCAAUUCAGAAUCAUUGCUCAAAAUCGAUAUGGCAAGAGUUAUGGUUUGGACUCACAUCCUUUGACUAUAAAGUACCCUUACAAAGAACCUGGCCCACCCGGCACUCCAUUCAUUGCAUCUCUCUCCAAGGAAUAUAUGGUUGUGGAGUGGCAUGAACCAGUCGCAGAUGGAGGUAGUUCUGUUCUAGGCUAUCACCUUGAAAGGAAAGAGAGAAACAGCAUCCUCUGGACUAAGCUUAACAAAUCACUCGUUAAAGACACCAUUUACAAAACCGGUCCCUUAGAGGAGGCUGUUGAAUAUGAAUUCAGAGUUUAUGCUGAAAAUAUUGUUGGCAUUGGCAGAUGCAGCAAAAUCUCAGAGGGUUGUGUUGCACGUGAUCCUUGUGACCCUCCUGGCACCCCAGAGGCUAUCAUUGUAAACAAAGAGUCCAUCACCAUUGAAUGGACAAAGCCAGAAUAUGAUGGAGGAAGUGUGAUUACUGGUUAUGUUGUUGAGAAACGUGACCUUCCAGAGGGACGCUGGAUGAAGGCAAACUUUACCAACGUUAUUGAGACCAGGUUUACUGCUACUGGACUAACUGCUGAUGCACAGUAUGACUUCAGAGUCAUUGCUAAGAAUGCAGUUGGAACAUUCAGCAAGCCAUCUUAUAACAGUGGACCUAUAACAGCAAACGAUGAGGUGGAAGCGCCAAGAUAUUCUAUUGAUCCUGCGUUCACCAAAACGAUCAUUAUCAAUGCAGGAGACACAUUCAAACUUGAUGCUGAUGUACAUGGAAAGCCAGUACCCACAAUCCAGUGGUUCAAGGAUGAUGUGGAAAUUGAAAAGAAUACAAUGAGAUUGGAGGUCAAAAAUACAGAAAGCGUCGCAAUGAUAGUUGUGAAGGAUUCUGUCAGAGUUGACGGUGGAAAUUACAAACUUGUCCUGACAAAUGUUGCUGGAUCAGAGUCAGUUCCAUUCAAGGUGAAUGUACUAGACAGACCAGGACCACCUGUAGGUUCCCUCCAUGUCACUGGAGUCGCUUGUGACAAAUGUACUCUGUCAUGGCGUGCUCCACUACAUGAUGGAGGCAGCAACAUCACACACUACCUCAUUGAGAGGCGUGAAACCAGUCGUCUUGCUUGGACUAUGGUUUCUAACAGCUGUGAGACCACAGUGUAUAAAGUAACUAGUCUCCUGGAGGGCAAUGAGUAUAUUUUCCGUGUCAUGGCUAUCAACAGUUAUGGCAUUGGUGAACAUGUGGAGUCUUCAGCAGUAAUAAUGAAAAAUCCAUUUGUUGUCCCUGGUGCACCACAUGUUAAUGAUGUAACGAACAUUGCCCGGGAUUCCAUGACUGUCUGCUAUUCUGCACCAGAGACUGAUGGGGGAAGUAACAUUACUACUUACAUCAUUGAGAAGAAAGACAGAGCUGGAGUUAAAUGGACCAAAUGCAACAGGCAAAAGGUCACAGACCUAUCUUUCAGAGUAACAGGUCUGACAUCAGAUCAUGAAUAUGAGUUUAGAGUAUCUGCUGAAAAUGCAGCUGGUGUUGGUGAGCCAAGUCUACCAACAUCAUACUUUAAGGCCAGUGAUCCCAAGUACAAACCUGGGGCACCCACACAUGCACAUGUGAUUGAUACCACAAAGAGCUCAAUCACAGUCGCAUGGGGAAAGCCUCUCAAUGAUGGUGGCAGUCCUAUCCAGGGAUACAUUGUAGAGAUUUGCAAAGCUGAGGAGGAGGAAUGGACAAUGUGCACACCACCAACAGGCCUGCGGGUCAAUAAAUUUGAAAUCACAAAACUUACUGAGGGUCAGGAAUAUCAGAUCCAGGUCUGUGCUAUCAAUAAACUGGGUGUUGGUGAACUAGCUGCUGUAUCUGGAACAUCUAAACCAGAGGAGAAGGUAGAGGAUCCAGAAAUUCAACUGGACUCGGAAUUGAGGAAAGGAAUUGUGGUGCGUGCUGGAGGAUCUGUGAGAAUCAAUGUACCAUUCAAAGGCAGACCAACGCCAGAGAUUAAGUGGUGUAAGCUGAAGAAGGUUGAAGAAGUGGAAGAAGAACAAGAAUUGCAAGAGAAAGCAGUGGUUGAUAAAGGUCUCAACUAUACUCAGCUUUCCAUUGACUCUUGUGACAGAAGUGAUUCUGGAAAGUACAAUGUGACUGUGAAGAACAGCAGUGGUACCGUUUCUGAAUUUGUAACUGUGAAAGUGCUAGAUACACCAGGUGCCCCUCUGAAUCUCAAAUUGACAGAAAUCAAGAAAGACUCCAUAACUCUUGUUUGGGAUGCCCCUCUUACUGAUGGCGGAGCGAAAAUCAAGAAUUAUGUUGUUGACAAACGUGAAUCAAUCAGGAAAGCUUUUGCAAAUGUAACAACCAAGGUCAACAAAACAACCUACAAGGUUGAAAACCUUGUUGAAGGGGCUAUGUAUUACUUCAGAGUUAUGGCUGAGAACGAAUAUGGAGUUGGAUCGUCGACUGAAACAAAGCUUGCAACAAAGGCCUCUGAGGUGCCUCUUCCAGUCGGAAAGAUCUUCUUGACUGAUGUUACUAAAGUCAGCGCAUCGUUCAGAUGGGAAAAACCAGAGCAUGAUGGUGGAAGCAGAAUUACUGGUUACCUAGUUGAGAUGCAGCAAAAGGGAGGGGACAAAUGGGGUGUUGCAACAUCCACAAAGGGUGAUUGUCAUGGCACAGUCACUGGACUUACUGCUGGACAGGAGUAUCUGAUCCGUAUCGUAGCUUACAAUGAGAAGGGAAAGAGUGAGCCUAAAGCACUGGCAAUGCCAGUUGUUGCUAAUGACAUGACUAUUGAACCAAGCUUAAAACUCAUGUUCAACACCUACACCGUCAAAGCUGGUGACGAUCUGAUAGUAGAAAUCCCAGUGUUUGGUAGGCCGAAACCCCAAAUUGUUUGGAAGAAAGAGGGUCUGCCAUUGAAAAUGACAUCAAGAGUGAAUGUGAUAAACACAGCAACAACUGCUACCAUUAAAAUUACUGAGGCAUGUAAGGACGAUUUUGGAAAGUAUACCAUUAUGGCAACUAACACAGCUGGCUUAUUCUCUGAAGACAUAGGAAUCACAAUCCUUGACAAACCUGGUCCUCCAACCGGACCCAUUAAAGUCCUUGAAGUAAGCAAUAACUCUGUCAGUCUUUCAUGGGGAGCCCCGGAGUACACAGGCGGAUGUCAAGUAAAGCAUUACACUGUGGAAAGACGAGAUACAACACAAACAGCAUGGCAAAGUGUGAAUGCACAGCUAGCUAGAACAGCUAUCAAAAUAACCAAGCUGAAAACUGGCGCAGAGUACUGUUUCAGAAUCUGUGCUGAGAAUAGAUAUGGAAAGGGCGCUCCUUUGGACACAAAAUCAAUUGUGGUGCAAUAUCCAUACAAAUCCCCAGGACCACCUGGAACUCCAUACAUCAAAUCUGCAACAAAGGAUCAAAUGAUUAUUGAAUGGAAUGAGCCAGUCAAUGAUGGUGGUAGUACGGUUAUUGGAUACCAUCUUGAAUCUAAAGAAAGAACCAGCAUUAUGUGGACGAAACUCAACAAAGCCCUCAUUGCUGAUACCUCUUUCAAGAUAUGUAAUCUUGAGGAGGACAUUGGAUAUGAAUACAGGGUCUAUGCUGAAAACAUUGUUGGCAUUGGCAGAGCAUCCAAAAUAUCAGAAUCAUUCGUUGCUCGAGAUCCAGUUGAUCUACCAGGUACCCCUGAGGCUACUGUUAUCUCCAAGAAUCACAUUGUGAUUCAAUGGACUAAGCCACUGUAUGAUGGAGGCAGUAAGAUCACUGGAUAUAUUGUGGAGCGGAGAGAUCUAGCCAACAUUGAGGGUCGCUGGAUGAGAGCCAACUUCACAAAUGUCAUUGAGACAGAAUUUGCCAUCUCUGGCUUGACAGAAAAUGAAAAAUAUGAGUUCAGAGUGAUUGCAAGAAAUGCCGCUGGUAUUUUCAGUGAGCCUUCUGACAGCACUGGACCCAUUACUGCCACAGAUGAGAUUGAAGCACCAAGAGCCUCAAUGGAUCCUAAAUACAAGGAUGUCAUUGUUGUUAAUGCUGGGGACAACUUAGUUUUGGAUGCUGACAUCUAUGGCAAACCCGCUCCUGAGGUCUUAUGGUUGAAGGAAGGAAAGCAAAUGGACAAAGCUCUUCGAAUUGAAGUGAAAACGACACAGAAACGUGCAGCUAUGCAUAUCAAGGACUGCACAAGGUUAGAUAGUGGAAACUAUGACCUCAGUCUCACCAAUAUCGGUGGGGUAAAGACAAUCCCAAUCACUGUGAAGGUCCUUGAUAAACCAGGUGCACCCACUGGACCACUGAGAGUCACUGGACUGACUGCCGACAGAUGCUUCCUGUCUUGGACUGAUCCCUCUCUGGAUGGUGGUGCAGCUAUAAGUCACUAUAUUCUGGAAAAGAGAGAGACCAGUCGGUUAUCCUGGACUGUGGUUAACGCAAAUAUUCAAGCUACAAAUUUCAAAGUAAUCAACCUACUGGAAUUGAAUGAAUAUAUCUUCAGGGUUAGGGCUGUGAACAAAUAUGGCAUUGGUGAUCCUUUGGAGUGUGAGGCAGUAACUGCACGCAAUCCAUACAAGCCUCCAAGUGCACCCGGAACACCUGAAGCAAGUACAAUAACAAAGGAUUCUAUGGUCCUAUCAUGGUCAAAGCCAGAGAACAAUGGUGGAGCAGAAAUCGACUGCUACCAUCUUGAGAAACGUGACAAGGAUGGUGUAAGGUGGACCAAAUGCAACCGGCAGCCAUUGACUGAUCUACACUUCAAAGUCACUGGGCUUUUGGAUGGUCAUUUCUAUGAAUAUCGUGUUUCUGCAGAGAAUGAAGCUGGAGUGGGAGAUCUGAGCGAACUCUCCCUGUUCUACAGAGCAUGCAAUGCUACAACAGCACCUGGACCACCACACCAUCCUAAGGUGACAGAUCACACCAGCUCGACUGUGUCCUUGACUUGGGGCAAACCCGCUUCUGACGGUGGAGCAUACAUCAAAGGGUACAUUGUUGAAAUGAGAGAGGUGACAGAUGAUGAAUGGACCAUUUGUACACCUCCAACUGGCAUCCAGGCAACACACCUCACUAUUAAGGACUUGAAGGCAGGACUAGAAUACAAAUUCCGUGUCUGUGCUAUCAAUUCAGAGGGUGUUGGUGAGCCUGCAGAUAUACAUGGCACUGUGAUUGCUGCAGAAAGAGUUGAGGCACCAGAGAUUGAACUGGAUGCCAACCUCAGGAAGGUUGUCUCUGUCCGUGCAGGUGGAUCUCUGCGUCUGUUUGUCACAAUCAGAGGAAGACCUGAACCUGAAGUUAAAUGGGCAAAGUUGGACGGCGUGCUGACAGAACGUGUCAUGAUAGAAUCCACAAGCUCAUAUACUAUGCUUGUAAUUGACAAUGUAAACCGAUUCGACAGUGGCAAAUACACAUUGAACCUUGAGAAUAACACUGGUGAAAAAUCUGCACUUAUCAACGUCAGAGUGUUGGACACACCAAGUGCUCCACAGGCCUUUGCAGUCAAAGAUAUCAAAAAAGAUUCUGUAAAUCUUGUUUGGGAAACACCACUCACAGACGGUGGAUCAAAAAUAACCAAUUACAUUGUGGAGAAGCGAGAAUCCACCAGAAAGGCUUACACUGCCGUGACAACUAACUGCUUAUCUAAUUCCUUCAAGAUUGAUGAGUUGUCAGAGGGAUGCAUUUUCUACUUCCGUGUAUGUGCUGUAAAUGAGUAUGGCAUUGGGUUGAUGGCUGAAACCAAAAACCCAAUUAAAGUUUCUGAAGUGCCUAUGCCACCACGAAAUGUCAGAGUUACAGAUCUCACGAAAAACAGUGUAUCACUUGCGUGGGAAAAGCCAGCUCAUGAUGGUGGAAGCAAAGUAAUGUGCUACAACGUUGAGGUGCAAGGUAAGGAUGACAAGGGUACACAGAAGUGGAAUCCUUCAUGCACAGUCAAAAUCCUGGAAACAACUAUUGCAAACCUAGUAGCAGGUGACGCAUAUUCAUUCAGAGUCAUUGCAAUCAACGAGAAGGGAAAGAGUGUACCAAAGGAACUUGGUCUACCUGUGACAACAAAAGAUAUUGCUAUUGAACCCUCAAUUGAGGUGUUAUUCAACACUUACAGUGUGAAGGCUGGAGGUGAUCUUACAGUUGAAAUCCCAGUUAGGGGCCGACCUAAACCUGUUAUUGCAUGGAAACAUCAUGGCCUUCCUUUGAAGCAAACAAGCUCAUUGACAAUUCUGAAUACCAAGACCUCAUCCAAAAUUAUUAUAAAGGAGGCGGGCAGAGAACAUGUCGGAAAAUAUGAAAUCACUGCCGCAAACCCAGGUGGAUUGAAAAUAGCAGAGAUUGGAAUUAUUGUCCUUGACAAACCUGGUCCACCAACUGCUAUCAAACCAACUGCUGUAACUUCAGACAGUAUUUCAUUGUCAUGGGCUCCACCAGAGUAUGAUGGUGGUUGCUGCAUCAACAACUACAUUGUAGAGAAGAGAGAUACAAAUGCAACAGAUUGGCAAAUGGUCUCAGCAAAUGUUGCAACAACAGCAAUUAAAGCCUCCCGAUUGACAAAGGGUGCUGAAUACCAGUUCCGUAUCUAUGCUGUAAAUCGUUAUGGAAAGAGUCAACAUACAGAUUCCCGUGGAAUUACAGCCCAGUAUAACUUCAAGCUACCUGGCCCACCAUCGACUCCUAAAGUGGUACAUGCAACCAAGAUUUACAUGCUUGUCACAUGGAAUGAGCCAGUCAACGACGGAGGCAGCACAGUUCUUGGAUAUCAUUUGGAGCGAAAGGAGAGAACCAGCAUCAUCUGGAACAAGAUGAACAGAGGUCUCAUCAAAGAUACAGAAUACAAAGUGACUGGCAUUGAAGAGGGCAUGGGGUAUGAAUACCGCGUUUACGCUGAAAACAUUGCUGGAAUUGGAAAAUGUAGCAAAGCUAGUGAGGCUGUUUCUGCAAGAGAUCCAUGCGAUCCCCCUGGCGAGCCAACAGUGACAGGUAUCACAAGAACAUCGGUAUCCCUCGCUUGGACAAAGCCAGAGUACGAUGGUGGAGCCAAGGUUACUGGUUACAUUAUUGAACGCAGAGAUCUCCCAGAAGGCCGCUGGAUGAGGUGUAACUUCACCAACGUGGUGGAAACCUACUAUGACGUCACAGGCCUUACCAAGGACCAGCAGUAUGACUUCCGUGUCAUUGCAAAGAAUGCUGCUGGAUGCUUCAGUGACCCAUCUGAUUCCACUGGUUCAAUCACAGUCAAGGAUGAUGUGGAUCCACCACGUAUCAUGAUGGACGUGAAGUACAGAGCUGUUGUAGUUGUGAAAGCCGGAGAUGUUCUUAAAAUCAAUGCAGAUAUCGCUGGUCGUCCACUGCCAGUAGCAUCAUGGAAAAAAGAUGGCAAAGAGAUCGAGCUCAGGGCCAGAAUUCAGAUUCUUGCAACAGAUACCAGCACCUCAGUAAUUGUGAAGGACUGCAUAAGGCGUGAUUCUGGACAAUAUACUUUGACUCUGCAAAAUGUUGCCGGAACAGUAUCUACACCAGUGGAUGUUGUGAUCCUGGAUAAGCCAGGACCUCCCGCUGGCCCCCUGGCGACUACAGGCAUUACAGCAGAAGAUGUCACCUUAGCAUGGGGUCCUCCUCAAGAAGCAGGCGGCGCAGAUAUCACACACUACGUUGUUGAGAAACGUGAAACAAGCCGUCUUGCUUGGACAGUGGUGAAUGCAGAUCUGAACAAGACACAUUUCAAGGUCACAAAUCUCCUCAAGGGUAAUGAAUACAUCUUCAGGGUCAUGGCCGUCAAUAAGUAUGGACAUGGCGAAACCCUUGAGAGUGAGGUCGUCAAAGUGGCUGAUCCAUUCACAAAACCAUCUGCUCCCACAAAUUGUGAGAUCACGGAGGUAUCCAGUGAGGAGAUGAAACUUGUCUGGCAGAAACCUGUUUCAGAUGGAGGCAGUGAAAUUACUGGAUAUGUAAUUGAAAGGCGUGACACGGCAGGUAUACUCUGGGUCCGUGUGAACAGAGAGCUUGUGACUGAAUUGACAACCAUAGCAACUAAACUACGAAAAGGAUAUGAAUAUGUGUUCCGCGUGUUUGCUGAAAACGCUGCUGGUUUGAGUCCUCCAAGUGAAGCAUGCCCAUCGUUUAGGGCUGAAGAUGAACAGGUCGAGCCAGACCCACCAAGUAAACCAAAGGUUGUUGAUUCAACCAAGAGUUCAAUCUCCAUCAUUUGGAACAAGCCAGUAGAAGAUGGCGGAGCUCCAAUCCUUGGAUACUGUGUGGAGUAUAAGAAACUUAAGGACGAGGAAUGGACAGUGGCCAUUCAGAACAUAAAGAGCAUGGAGUUCACCGUCUCUGGACUUACAGCAGAUGAAGAAUAUGAGUUUGCUGUUAAGGCAAUAAACAAGAUUGGUGAAAGCGAGCAAAGUCCAAUUUCUGAGCCUAUCGCAGCAAUGGAUAGAACUGUGGAGCCUAUGUUUGAUGUUGACAUAGAAAUGCGCAAGACAUUGAUUGUCAAGCAUGGCAACGCAUUCACUCUGACUGUACCUUAUAAGGGAAAACCUGCACCAUCAGUAGAAUGGAGCAAGGAGGAAGUAGACCUCAAGGCAAGAGCAACCAUUGAAACAAAUCACAGCUGCACUUCACUAACAAUUGAAACGGCAACAAGAAAUGACUCUGGACAGUACAAUGUAACAUUAGAGAAUGGCAUUGGAGACCCAGUAACAUUACCAAUAGUUGUAAAGGUUCUUGACUCUCCUGGACCACCACUUAAUGUAGUUGUUAAGGAUGUCACCAAAGACACUGCUACCGUUACAUGGGCAGCUCCAGAAAAUGAUGGAGGUGAUGCUGUGAAGGCCUACCAUGUUGAGAAACGUGAAGCCAGCAAAAAGGCAUGGGUGUGUGUGACCAACAACUGCCACGCGUUGUCCUACAAAGUGGAAGAUUUACAAGAGGGAGCCUUCUAUUACUUCAGAGUCAUGGGAGAAAACGAAUUUGGAGUGGGUGUUGCUGCUAUCCCCAAGAAUGGAACAAAGAUUACAGAAAAACCAAGUCCACCUCAAAAGCUUGGGGCUAUUGCAGUAACCAAGGACAGUGUUACAAUCGGAUGGAUUAGACCAGAACACGAUGGUGGAAGCAGAGUAACUCAGUACUUCAUUGAAGCACUUGAGAAAGGACAACCCAAAUGGUCGAAGGUUACUCUUGUGAACACAACUUCCUUCCAAAUCAAAAACUUGAAGGAAAAUGCUGAAUACUUCUUUAGAGUUAGUGCUCAGAAUCAUGCUGGACUCGGCGAACCCAAAGAGAUGAUCGUUCCUGUUGUAGUGAAAGAUCAACUGGAGGCCCCAGAUUUUGACAUGAAAAACUACCCCAGCAAUACUGUCUAUGUGAGAUCAGGAUCAAAUCUGACCUUUGAGCUUCCUAUGACCAGCAAACCUUUGGCAAAGGUUAGUCUGUCAAGAAACAAUGUUAUUCUGAAACCGUCCAAGAGAUUGGUCACUCAAGUUACUGCUGAAAGCCUGAUCAUCAAACUGAAUGAGAGCAUUGCAAGUGAUGCUGGCAGAUAUGACAUCAGCGCCUCCAAUACAAGUGGUAUCACCAAGAUGUUCAUCAACAUCGUUGUGUUGGAUAGACCUGGUCCUCCAACUGGUCCUAUUGAGGUUGGCGAAGUGACUGAAUCCACAGUGGCUCUCAAAUGGGCUCCUCCUGUGUAUGAUGGUGGCAGCCCAGUUACCAACUACGUUGUACUGAGACGUGAAACAAGCACACCUGCUUGGACUGAAGUGUCUUCUCAGGUUGCGAGAAGUGCCAUAAAGGCCGGCAAGCUUACCAAAGGAGAGGAAUAUCAGUUCAGAAUCAAGGCAGAGAAUCGCUUUGGUAUCAGUGACCACAUUGACACCCCACCAAUCACAGUGAAACUUCCAUACACAUUCCCUGGUCCUCCAUCAACACCAUGGGUAACCAUGGUUUCAAGAGAGAGCAUUACAGUCAAUUGGAACGAGCCUGUCACAGAUGGAGGAAACACUGUCACGGGCUACCACCUGCAGAUGAAAGAGAGAAGCAGUAUUCUGUGGCAAAAGGUCAACAAAGUAGCAAUCAUUGGAACACAGCUGAGAGUAACAAACAUCUGCCCUGGCCUCAUCUACGAAUUCAGGGUGAUAGCAGAAAAUGCAGCUGGUAUCGGAAAAAUCAGCAAAACAUCAGAAGAGGUGCUCGCCAUUGAUAACUGCGAGCCCCCGGCAGCUGUAAGAGUCUCCGAGAUCACAAAGAACUCCAUCAGUCUGGCCUGGGUUAGGCCACCUUAUGAUGGUGGCAGCAAGAUCAUUGGAUACAUGGUGGAGAGGAAGGACUGCCCAGAUGGCAGAUGGACAAGGGCAAACUUCACUAACGUGAUUGAGAUGAACUUCACAAUGUCAGGCUUGACCCAGAAUGAAUCCUAUGAGUUCAGAGUUUACGCAAAGAACGCAAUCGGUUCUAUCAGCAAUCCAUCUGAUGUCGUCGGUCCAAUCACUUGUGUCGAUUCAUGUGGUGCCCCUGCAAUCGAUCUUCCUCCAGAGUAUUUAGAUGUUGUGAAAUACAAAGCCGGAUCUAUGGUUAAGAUCAGAGUGGGGAUUCUUGCUAAGCCUCUGCCAACAAUUGAGUGGUACAAGGAUGGAAAAGAAAUGGUGUCAAGCACUACACUCUCCAUCGAGAGCACUACUGAUUCCUCUAGUCUUCUCAUCAAGGACGCAACUCGUAGCCACACUGGCACAUAUGAAAUAAAGAUCAAAAACGCUCUGGGUUCGGCAUCUGCCACCAUCAGGAUAGAAGUUCUAGACAAACCUGGACCACCUCCUGGCUUGAUUCAGUUUAUGCUAGUCACAGCAGACAAGAUCAUUCUUAAGUGGGAGCCAAUCACUGAUGAGGGUGGUGCUAAGGUCAGCCAUUACGUUGUGGAGAAACGUGAAACCAGCAGAGUGGUAUGGUCUACCGUGUCUGAGAGACUAGAAGAGUGCUACAUAGCUGUCAUGAAGUUGGUACGAGGAAAUGAGUACAUUUUCCGUGUGAGGGGUGUCAACAAGUUCGGAAAUGGAGAGCCCUUGGACUCUGAGCCUGUUGUUGCCAAAAAUUUAUUUGUUACCCCAGGACAGCCUGCCACACCAGAGGUAACAACUACAACCAAAUCAACAAUGGUAGUUGUAUGGGACAAACCAGGUGUGGAUGGCGGUAGUCAAGUAACUGGCUACUACCUUGAGAGACGUGACAAGAAGAGCCUUCGCUGGAUAAAGGUCUUGAAAGAUCCGAUUAACAACAACACUACGACUAUCUUUAACCUAACAGAAGGCAAUGAAUAUCAAUACCGUGUGUGUGCCAUCAACAAAGCCGGAGAGGGCCCCUUCUCAGAUGUGUCUGAGUACUACAAAGCAGCUGAUCCAGUUGAACCACCAUAUGAACCUACCAAGCUCAAAGUGGUUGACUCAACCAAGACAUCUAUCACCCUUGGAUGGGCCAAGCCAGAGUGGGACGGAGGCAGUGAGAUCCUCAGCUACGUUGUUGAACAGCUGACGGACGUGGAGGAAGGAGAAGAAGAGGAGGAAGAAGAAGCAGACAAUGGAGAAUGGGUUGUAAUCAGCCAGAAGGGAGAAGUGAGGACAGCAGAGUACGUUGUGUCCGGCCUAACACCAGAUGUUGACUACUACUUCCGUGUAUCUGCAGUCAACAUCGCAGGGCGUGGAGAGGCCAUUAAGAUGAAAGAGCCUGUUCAUGCUAAGGAUAUUCUGGAGGAAGCUAUCUUCGAUCCAGAUGUUGCCAUGAGAACUCACUACAUCGUAAAAGCCAAGCAGGAUGUGGAGAUCACAGUGCCCCUCAAGGGCAGACCUGCACCUAGUGCUACUUGGAUGUUCGGAGACGAGAACAUCGACAAUAAUAAAAAAUAUGAAAUCCACCACACAGAUACUACAUCAACCCUUGUUAUUCCAGAAGUCAGCCGUAAUGACACUGGUAGGUACACUGUGAAGAUUGAAAACGGUGUAGGAGAGCCAAAGUCAAUGACACUGUCUGUGAAGGUUCAAGACUCACCAGCUGUCUGCACGAACCUGGUAUUGAAGGAUGUCACUCGUGGUAAAGUAACCAUGUGCUGGGAAGAACCUGAACUUGAUGGUGGUGCUGAUAUUACCAAUUACAUCAUUGAAAAGAGAGACUCAUCCAAGAGAUCCUACUCUAGUGUGACAACCAAAUGCACAGAACAAUUUUAUACCAUUGAAGAUCUCUCAGAGAAAACAUCCUUCUUCUUCCGGGUAUCAGCAGAGAAUGAAUUUGGAAUAAGUGAUCCUUGCAGCACAGUUGAACCAGUAAAAGCUACAGAAACUCCUGGUCCAGUCAAAGAAGUUGCUAUGAAGGAUGCCUCUAAGACCUCUGUAACACUGCAGUGGGUGAAGCCUGAUUAUGAUGGUGGAAGCAUCAUAUCUGACUACGUCAUUGAGAAGAGACUCAAGGAUGAAGAGGACUGGGCAGCUGCCGGCUGCAGCAAACAAUGCGAACACGAAGUACCAAAACUCAAAGAAACCUCACAAAUGAAUUUCAGAGUUGCUGCCAGAAAUGAAAAGGGGAAGGGUGACUUCACUGAAAUUGGACCAAUUGAAGUGAAGGACUUUGUCAUCCCACCAGAGGCCAACCUGGAUGAGUAUCCAGGUGGGGAAAUCAGUGUCCGUGUGGGCCAUAAUGUACACAUUGAGUUGCCCUAUAAGGGUAAACCCAAACCUGCCACGUAUUGGCUUAAGGACAAUAUGCCACUGAAGGAGAGCGAACUAGUACGCUUCAGGAAAACAGACAACAAAGUUGUUCUCAUGAUCAAGAAUGUGAGACCAGAGCAUGGUGGGAAAUACACACUUACUCUUGAUAACAGGGUGUACAGGAAAUCCUUCAACGUUUUUGUCAUAACUCGCGGACCACCAUCAAAGCCCGUCGCACCCAUCAACUUUGAUGAGGUCAGAGCAGACAGUGUCACAAUAUCCUGGGAGGAGCCAAAUGAUUACGGAGGUGGAGAAAUCACUUGCUACUCUGUAGAGAAGCGCGACACAUCUCAGAAUGACUGGAAGAUGGCAUGCUCUAGUGUCACUGACACAACAUUCAAGGUGCCCAACUUGAUCAAGGGAAUAGGGUACCAGUUCAGAGUGCGUGCUGAGAACAUAUAUGGAGUCAGUGAGCCACUGGUGUCACCAAGCGUUGUCGCUAAACAUCAGUUCAGGCCUGCAGGUCCACCAGGAAAGCCUGUUGUGUACAACGUCACCAACGACGGAAUGACCAUUCAGUGGGAGCUGCCCGUCUUCAAUGGUGGCUGUCCAGUCAAGGGCUACCAUGUUGAGAAGAAGGAGAAGAACAGUGUCAUGUGGCAGAAGGUCAACACUGUGGCUAUCCCUGGAACAGACUAUAGAAUCCUUGGCCUUAUUGAAGGACUGGAAUAUCAAUUCAGAGUCUACGCUCAGAAUGAUGCCGGAUUCAGCCGCAAGAGUGACGAAAGCAACACCACCAUGGCAGUUUCUCCAGUUGAUCCACCUGGUCAACCUGACUACACUGAUGUGACCAGCAAUUCUGUUGCACUGAAAUGGGAUGCACCCAAACGUGAUGGAGGCAGCAAGAUUGUGGCUUACAAUGUUGAAAAACGCCAAGGACAGGGCCGCUGGCUGAAGAGCAAUUUCACUGAUGUCCACGACACCCAGUUUACUGUCACUGGUCUUGCUUGCAAUGAACGCUAUGAGUUCAGAAUUAUUGCAAGAAAUGCUAUUGGCGUAGUGAGUCCCCCAUCCAACUCAUCUGGACACAUCGUGGUCAGAGAUGAAAGUGCUUCUCCAAACAUUGAGUUUGGCCCAGAGUAUUUUGAGGGACUCACAAUCAAGGCAGGAGACAAUAUGAGACUAAAGGUAUCGAUCAGUGGACGGCCACAGCCCAAGGUUGUGUGGUUCAGAGACGGCGUGCAAAUCACCAAGUCGAUGAUGGACACCACCACAGUUGCUGGAUCUAGCAUGCUCUUUGUACGUGAUGCUGACCGCAGUCACAAAGGAACUUACACAGUGGAAGCCACCAAUAGCCAAGGAACCAAGAAGGAGGACAUCAUUGUCCAAGUCCAUGAUACUCCUGGAGAGCCGGUGGGACCUAUCAUUUUCAGCGAUAUCUCUGAAGGAAAAGUGACCCUCACAUGGAAUCCACCGGAGAACGACGGCUGCUCGGACAUCUCUCACUACAUUGUUGAGAAGCGUGAGACCUCUAAGAUCUCAUGGGCACUUGUCUCGGAUUGCUGUAAAGAAACUGUAUACCACGCCACCAAGCUGAUGAAGACCAAUGAGUACCAGUUCCGUGUUUCUGCUGUCAACAGGUUUGGUACCGGCCGACCAUUGGAUUCAAGUCCCAUCAUUGCACAAAUGCAAUACACUACUCCUGAUGCACCUGGCACACCUGAUUCCACUGCAGUUUCUGGAGACAGUAUCACACUGGCAUGGGAAGCACCCACAUCUGAUGGAGGCAAUCCUAUUCAGUACUACAUUGUUGAAAAACGUGAGAAGAAGACUGUCCGCUGGGACAAGGUGAGGUCAAAGAAGCCCAUUGUGGAGCCUGCUCACCGGGUGGAUCAUCUCACUGAAGAUAUGGAGUAUGAGUUCCGUGUGAUGGCAGUAAACAACGCGGGUAUCGGAGCACCCAGUAACAUCUCAAUGGCCAUUAAAGCCAGUGAGCCAAAAGAUAUUGCAUGCGCUUCAUCUGUGGUUCAUGUAACCGACUCUACAGAUACAACUAUCAGUUUGGAAUGGACAAAGCCUAAAGACGAUGGUGGCAGUUCCAUCCAUGGAUACGUCAUUGAGUUGCACAAGGAUACCAGAGAAUGGAUCAGAAUCAAUGAGGAUCUGGUCAAUGAUACAAAAUACAUUGCAACUGGUUUGGAAACUGGUUCAUACUACCUGCUUCGUGUUUCUGCCCAGAAUAGUAUUGGAAAGGGAGAGGAGCAAGAGAUUCCUGAGCCAGUACAGGCUGUGGACAGACACGUAAAACCUGACGUUGAUAUUGACGCUACCUUCAAACAUACACACAUUGUGAAGAAGGGAGGCACCGUCUGUCUCCGUAUCGCCUACAAAGGAAAACCAAUUCCUUCAGUUAAAUGGAGUAAAGAAGAUGGAGAAGAACUUGGUGUCAUGACAGAUAUUACUACUACAGAGACCUACACUGCUCUGACGAUAGAAAAGUGUACCAGAUACGAUUCUGGAAGAUACACUCUUACUCUGGAGAAUAGCAGUGGCGUAAGGGAAGUUGAUUUCAUUGUAAAGGUGUUGGAUACACCUGGACCUCCAGGACCUAUUGCCUUUGCAGAAGUGUCCAGAGGAGCACUGACACUGGUUUGGGAACCUCCAGCUAAUGAAGGUGGAGCUCACGUUCAACAUUAUAUUGUAGAGAGGCGUGAGGCAAGUCGUCGUACCUGGAACCAAUCCGGUGGCAAGGUCACUGCGCUAUCAUUACAUAUCCAGGAUCUUCUGGAAGGUGUUCCCUACUUUUUCAGAGUUUCAGGAGAGAACCAGUACGGUAUUGGUGAACCUUUUGAGACGAUAGAUCCCAUUAUUGCUACUGCAGAGCCUUCUUCACCAAUGAGAUUGGAUGUUGUGGACGUCACCGAUACUACAGCAACACUCUCCUGGGUCAAACCCGAGCACGACGGUGGUAGUCGUAUCACAGGCUACAUCAUUGAGCAUAAGGCAAAGACCACAGAUAAAUGGGUCGUUGGUGGUGAGACCAAGAAUGAGAGCAUCACUCUAGAAUUAUGUAGGACUGCAGAGUAUGAGUUCCGCGUUAAGGCAAAGAACGAUGCAGGCAACAGCUUACCAAGAGAAGCACUAUCCUCAGUGUUAAUCAAAGAGCCACAGAUAGAACCAACUGCAGAUCUCAGUGAAAUAACUAACCAGGAGGUCAUCUGUAAAGUGGGUAAUACCUUUGCCAUUGAUGUUCCCAUCACUGGUAGACCAGCACCGAAGGUAAUCUGGAAACUGGAGGAGAUGAGGCUGAAGGACAGUGAAAGGGUUGCAAUCAAGACUGUCAAAAACAGGACAACUCUGUCUAUCAGAGACGCCAUGAGGGGCGAUGGUGGCAGAUACUUCCUCAGUCUUGAAAAUUCUGCUGGAUCCAAGACGUUCUUUGUUACUGUCAAUGUCAUUGGAAGACCUGGUCCCCCCCUUGGACCCAUUGAAGUUUCAUCCAUAACAUCGGAAUCAUGUGAGAUUGCUUGGGAAGCACCAGAGGAUGACGGUGGAACAGAUAUCACCAACUACAUCGUUGAGAAGCGUGAAUCUGGCUCCACUGCCUGGACACUCAUCAACUCCAGUGUGAAACGCACCAACCUCAGUGUGGGACAUCUGACAAAGUACAUGCAAUACACCUUUCGUGUCAGUGCUGAGAACAGAUUUGGCACAAGCAAAUCAACUGAAUCUGAGACCAUUGUCGCUGAGAAUCCAUUCGGUCCUUCUGGUGCACCAACCAGACCUUCUGUAUACAACGUGGCUUCCACCACCUGCCACAUUCGCUGGGAGGAGCCAUACCAUGAUGGCGGAAGCAAGGUGACUGGAUACUGGAUUGAAAAGAAAGAACGAAACAACAUCCUUUGGGUGAGGGAGAACAAGAUCCCAUGCUUUGAAUGUGACUACAGAGUGGAGGGACUUAUUGAAGGCCUUUCGUACCAGUUCCGUGUCUUUGCAAUGAACAGCGGUGGCCUCGGCAAAGCUAGUGAGGCAUCCAAGCCUAUGGUGGCUCAAAAUCCAGUUGAUCCUCCUGGUAGACCAGAAGUAACUGAGGUGGGUAGAUCUACAGUGUCCAUCAAAUGGUCUACACCACUUGACGAUGGUGGCUUCCCAAUUGUGGGUUACAUUGUUGAGCGCAAGCCAUACACCAUCACUGGUGAAGGUCGCUGGCUGAAGUGUAACUACACCAAUGUCACAGAAAAUAACUUCUCAAUCACUGCACUUGGUGAAGGAGAGGUCUACGAGUUCCGAGUCAUUGCCAAGAACUCCAACCAAGUUUUCAGUAUGCCUUCAGAGUCAACCGGCGCAGUCACAUGCAAAGCAGAAUACACUCCUCCAAAGGCAGACCUUGACAGCAAACUUCUCGUUGACACGGUUACAAUCAGAGCCGGCUCAGACCUUGUUCUGGAUGCUGCUGUUGGUGGUAAACCUGACCCCAAAGUGUUCUGGGCCAAGGGAGAUAAGGAACUGGAGCUGUGUGAAAAGUACUCCCUGCAGUACACCAGCACACGUGCCAUGGCCAUUAUUAAAUUCUGUGACAGAGAUGAUACCGGGAAGUACGUUCUCACUGUAAAGAACGCCAGUGGCAUCAAGUCAGCCGAAGUUAACGUGCAAGUACUUGAUACACCUGGUGCUCCUGACGGCAAAAUCACCAUCAGCCAUAUUUCUGAAGAGAAAUGCACUGUGUCUUGGAAACCCACUCUGGAGAGUGGUGGUGACCCGGUGACACAUUACAUUGUUGAGAGACGAGACACCAACAGACUCAACUGGGUGAUCAUGGAAGCUGAGUGCAAGGAACACACCUGUGAGAUCACCAGACUGUUCAAAAACACUGAGUACCUCUUCCGCGUGAGAGGUGUCAACAAGUAUGGAUCUGGCGUUCCACUGCAAUCUGGUCCUAUCAUCGCCAGAAACAUGUUCACUGUCCCAUCUGCUCCUGGCACACCAGAGAUUCUUGCUGUAGGAAAAGAUUUUGCUAGCAUUGAAUGGUUAAAACCAGAGAGCGACGGUGGCAGUCCUAUAACUGGCUAUCUGAUUGAGAAACAUGAAAAGAAGAGUGCCAGAUGGAUCAAGGUGAACAGAGAUGCCACACUUAUGGACACAAGCUUCAAGAUAACUGGCCUCGUGGAGGGCAACAUCUACCAGUUCCGUGUAUCAGCUGUCAACAAGGCUGGUGAGAGUGAACCCAGUGAGCUGUCUCUCUAUGCUGUCUGCAGAACGCCAACAAGUACUCCUCCACCUCCCACAAUUCCACGUAUUAUUGAUACUACCAAGGACAGUGUCAGCCUUGCUUGGACCAGACCCUUGGAGGACGGAGGUUCUGAUAUCAUUGGAUACGUUCUGGAGAAGCAAGAACAGGAUACAGGUGUGUGGGUUAAGGCCCAUGAGAAGAACCUGAGACUCACAGAACACGUUGUGACUGGCCUUACAACUGGAAAGAUGUACCGCUUCAGAGUGGCUGCAGUUAACUUCAAUGGAGUCGGUGAAUUUAGUAGAGCCUGCGCAACAGUCGAGGUUAUUGAGAAAAUUGAAACUCCUGAUAUUGAGCUUCAUGAUGAUAUGACCAAGACCAUCUGCCUGAGAGCCGGAGGUUCUCUUCGUCUCUUUGCCACAGUCAUUGGACGACCAAUCCCUGCAGUUACCUGGAGAAAACCUGGUGUCGACCUCAACAACCGUGGCUUCAUUGAAGUCACUAAAACUUCCACACAAAUCAUUAUUGACAAAGUGCACCGCUAUGAUGCUGGCAAAUAUACCAUUGAGGCAAAGAAUGAAUCUGGCGAAAAGACAGCUACCAUUAUUGUCAAGGUCUAUGAUACUCCUGGUCCAACUGGCCCAAUUAAGGUCAAGGAACUUGAGAAGGACUCCAUUACCAUUGCAUGGGAUCCUCCUACUGUUGAUGGUGGAGCACCAGUGAAUAAUUACAUCAUUGAGAGACGCGAAGCAUCAAUGAGAGCUUACAAAACUGUGACAUCCAAAUGCAGCAAGACAUCAUACAAAAUCGACGGACUCUUCGAGGGAAUGCUGUAUUACUUCAGAGUCCUCCCAGAAAACCUGUACGGUGUGGGAGAGCCAUGUGAAACCCCUGAUGUCAUUUUGGUGUGCGAGGUGCCUUUGCCCCCUGCGACACUGGAGGUUCUGGAUAUCACCAAGACCACAGUAACACUUGGAUGGGAGAAACCAGAGCAUGACGGUGGAAGCAGACUCACAGGCUACAUCAUUGAAGCCUGUAAAUGUGGCACAGACAAAUGGAUGAAGGUGACAACAGUGAAGACGACUGACUUUGAGUUCACUAUGACUUCUUUGACUGAGAAAGAUCAGUUUAUGUUCAGAGUCAGAGCUGUUAACAGCAGGGGAGCCAGUGUACCAAAGGAGCUUGUUGCAGCCGUAACAGUCCAAGAACAAAGAGUUCUGCCAAAGGUUGAUCUGUCUAGCAUCCCACAGAAGUUUGUCAAUGUGUUGGCUGGUAAACCACUUGAGCUGCACUUGCCAAUAGUCGGUAGACCACCACCAGUUUGCUCAUGGUACUUCAGUGGUAAGAAGCUGAAGAUCACUGAGCGUACGAAGAUUCAGACCACUGGAAAGUUCUCUAAGCUAACUGUGCUUGAUACUUCCAUCGAUGACAGCGGCAACUACACUCUUGAAGUGAAGAACGUCACAGGAGAGACAUCUGAGAUCAUUAAAGUGAUCAUUCUUGACAAACCUGAUGAGCCUAAAGGACCGGCCAGGUUUGAUGGGGUUGAUGCCACCUCAGUGACAAUCAGCUGGGAUCCUCCAGAGAGAAACGGAGGUGCCCCUGUCAGCGGCUAUGUUGUUGAGCAGCGUGAAGCCCACCGUCCUGGAUGGCUGCCAGUAUCUGAGUCUGUCAGUAGACCAACAUUCACCUUCGUCAAAUUGACAGAAGGAGAUGAAUACAUGUUCCGUGUCGCAGCAGUCAAUCGCUACGGUGUUGGUAACUGGCUGCAGUCUGAAGUUGUGAUGUGCAAGAGCGCAACGAACAUCCCUGGACCUCCAGGCAGACCGGCAGUAUUUGACAUGUCUCGUGAUGGCAUGACCAUUGCAUGGCUGGAACCAGAGGAUGAUGGUGGAUCUGAGGUGUCUGGAUACAUCAUUGAGCGCAAGGAGGUCAGAUCUGACAGAUGGGUGCGUUCUAACAAGAACCCAGUCACCAUGACCAGAUACAGAUCAACAGGUCUGAUAGAAGGCCUUGAGUAUGAACAUAGAGUAACGGCAAUCAACGCUAGAGGUGUUGGCAAACCAAGUGUUGUCUCCUUAACAGCAGUGGCAACUGAUCCCGUUGAUCCACCUGGCUCACCCCAGAACCCAAGAGUCACAGACACCACAAAAUCAUCCGUGUCCCUGGCCUGGAGUCCUCCUGAUGAGGAAGGUGGAUGUAAGGUCUCAGGUUAUCUGAUUGAGAUGCAGAAAGCAGGCUCAGUCACCUGGAUCAAAUGUAACACAACACCUUCUCUGAUCUGUGAAUACACACUCACCAAAAUGCCCCAAGGAGAGGAGUUCAAGUUCCGUGUGAUGGCUUGCAACGCCGGUGGACCCGGAGAACCCGCUGAGGUCCCUGGAACAGUCACUGUGAAGGAAAUGCUUGAAAAACCUGAUCAUGAGCUGGAAGCCAAGUACAAGGAUAUCUUUGUCGUCAGAUAUGGCAGUGUUGUCAAACUCUCAGUGCCCAUCAAGGGUAAACCAGUUCCUACAUGCAAGUGGACAAAGGAAGGCGCUGAUGUGCCUGAAGCAAUGAUCGCUUCCAAUGACGACUGCACUGAGCUGGUAAUCAAGGGUGCAGAAAGAGACGACUCUGGCACUUAUGACCUACUGCUUGAGAACAAGUGUGGCAAGAAGAACGUUCACAUCAAGGUGAAGGUUAUUGGCCGUCCAACUGCUCCAGAGGGACCACUUGGAUUCGAAGACGUCCAGGCACAAUCUGUUAAGUUGACAUGGAAGGCUCCUUCAGAUGAUGGUGGCUCUGAAAUCCUUGGAUACAUUGUUGAGAGACAGCAGGUUCCAAAGACAGCCUGGUACACUGUAGAAACGAGGGUGGUGGACACAUCUUUCAUUGUGAAGGGACUCGAGGAGGGACAAGAGUAUCACUUCAAGGUGACAGCUGAAAAUACAUUCGGUAUCAGUGGAUCGCUGAAGUCAACAGAACCCCUCAUACCAAAGACUCCUCUCUGUCCCCCAGAGACAUCAAGCAUCCCACCAGAGGUUAUGGAUGUGACUAAGAGCUCUGCCUCUCUGUCUUGGUCAAGACCUAAGGAUGACGGUGGCUCUGCCAUUACCGGAUACUAUGUUGAGUACAAAGCAGUAUCCUCUGAGACAUGGGUUCGUCAUGAGAAGAAGGUCGUUUCAACCCAGUUUACCAUCCCUGGACUCACUGCUGAUGCUGAAUACCAGUUCCGUGUUAUUGCUCAAAAUUAUAUUGGAGACAGUGAACCAGGACCUGCAUCCGAACCAGUCACAUGCAAAGAUCCAUUCGACAAACCAAGCCAACCAGGCGAGAUUGACACAGUAACUGUCACAAAGGACGCAGUCGCCAUCAAGUGGGCGGCGCCAGAAUGCGAUGGUGGAAAGGAGGUCCUUGGUUACUGGGUUGAAUACAGGAAGUCUGCAGAGGCUACCUGGAAGAAAUGCAACAAGACACGCACCAAGGAGAAAAAGUUCACCAUAACUGGUCUGGCCGAAGCCACUGAGUAUGAGUUCAGAGUGAUGGCUGAGAAUGAGACCGGAAUCAGCAGACCACGCAGAACAGCCACAUGCAUCAAGACCAAACUGAGCACUGGAACUCAACCAAGCCUGAGGAAAGAAAUGGAUGAAGUUACGACUAAAUUAUACCAACCAGGAAUUAUGAAAUGCCAGAUUAUUGGUAGACCUCUUCCUGAUAUCAAAUGGUAUAAAUCUGGCAAGGAGAUAAUCGAGUCUCGUAAAUAUGAGAUGAGCUCUGAUGGCCGUAACCAUUCACUGACCAUUAUGACAGACCAACAAGAGGAUGAAGGAGAAUACACAUGCAAGGCUAUCAAUGAUGCAGGUGAAGCAGAGACCAGUGGCAUUCUCGUUUUGGAAACUGCUCCACAGUUCAAUCCUGACUUCCCAUUGAAGAAUACCUACUAUGCCGAAAGCGGCACUACUCUGCGUCUACAUGUUGCCUACAUUGGACGCCCUGAGCCUAAGAUCAUGUGGCUUUAUGGAGCUACAACUGUGGUGGCUUCUGAGAAUAUCAGCAUUGAAAACACAGAGCAUUACACUCACCUGGUGAUCAAGAAUGUGCAACGCAGGGUACAUGGAGGAAAAUACAGAGUCAGACUGCACAAUCACUUUGGCAGAGCUGAUACUCUCAUCAACGUUGAAAUCCAAGAUAAACCUGCAAUGCCUGAAGGUCCCAUUGUACUUGAUGCCCUGUUGAAGAACUCUGUGAUUAUUAGCUGGAAACCACCAAAGGAUGAUGGUGGAUCAAUGAUCACAAACUACAUUGUGGAGAAGCGUGAAGACAAGGAGGUUGAUGACUGGACACUCGUGUCCUCGUCCAUCACAGGCACAAACUGCCGCAUUGCCAACCUCGUAGUAAACGCUGGGUACUUCUUCCGUGUGUAUGCUCAAAAUCGUUAUGGCAACAGUGAGCCACUGGAGAUCCCUACUCCCAUCCUCAUCAAGAGUUCAAUGGAUAAACCUUCACCACCACUGAUGCCAGUGGUUUCUGGUGUGACCAACGUUUCCUGUGUGUUGUCCUGGAAACCUCCACUCAUUGAUGGUGGCUCCAAGAUCAAGAGCUACUGCCUUGAGAAGAAGGAAAAGAAGGGUGAAUGGACACCUGUCACUACUGAUGAAAUCAAAUCCACAGUCUUUUCUGUCAAACGCCUCACUGAAGGAUGUGAAUAUAUAUUCAGAGUGAACUGUGAAAACCUUGGAGGAGUGAGUGAUUGGAGUGUGGAAUCUGAACCAGUCGUUCCAAAGACGCCUGUUGAUGUCCGUGCUCCCGCCUUCAAAGAAGAACUGAGGAAUAUGAGUGUCAAAUAUAAGAGCAACGCCACCUUUGUUUGCAAGAUCACAGGACAACCCAAGCCUGUAAUUAAAUGGUUCAGACGUGGCAAGGAGAUCCAAUCUGACGGAAAAAAACUGAAGAUUCAAGAGUUCAAGGGAGGCUAUCACCAACUGGUUAUCUCCGCUGCUGAUGAGGAAGACUCUACUGUCUACCAGAUCAGAGCAACCAACCAGGGUGGAUCCAUCUGCACCACUGUCUCUCUGGAUGUUGAAGUCCCUGCCAAGAUUAACCUGCCCAAGAAUCUGAAGGACAAAGAGGCCAUCCCUGCCCUCCGUGGAGAGAUUGUGAAUAUCAAGAUUCCAUUCAGUGGCAAACCUGAUCCUGUCAUCACCUGGCAGAAGGGACAAGACCUCAUUGAUAACAACGGAUACUACCAAGUCAUCGUUACAAGGUCAUUCACAUCGCUCGUGUUCCCCAACGGAGUUGAUAGGAAGGAUGCCGGUUUCUACAUCGUUUGUGCCAAGAACAGAUUUGGUAUUGACCAACAGACAGUUGAACUGGAUGUUGCCGAUGUGCCCGACCCACCACGUGGUAUCAAAGCAAGUGAUGUUUCUAGAGACUCAGUCACUCUGAGUUGGCAAGUACCUGCUAAUGAUGGUGGAAGCAGAGUAGCCAGCUAUGUUGUGGAGAAGUGUCCCACAACAUCUGACAGAUGGGAACGUGUUGCCCAGUCUCGUGAUACUCGCUACACCAUCAUCAACCUGUUCGGAGGAACCAGCUACCAGUUCAGAGUCAUAGCCGAGAACAAAUUCGGUCAAAGUCAACCAUGUGAACCAAGUAGUCCCGUUACAACAAAGGAGGACAAAUCAAGAGUCCUUGGCUAUGACAGUGAGGUUAGUGACAGAGAUGUUCCCAAGCAAAAGGCUCCACAUUCAUGUGCCAAGGAUGUGCAUACCAAGUACAUGAUUGCUGAGGAGCUGGGCCGUGGCCAGUUUGGUAUCGUUCACCGUUGUGUUGAGACCAGCUCUAAGAGGACAUACAUGGCCAAAUUCGUCAAGGUGAGGGGUGCAGAUCAAGCAUUCAUCAAGAAAGAAAUUGCUACACUUAACCUGGCCAGACACAACAACUUCUUGUGUCUUCAUGAGUCCUUCGACAGCACUGAGGAAUUAGUCAUUAUCUAUGACUUCGUCUCAGGUCAAGACAUCUUUGAACGCCUCUUCACAGCCGACUUUGAGCUGAAUGAGCGUGAAAUCGUCAACUACAUCAGACAAGUAUGUGAAGCUCUUGAGUUCUUACACGACAAGAUUUAUGGCCACUUUGACAUCAGGCCUGAAAACAUUGUGUACACCACAAGAAAGGGCAGUAAAGUCAAGAUCAUUGAGCUAGGACAGGCAAGACACCUGACUCCUGGCGACCAGAUCAAGGUUCAGUAUACUACAGCUGAGUACGCUGCUCCUGAGAUCCACCAGAAUGACAUGGUCAGCAGUGUUACUGACAUGUGGCCAGUAGGUGUUCUAGUCUAUGUCCUUCUCAGUGGACUCAAUCCAUUUACUGCCGAGACUCAUCAGCAGAUGAUUGACAACAUAUCAAAUGCUGAAUACAGUUACGAUGACGAAACCUUCAAAGUACCUACUGUUGAAGCAUUAGACUUUAUCAACCGCCUUCUCACCAAGGAGCGCAAGCACCGUAUGACUGCUGCCCAAGCUUUAGAACAUCCUUGGCUGAAGAUGCAAGCAGAAGUACUCAGUGCCACAGCAAUAAUGACCACAAGGCAUAAGAGAUACUACCAGGCCAUGGCAAAGAAAGAAUGGGCCACUGUCGUUGCAGGAGCAAGAGUUGCUAGCGGCGGUGCAAUCAGAGCCCAGAGAGGUGUCACAGUUGCCAAAGUAAAGAUCGCACCAUUUGAACAUGGCCCAGUCGGUGGUCAAAUAAUUCAUACAGUGGUGGAUGUGGGAGCAGAUGUCAAAUUUGCUUGCAACAUUGAAAACUAUGACAGCGCCACAGAGGUAACAUGGUACUGCGGUGUGCGUCAACUAGAGGCAAGUGACAAGUAUGAAAUCGACUAUGAGGAUGGUCUAGCUGUUAUAUGUAUCAAGGGAGUCACGAAAGCAGAUGACGGCACCUAUAGAUGCAAGAUCAUCAACGAUUAUGGUGAGGACAGUGCCUACGGAGAGCUCUUUGUAAACGGAGUCAGAUCAUACCGCGAGUACUUCACAGCCCGUGUGGUGAGGAAAGUGAAACGUAGAGUGGACACAGCAAGACUGCUCCAGAAACCACCAGAGUUCACCCUGCCCUUGUUCAACCAUGCAGCUUACAUCGGAGAAGAUGUUCGAUUCGGUGUGACUAUCACUGUGCACCCUGAGCCUCGUGUUACAUGGUACAAAUCUGGCCAGAAGAUUGUUCCUGGUGAUGAUGAGAAAAAGUACACAUUCAUAACCGACAAGGGUCUUUAUCAAUUGGUGAUUCACUGUGUUGAUGCUGAUGACGAUGCGGAGUACUCAGUUGUGGCCCGUAAUAGAUUUGGUGAUGACAGCUGUAAGGCAAAACUGGCUGUGACACCUCGCCCAGCACCAGCAGACAAUACCUUGAGGCCCAUGUUCAAACGUCUCCUGGCAAACGUGGAGUGUAGGGAAGGCCAGAAUGCACGCUUUGAAAUCAGAGUGUCAGGACUCCCAACUCUGAAGUGGGAGAAAGAUGGCAUGCCAUUGGCAUUUGGUCCACAAAUUGAAGUGGUCCAUGAGGGCCUGGAUUACUUUGUCCUGCAUGUGAAAGAUACUCUACUUAACGAUUCUGGCUGUUACAGAGUUACUGCAACCAACUCAGCUGGAUCUGCCAGUUGUCAAGCCAUUCUCAAGGUGGACCGCAUCACCCAUGUGAAGAAGGUUUACGAGAGUGAAAGAGACAAAAAGAAACAAGCAGAGAAAGAACAAAUUGAGAAGAAGGUCAGAUUAUCUCAAAUCAUGUCUGGAACUGAUGUCAUGCCACUUCCUACUUUGGCACAACAAGCUUUGAGAGAAGCGUCAUUGUUGUGCCAACCAGUAGAGGCAACCAAAAAGAACAAGACUGAAGCCGAAGAUAAGAAACGGGCAGAAGAAAGGAAAAAGAGAGCAGAGGAGAAGAGACUGCGUAUGCCUUAUGAUGUUCCCCAACCUCGUGAACGUGGCCCAACUGCUCUUUUGGAAGAUAUGGAAAUCAAACACUACAAACCUUGCUCUGACAUGAAAUGGUACAAGAAACUCCGCGAUCAAUAUGAGUUCCCUGAACCAAUGGACAAGAUUUCACAGAAGAGACUGAAACGCAUCCGUCUCUCCAGGUGGGAUCAGUUCUAUGAAGUCCCUCUGCCAAGAAUCAAGGAAUCUUACAAGCCAAAGUGGCGUAUUCCACAAGUUUCACAGGAUGAUUUGGAGACUGUCAGACCUUCAAGGCAGCGCACUCCAUCUCCUGAAAUAGAAGCAUAUCACAGAAUCAGAAGAAGGUCUCUUGGUGAUCUCUCAGACGAGGAGCUUCUCCUGCCAAUUAAUGAAUAUCUGGCAAUGAAGAGAACUGAGGAGGAGAGACUUCAACUUGAGGAAGAACUAGAACUUGGCUACUCUGCAUCCCCACUAAGCCUUAGCCCUGUACGCUUUGAAUUAGGUGCACUGCGCCACACAUCACCAAGACGCACAGUCUAUGAAGGUGUGGGUGAGGGUGAAGAGGUUCCAUUAUAUGAAAACUAUCGUAUUCCUUCUAAGUAUGAGGCUGGUCCAAGCUAUGUUGACCUUCGCCUGCGCCAUGACAAGGCUACAUUCCGACCGCCAAGACAAAACCAGAGAGUGUUGGAGGAGAGGGAGGAUCGAGAGAUGCUGAGAAAUGUGAAAACGACUCAAAGAAUAACUGGUUACAAGAGUGAACUGAAACACAUGGAGUUUGAAGAAAAAACUAGAACCGUGAAGAAAGACAGAACUACAACUUCCCAUGUGUCAACAUAUAUAGCAACUAAAACUGAGGGGAGAAGGUCACCCACCCCCGAAAGAACCCGUCCGCGUUCCCCUAGUCCUCUUGCUACUGUCAGAUCAGCCUCCAGAUCCAAGGUGGAGACGGUACAGUUGGCAAAAGUUGACCACCUGGCAAGAUAUGAGUCAAGAAAAGCCGUUCUGAGAUCCGAGCGGACAUCAGUAGAAAGGAAGGAGGUUGUAAGUAUGCAGCCCUUCAGCCUCGACCAUACCCCACGAGUCACUGUGAGGAUGCGUUCCCAUCGUGUGCCAUACGGUCAGCACACCAAAUUUACACUGAACGUCCAAUCAAAGCCAACCGCUGAGGUGAAGUGGUACCAUAACGGACAACUGAUAACCGAGAGCAGGAGGUACCGUAUAUCCAACCUGAGCGGAGUUCUGUAUCUUCAAAUUCUUGACUGCACCACAGAGGACAGUGGCACUUACCGUGUUGUCUGUACUAAUGCAGUGGGAGAAUGCUCAGACUAUGCCACUCUGGAUGUCGCAGGCAUGGGAGAGUAUUCUAGCUAUAUGGCACCUCGCGAAGACGAGGAACCCCCGGCUCUUCCUGUGGCAACCAAGAUAGGUGCUUACCAAAUAUCCUCCAAGACGGUGAAGACUGUUGAAACACACGAAACACACAUGGAGGAGUCCAGCACAUUUCAAGUAAAGAAGACUACUCUACCCGCAUCUAUCCUAACAAAACCACAGUCCCUCACCUUAAAUGAGGGAGAGACUGCAAGAUUUGCAUGUGAUGUUGACGGUGAACCAGUGGCAACUGUAACCUGGAUGCGUGAGGGACAAAUUAUCGGAUCUUCUGUUCGCCACCAUGUCACUACAGAACAGUACAAGUCUACUUUUGAAAUCACCUCUGUUGAGAUGUCAGACGAAGGCAGCUACUCAAUCAUGGUGGAAAACUCUGAGGGCAGCCAAGAGGCGCACUUCAGUCUAACCAUCCGCCGAUCGGAAGCCAAAGAGGAGGUCUCUUCUACAGUGACAUACUCAUACGAAGAGCCUCCAAUGCAUUCCCCUAGUCCAGUCACAUCUCCACCAAGGAUGAAGUCUCCUGAAUCAAUUAGCUCUCCAAAGAGAGUUAAGUCCCCUACCAGCCCUACACCUAAGUCACCCACUGAGAAAGUCACCCUCAAAACCAAGCCCUCCAUCUCAUCUGGUCUUCAGGACAUGACCGCAUCUGCAGAUUCCAUCGUCAAGCUGACAGUGAAAAUGACUAGAGAUCCUAAAGCUGAGAUCUCAUGGAUGAAGGAUGGAAAGACUCUCAUUCACGGUGGAAAAUAUGAAAUUCAUGAAGAGCAUGAUUCGGCACACCUUGAAAUCUAUGAAUCUGAGGCCUCUGACAGUGGAGUUUACAAAUGCACAGUUACCAAUAGUGCUGGGUCAUCAUCCACAAGCUGCAUUGUCUCUAUUCAAGCCUCAAACAAAUCCAAAGCACUUGCAACAAAAACAGAAAUUUCAGAGCAAGUUAUUAAAAAGGAAAUUGUCUACGGAGAGGUUGAGUCUUACACAGAAAUCAAGGCAUCCCAUACUCAGAUGGCCAUGACUGAAGGCCAGUCUCUCACCCUGAGAGCCAACAUCCCCAGAGCUUCAGAUAUCAGAUGGAUCCUGAACGGAAUGGAACUGGCCAACUCAGAGGACUACAGAUAUGGUGUGUCUGGAAACAACCAUACUAUGACCAUCAAAAAGGUCAGCCAAUACGAGCAGGGGGUCAUCACAUGUGAAGCCAAAACCGAACAUGGCCUUGUCAAGUGCCAGUUCAACACUACUGUCACUGAAGCACGAUCAGAUGCACCAUCAUUCCUUGUGCAGCCACGCUCUCAGAAUGUCAAUGAAGGACAGAACGUCAAGUUCACAUGUGAGAUUGCAGGAGAGCCUGCCCCUGAAAUCGAGUGGUUUAAGGACAACAUAAUGGUAUCUAUGACCUCAAACACGAAACUGAGCCGUUCCAAAAAUGUAUACACUCUGGAGAUUAUUGAGGCCACAGUUGCAGACAGCGGCAAAUACACCAUCAAAGCCGAAAACAAAUAUGGACAGUGCUCUGCAACAUCAUCUCUCAAUGUCAUCACUCUUGUUGAAGAACCUGCCAAAAUGGUUCUAAUGGAGCAAAGAGCUGCUGCUGCCAGCUUGCACAGUGACAGUUUCUCAGCCACAUCAGUCCAUAUGGCUGGAGCAUCAAUGACACAUGAAGGUUCUUUCCAAAGACAAUUUGAAAGCAUGUCUGCUGCUAGCAUGUCCGCCAUGACAUCUGAAUCAAUGGUAUCCAUGAGCUCCAGCAGUAUGAUGAAAAUGUCAAGUGAAAUAACGUCAAGUCAUGCUAGUUCAAUGUCAACUCAUGGAUCCUCAAUGACUGCUCUUACUCAUGGUGUUGGUAAAGCUCCCAAAAUCGAAUUUCUCCCAGAGGAUGUCAGCAUUGAGCCAGGAAGGCCUUUGAGCGUGUCCUGUGCUUUCUCUGGAGACCCAACACCUGAGAUUGAGUGGACCCGCACAGGGAAACAGUGUGAUGAAGACAGUGACCGGUUCCACAUCGAGACCACGGAGGACCUCACCACCCUUGUAAUCCCCUGUGUGAAGGAAGACGAUGCCGGAGCGUAUACCCUCAAACUGUCCAACAAGCUUGGAUCUACCAUGGCAACUGUCAACAUUCAUAUUCGAUCCAUGUAAAAAACAACAACACGUAAACAUAUAAUUUCUAUCCCCCAUUUUCCCUCCUCCAGUACCUUUUUAUUUAUUGAAUUAGCAAAAAUAAUCUUUACUUGAUAAAGACCUGGAUUUCUGUUCUUGUAAAUAUGAACUAUUUUUAUACCAAACUUGACAUAAAUUUAUGCCAAACUAGACUAAAGUCUAAAGUUGUUAUAAAAUGUGCCAUAUUGGAUAAUUAUGACUAGGAUUUUUGAACCACUUUUCUGUGACAUGUACAUAAUGUAUAUAGCCGAAUUUAACGGUUAUGGAAAAUGUAUGAAUUGUUAUUUAUGACAAUAUUAACUGAAACAAAAGGAACUAAAUGUUUAACAGGAGAAAGUUUCACAUGAAACGAAUACCCUGAAAAACCUGAAACUAAACUCCGUGCCUCAACAAAAAGUUGAAGUCUUAAGAUUUCCUCAACAGGUAGAGAGGUUCCCUGUUGAAGUUUAUACUAAAUCAGAGAAAGACAAUGUUAUGCACCGUGCAUCUGUGCGUGCAAUAUUACAAAUACUCAUAUGAAUUGUAACAUGAUCAUAAGACCCUGAGUGCUGUUUGCAUAAACCCUCAUGUAAGUAGCACAACUAGGCCUUGUGUUCAGACUGACUAUGUCAUACCACCAUUUUAAUGACAUGCUCAAGGUGCGAGCGGCCUGCACUUUGAGCUCUAUUUUUAUGUGCUCUGUUUCCGGCAAUGGACAGUUGAAUUGGCUUUUUAAAACUUAACAUCACCUGGCCAUUAAAAAACAAAAGUCAAUUCAAGUACUUCGUUGCAGAAACAGUGCCACCUCUUGGAGGAUUGUUAGGUAAUAUUUUGUGUGUGUGAGUGUGUUUUAGUUUUAGAAUUUCACCUUGCCAGUAGUCAGGGUAACCAUCAAGUGAAUGUACCAUGGUGAUACCAUCUACCGUGAAACAAAGAAAGCAAAAAGCAUGAAUAAUAAUGCCCUGCACUUUGAUUUAACUGAGUCUAUUGAUGUAGAAUUACUACUAUAUUCAUCCUCCUUGAGUUUUAUUUGACUGAUUUAAUAAAGCAUGAUUUCAGCACUA